Messenger RNA from Podarcis lilfordi (Lilford's wall lizard), 93451 nucleotides. Lineage: Eukaryota; Metazoa; Chordata; Lepidosauria; Squamata; Lacertidae. The record is from the annotation of a GenBank genome assembly.
GAAAUAUUAAUCAUUUCAUUUAAUGCUAAGGGGAUGGGACCUCCUCUCAUAUUUCAGAAAGGGGCUGGGAAGUAAAGGAAGCCAAAGAUUUUCCUAUUUAAGGCCAGAGCAAAGGAAUGUCUGUGGCUGAGUUGUGUGAAGGGCCCGGUGGCUGAAAGGGCAGGAAACAAUUGAUGGUGCUCUUUUGAUUUUUCUUUCCCCCCACUUUUUUUCCUUCUCUCUUUUGCACAUAGAGUCUCAUGUCUAAUAUUUUUUAGACAUGAUGAGCUGUGUGCAGGGAGCCGUUUUGCUUUUCCUUGCUGUGUUGCAACCCUCAGUUAUUUUGGCACAACAAGAUGGUGAGUAAUUCCCACUUAAGAUUUUUCGUGGAUUUUAACUGCUCUGUUUUUCAACACUUUGUUUCUCCUCUUGCCAUAAAAUCAGCACUGAGCAAACCCAUUUUCCUGUCGCCGGUUGGAGCUAUCAAAGAGGGUCCUGCUCUGCUCUGCUUUAUUCUGUAGCAUGUAGUACUAGCCUAAAUAAAACAAACUUUAUCUGAGCUUACGCAUUCUUGUGCACCGUUUUCUUAGCUUAAGUUCUUUGCAUCCUUUGCUUUGCUUGACAAGUUCUGGAAACUUUUUAAUCUUCCUUUCUUUUAGCUGUUGGAGUAAGAUUUGUGAAUACUAGUUCAGCAAAAUCUGGAAGUCAUUUUGGCAUAUUUAACGAGGCUGUAUCUUCAGCUCCUUGCAACAUGACUGUUUUUUUAUAUAGUAAAGUAUUGCUUUGGUAUACAGGAACAUGUACCUUUUAAAAGAAAACUUUAAUGUCAAAGGAAACACUUUUGCAAACCAGAAUGGUUGUUCCAGCUUUGGGGAAAGAUUUUCCAGCUGUGUGUGGUGUGUGGGUGUGUUACUUCUUAGACAUAAGCAGAAGGAUGGAACAUACUGCUCUAAUAUUGUACCAUUAUUCACCAGAGGCUGCUUCAAGCUUCUACAUGAUCUGCUUGCAAACUCCUUUAAGAUUAAGCAGAGGGAGACUUACAUCUAAGUAAUUAUACCUAGGAUUGGGGUGCUCUUGGUGCAUGCAAAGAAAAGAUCACUUGAAAAUGAAUUGGUACUAGAUGUCCUAUACCUUUUGUAGUACAGAUGCUUUGUGACCUGUUUUCUUUUUAGAUCUUUUUAAUCAGUGUAUACAUUUUGAGCUUUGAGGUGUGCUAUGAGGUGUACCAGAAGAAACUGUGCAACGUUUUAUUUAUUUGUGCACAGAACUGGGUCGAUGAAACUGGACACAAACUAUUCAUCACCACCAAACCCACUCACGCAAUCCAUAGCUGUAAUUAUAGGAAAAGGGUUUUUUGGAACAUUCUGAAAUCCACGUCCAAAACACGCAUCACGUUUCCUGACAGAAUUCAAGUUCUGUACAAGCCAGGCACUCUAGAGACCAUAAGAAAAGGAACCACCAAUAAUAAUCUUCAUUACCUAGAAAAAACUGCAUUGCUGAAACACGUUACUUCAGAUCUUAUGAUUUAUCUGAGAUGCAUGUAAUAGCAACACAUUCAGCAAACAAAUGCUCAGAUUUCAGUGUUCACCUAAAGGACACAGUCUGGCUGCAAUUCUCUUCCCACUUACUUGGGAUUAAACCCCAUUUAACUUGAUGGCACUUACUUCUGAGCAGACAUGCAAAGGCUUGCACCCUCAGAUAGCUAUCCCCACCACGCUCCCCAAUAUUGAUCAUUCAUGUCUACUGAUUUUGUGGUUUCCCCCUGUAUGCUUUGUCUUUCAUGCAACUAUUUGCAGUGUGGAUGAUGUCAGAUGUUCAAUUCACAUCUUAGUGAAUAUUAAAUAUGAGUAUCCAACACCAUCCCUUCCUUGGUUAACCAUCAAUCAUCCAUCUUCCAAACUGCAAGAAGGAAAAAUUAACCAUUUCCACCAAAGAAGCAUGUGUUUUUUCAGUGCAAUUGCAUGAAGGAAACUUCUCUGCAUUUUGGUUGCUUUCCAUAUUCCAUUGCCUAUUUCACAUAGAUAUUUGUGCCCUUAUGGUUAUGACUAUGGAUUCUGACAUGGUGUUUGGUUCUAGUUGGGAGUCCACAUUCUGGGCAGAUGUAGCAAAGGAUUCAAUGGUGCAGCCCAAAAUGACAUUUUUGCAGAUUGUCUUGUCAUGGGUGUUUCAUUAUUUCAGUGCCAGGUUAGAUUUAAGAGGCAAGGACAAAGAGAUAAAAUUACCCUCGUGAGACUGGGUUUUUGUUGGCAUGGAAUAGCUCAAACGCAAUAUCAGGUAAAGUACUUUCUUAGCAAUGUAUCUUUCCAUACAAUGCAAGUUUCUAGGCUUCUGUUCUAGAAGCAAUCUCAUCUUUCCUCACUCUUCCUCCCAUUUUUUCCUUGCUCCCCACAAUGGACAAUGACAAAUCAAAGGCUGUUCAAAACCUAUUUAGAGAGACAAUGUAGGCAAUGAAGCAGCAGUUUAUGGUUGGUGGGUGUUAGUGUUUAUAAGGAUGAAAAAGAGAGUUUCUAAUCACAUUAUAAAGUGCUCUGGAUGUGUCAGAAAGAAUUUCCAUUUGGUCUAUAUCAAAUUUAAGUCAGUGCACUGUUUUUCUUAGCAUAUCUUGCCAACUGACAAGCUCUGGCAAGACAUUAAGGAAACUGCUGAGGAUAUACAGAACUGAGAAUGAUCAGAUGUAGCCCUACGCAAUGUUCUUCUUCUUUUCCAUAAUAACUAAAGAGGGGAAUGAAAUAGACUUGCACCAUGAUUCUAUCCUACCUUCCUAUGGUGACAGUCACAUCACCACCAGUUGCCCACUUUGUGACAUCUACAUCUGGCAGCUGAGAUACCCUAUCCUUUAUUCUAUGCUGAUAUAGGUCAUCUUAGAAUCAGGCUACAAUGGCAUCUUUGGUCUUAGUUCUGGCUAUUGGGGAAUAUCUGAGUAUUUGAAUGAUGGUUCUUUCACCAGGGCUCUUUCUUCCUUGCAAGUCUUGUUUAAUUUGUGGUUCACCAAGAUGAAGUUUCCUGGUUUGCAUGAACAUUUGUUUGAGUCAAGUCUUCUCCCUCACCCCUGCCACCGCUCCAGCUCUAACUAACCAAAGCAUCAGCACCUAUAAUGAAGGGCCAUCUAGUGGUUGCUAAUUCUCCUCCAAAAGAAUACUUAAUCAUCCUAUGCUCCAAUUAGUAUUGCCCACUGUACCACAUGAGCCUCGUACCUAGAUCCAUAUAAAUGAUGAACAUUUGCUAUAUUGGUUAAAUAGACCAAAAAGACUUGUCAUCCAAUAGCACAUUCAGAAAGUGAUAAGUAAAGGUGUUUUCUUUGGGGGGGAGGUGAGGUUGCCCUUGGAGUAAUCUCAGCACUAUCAAUAACUGCAAAGCUUUAGCUAAAUUGCAAAUGAAAAGAUGCAACAUUUAAUAACUGGACUGCAGCCAUGCUAGAUAGGCUUGGGGAUUAGUGCCAGCCUUGCCCCUUCAUGUUUGAAGCCUCCUUAUGGGUGCUUCAAGAACAAGUUAUGUGAUUAAGAAUUGCUUACAUCUAAUAGCUCUGCUUUCCAUUUCAAAGCAUUCAAGACAUAAGGGGCAAAUUGAGUCGUGCUUGGUUCUUGUCGGCACGUUUUCUGAAAAGAUAUGACCCCAUUUGGGGUUUUGCCAACAUUCAGAUGUACAAUAGAAGCAUGUUCACUGGGGAGCAAUCAGUUAAAGUUGCUUUUGAAACAGAACAAAAACAUUUGCAACUAUCAUUCCCUCCCCCAUCCCUUACAUCAGCCUCCUCUGGGAUCUGAUUUAUAUGAUACCUCUAUGUUGCGGUUGCCCAUUCCUUAUGGCUUAAUCCCACAGCACAGCAAUAAUGUUUAAGUUGGAUAAUCAUGUAGCAUUGUCAUGUCAGGUAGGAUCCCACCAGCACCACACCUUCCUGGGUGUUGGUGGCAGUGGAUGGAUAACGUUCCACACAACCUAUCCAUCCCAUCUGAUUAUCCUAUUGGGUUGGGAUCUAUCCAUGGGGAAGCACCAGCCACAUGCAACAGAGUUAAUGUAUCAAUCAGCUUUAGAUUUCCAUUCCUGAAGCAAAAACUUGGAUUGAGUCUUAUGUCACCUGCAAUCAGGAUUAUGUCGUCUGAAAUAAGAAUAUAAUGGACUCUAUCCAACUUGUGCAACAGACACCUGUACAUGCAAUGGAAUUUUCUAUACCUCUCUGCGUCCCUUCCAGCUUACCACAUGCUCUCAAAAGCAGCUCUGGGGGUUUGAGGGCCCCUCCAGAAGAAAUGUGGAGGAAAAAAGACAUCUCAUUGCCCAAGCAGAACUCCACUCACACUACGCUGGGUACAACCCCAUGUGAUCUUCUGGUUUGUCAGUUACAAUACAAGCAUUUGAUGACCCGCACAAAGCCCUGACAUUGAUUAUAGUUGAUGGCAUUUAAGCUUUAAAUGGUGCAACUGAGAAAUAGGCCAAACGCAAAACUUUCCCCAUGAUACAGGCAAGUAGCAUGGAUGGACCACAUUCAUUGGAUACAUCUGAGAGCCAUUGGCUUAAGACUACUUCAUGCAUUACCUUUUGUAACUGGUUCUGCUUCUCGUAAUACAUGUGUGUACAGUGGUACCUCGGGUUACAGACGCUUCAGGUUACAGACUCCGCUAACCCAGAAAUAGUACCUUGGGUUAAGAACUUUGCUUCAGGAUGAGAACAGAAAUCACGUGGUGGCGGUGCGGCGGCAGCGGGAGGCCCCUUUAGCUAAAGUGGUACCUCAGGUUAAGAACAGUUUCAGGUUAAGAACGGACCUCCAGAACAAAUUAAGUUCUUAUCCUGAGGUACCACUGUAGUGUCAUUUGUAAAAGACUUCUGUGUGGUUUCAAUUAGGGGUGGGGAACCUUAGGUAUGAGGGCCAAAUGUGACCAUUCAGACCACUCUACCUGGCCCUCGGGACUAACCCCAGGCUACACAUCCUCCUCAGCCACUCAUCCCUCUCCCCAGGCAACAUCCCUCACCAAUGCAACUUCGCACCCACUUUGAGUGUUUUUGCCUGGCUGAAAUGUGUCCUUGCUUGCUUGGCUGGGUGAAGCAUAGAGAGGCAUGUGCGAGUCUUAAAACACUUGUAUGAAUAUGGAUUGGGCUAAGCGUAAGCAACCUAUUUUCUCAAUUAUUGAGUUAGUUGUUCAGAAAGGCAAGCCUUUCCAUGUGUUGCUUGAAACCAGGGAUGGGAAUGAAAGCUGCCAGCUUUCAAUCUGCACUUGAUUUGGAAUCUUUGUUUCCCAAGGCUAAGCAUGAAAAGCUGUCAUUAGUUCACUGUGGGGUGUGUGGAGCUUGUAGACGGCUCUAUGCCCAGAAUGCUAUUUGCCUUCUGUUUUCAUUCUCUAAUGUGGGAAGCGCAACCUUUCCCAUCUCCGCUCAACCAAGCCCUCUUCAUCUCCACCCAAGGCCUAAUCAUGGACAACUCAUUUCUUUCUUGCAUUUUGUGUGGGGAUGUGAAUUACUGGGAGAUGGCUGAGCAAGACAUGCUUGAGACUCCCUGCUGUAAAGGCUCCUGAGUAAGAGCGCACAGCUGCGCAUAGCUGGCUUGAGCAAUGCUGAUUGCCACAUUUGAAAUGAGAGCAUUCUUGAAAGCGAGGGCCUUGAGGGGAUUAAGAGUGUUGCACAAUGUAACCUUCAGUACAGAAAAUGGUCUGUGGCUUCCUGUGAUUUAGAAAAGUCCAAAUCUAAAUUAAGUUCCAGGGAAUCCACAUCCUUUAGGUGAGUAGGUGUUCUUGGAAAUUAGGCCAGCUUCAUAAGUUUGAGGAGGCCUAUGGUUUGAUGAAAAUUAGAUAAUUACCCUUCCCUUGCAUGACUUUCCAUAUGUGCUUUUUGACUCGAGCCCAAGAUCCAUCAAACAUUUUCCUUAAGAAGCUGGGGAAAGAAUCCAUUGCUUUAUUGCAACAGGGUAGCGCUGAAGUUUCUUUUUCACUGGCGCAGAUAUUAUUUUACUUAUUUUUAACAAUGUUGAAUCAAUGCCAUAAGGUGCUCGAUAGAUCUUGAUGCUAUAAGCAGAACCUCUCUCCCUUUCCAACUUUCCAGCUUAAUCUUAGACUUCGGUGGUUAAAACAGAAGAUGGAGAGCAAGAAUUCAGAUGGAGGGCUUGUUUCUUUCUUUCCAAAAGAUGUCGUCUAGUCUAAUUCUGGCAUUCAUGUUAGACAUGCUAUCAGUUAUAUAUAUUGGAGAGCCUUUUGCUGAUUCUCCCCCCCCCCCAUGUUUUGGUGACCACUGGGAAGUCUAAUGCUCAUUCAAAGUGACAAGGUGUUAAAAUAGAAAGUUGGCUGUGCCCUGGUCUUCUGAAAUAUAGACACUUUCUCUGCUAAUACAGUUGCUUGGUUUGUUGAGGAUCUCAGGCUGUUGUAUUCUUGAUUUCUACCAUGAUCUAAGUCAUUGGUCUUAAUUUCUUGUGUCAUGACCUGCAACUGGGUCACAAGCCAGUUCUAGGUUGACAUGCUCAAGAGAAUGAGAACAGAUUUAGGAAGGAGGAUAUAAUAUGUAAGUCCAACAAUUAAAAGUGAGUCCUGGGCCAUCAAGGUGACAUGUUAAGCUCCAAGUAGAUGCAACCCAGGCUUAAACUUGUAUUGCUGUUCAAGCUGCUAGCAUAUGCUUAAAAACCUCCCUAUCCCUGUGAAAUUUAAUUUAACAGCCGUUUAUUUCUCAGGGUGUCCAAGUUGGCAUGUUUGCUUAGGCUAUAAAGCAAUGUGAACAACCCAUACAUUCUGUGGCCAAAUUUUCACCCAGUGACACUGAGCAGAGCAAGGACAGCUGCCAACAAAAUGGCUCAAACAAGGCCUUUUAAGGCUCUGUGGUCCUCGGCCCAUUCACUCUGAAAUUUCAGUGCAUUCAGGAUGUCUAUUCAGUCUAUAAACCAUGAAACUUCCCCAGUGUUUCCUAUAGAAUCCUAGAUGAUUAGUUGUUUCACUUUGUUGUUCUGUUCUAUCUUUGCAUUUAUUUAUCACAAUUUUUUUGGCAUUUUUUAAUUAUCUGCUCCAAAGGCCUCAGGUUAUCUUAUUAUCUUAUUAUAAUCAAACAGAAGCCCUACAGGGUAGAUGAUAGGAAGGGGUAGUCUGAGCAAGACUUUGGACAUAGGUCUCCCUAGAUAUGACCAAUCAUUAUUUUUAUAGAUUUAUUAUGUUUCCAUACCACGUUUUCCUCCAAUGAGUUCAAGAUGGUGUACAUGGUUCUCCCUUCUCUAUAUUAUCCUUGCAACAACCCUGUGAAGUAGAUUAGGUUGAGAGGCAGUGACUGGCCCAAGGUCAUCCAGUGAGCUCACACACAACAUUCUCCAUGGAUCUGGUCCAGUUCCAAGAAUUAUUAGUCUAACUCUAUUGCCUAAGCAAUUCUGAAAGAAUUUAAGUCCAUAAUCUGACACCAAUUUUAAAAUAAAGGAAACUCAAUGGGGAAAAUCCAAGCGUUCUGGUUUCACAACUAUUCCUGUAAAAGGAUAUGCUGUUGAGUGGCAUGUGGUGGUUGAUUUUCUAAUUUUUGCACAUUGCUGAGGUCUAAAGACGUGAUGAAUUUGGCUUGUCUUCCUCAAAAUGUUAACUAACAGCUUUUAAUUAGUCUUUGAAUCUAUGGAUCCAAGAGCCAAAGUAAUAAAUUAUGUGGCCUGCUCAGAACAUUUCUUCAACAAGCUUGAGCCUUAAUUUAAUGAGAACACCCUCUUCUAUUUUUCAUCCUCCUCUUUCUUAAGCCAGUGCAUUUUGCCCAAAUGAUGGAUUAAGGAUACAAUAAAGAUUUUACAGUUGUGUUUUAUGGGCAGAACUGGACAUUACAACAAACACAAAUGUGUUGCUAGGGGUGGAGAAGAAUGUUUGAUGCUAUUCCAUUCAUUUGCCAUUUCUAUUUCAUAGUGUUCAUUUUGAAAUUAAUGAAUCUCGAACUCCCCAUUUAGUUAAGUUUAGCUUAUUAUUUGGUCUGAAAUGAAUGACCACCACAUGGAGUGCCAAUCUUACUAUCUUCCUAGUGAGGUCUAGUUUUAACAGCAACCAAAGAUAUGAGGUGGGGCGAAGAAACUGUGUUGUGUUAGAUGUUGCAGUGGAGGAAAGAGACAUGGAGCAAGAUGGUAAUGUCUAGUUCUAUGUUAUGCUUAGGGGCACAAAAAUAUCAGUAGUAGAACAUGUUUGGACCCUGGGUGAGAACCCAGAGGCUAAGAGUGGAGUGUACCAGAAGGAAAAUGAAUUUCUAUUGGUUUAUAUAUAUAUAUAGUAACUUUGUAUUAAUGUAACAUUUUUAUAUGUAACUGUGUAUUUUUGUAAUAUGCAGUUGCCUGUUGUUGCUUCUUUAUUGCACACCACUUAGAGAUAUUUUAAUAUAUUAAGCAGCAUAGAAAUUAAAGAACCAUAAUCAAAUUUUAAAAAUAACAUAAAUCCAGCAAGAAGAAUGAAAAACAGCUUUGGGUCUUCCUCCUUCCCCCCAAAAAGCUCAACAACUUUGGUCAAUCCAAUGGGUAGAUCACUGCCAGUGUUUUUAUAAUGGGAGUAGAUUGCAGUCUCUUGGGAGUUUUACAUCCCUUACCUAGCCCAAUCCCUGCAAUGCAGGAAUCUCAUGACAGACAGUCGUCCAACCUCUACUUUAAAACUUCCAGGGAAGAAGAGUGCACCACCUCUUGUGGGAAUCUGUUUCACUGUCAAUCAGCUCUUACUGUCUGAAAGUUCUUCCUGAAGUUUAGUUGGAACCUUCCUUCUUGCAACUUGUAUCCAUUGAUUCAGGCCCUAGCCUCCAGAGCAGGAGAAAACAAGCUUGCUCCAUCUUCUAUGACAGCCCUUCAGAUAUUUGAAGAUGGCUAUCCUAUCUCCUCUUGCAAAAUGAAGUUUCAGCACACACAUACACCUCUCUCCCCACCAUAUUGUUUUAAUUCACAGUGAUCCUAAAUACAUUUGCCUAUACAAUAUGGCAAAGUAAGUGUCACCAAUUGUUGCAUAACUCAUGUGAUGUUUCAUCCUUGGGCUCCAGCUUUAUAUUCAAAUUGUGAUCGAACAGCCAAAGGUUCAUUGCAGAGUGGUGGCCUUGAUUCAAAGUAGACUCUUGUUCCAGGUGAACAUCUUUUCUAUUGCAGUCUAGCUAUUGACACAAGUAUCAAUCACAACAUUUCAGCUAGGCUAUGAACUGGAUCAACUUUUUGUUUUUACUAAAUUUCCCUAAACUUCACUUUUUGGUGACUUUGCAUAUGCUGCACUUCUCAGUGAUUGAGGUCAUGGCAUCAUGAAAUCUACUUCCCUAUCUCCUGGUUCAAAUCUACUGCUGAAAGUAACAUAUCCAUUUUUUCUUAAGAAUAGUGGUUCCACAAUAAUUCCAAAUCAUUGUAGAUAUGUGCACAUUCAUCUUUUAAUGUUAUGCCUCCCCCAUCAAAGCCCCUAGAUAACAAAGACAUACAACAGGGGCAAUUCUUUGCCAGUCAUAAUUCUCCCUGUUGCAUGAAAAGCUACAUGUACUCUUUUUUAUUUUAUACUCCUAACACCAGUCAGCUGGGUCCGAUUUCCAAAGCUUGGAAACUGUUUCAUGUCAAGAUGACAAUGGAAAACAUGAUAUAACCCUUCAAAUAACAGUCAUUUUGUAGAUUUAGUUUGGGAGUGCUUCAACCACUGGGUUUUUUUGGCUGGGUUUCAUGAAACACAGCAAAAGAGAUUCCUUUCCUAUUAGCUAACAAACCACUUCCAUUUUCCAAGAUUUCAUGUUGAAUGAGCACUGCAUUAUUUUUUAAAGUAUUUUAAAAAAAAUGUAAGUGAAGAAGAAAGAAUAUGCAGUGUCCUUUAGACAUGCCUACUUCUUCUUCUUAGUUACAUAAAAUAUAUACAUGAAUGCCUGUCAGCUUGGGGGAGGUGGGCAGAGCAAGGGAUCAUGUUCCAAAACUUACCUCUUAUCAUUCAGCUGAAUUGCUACACCCCUUUGAUAACAUAUUCUUCAGGUACUACAACUUAAUGUUUAUUUUGCUAGCAACCUUUGUACAAAAUGGUUUGUGCCCAGAGGGUUGACGGCACAGGCCUGCACAAGCUGCAAGUCACCAAACUAAUCUAGCAUAAUGGAUGCAGUGAGGCUUUGAUGGAAAUUCAAAUACACGGCCUCAAGCACAUCCUUUUAUGCAGCUUGGUUCUUGCAGGGCUGGACCACCCCCACCUUUGAACAUUUGAGUAGUUUCUGAAUCAGAAGGCUGAGUACAAAUGAUCUUCCUCCUAUCUCCCAUUACAAUGCAACUGAUACAUAGGGUUGCCAUAUUUCAAACAGUGUUGAGCUAUUUUUGUGGAAAUACGGUAAAAACGACACUGCCGACAUGCUGCCAUAUGUCUGGAUUUUCCCAGAUAUUUGUCCGAUUUCUGCCCGGACACUGCUGCCGACUGGUGUAUAUUGUAUAUGUCCGGGGAAAUCCUGAUGUAUGGCAACCCUACCCAUGUAACCUGUUUCCUUACCAAGUCAUAACUGUGUUGCCAAUAAUGGGAGUCAGUAGAACAAGAUGUUGUUGUUGAUGAUGAUGAUGAUGAUGAUUUUCCUAGUGAUCAAAACCCAAAGGAAUGAUCACUUAAAAAUACCAUAGGUUGAACAAACACCAGAACUACCAAGCGAUACCAUGCAAGAGGAAAGACUAGUAUAGAAAUGUAUCUGGUUUUUAUUGUAGAGAGCUACAAUUUCCAGAGUUCCUGGGGAAGAGGGGUUAAACUAAUCUGGGAAUUAUAGCUCUGUGAGGAGAAUAGAGGCCUCCUAACAACUACCAGUACCCUUAAUCCUCCCAGGAUUCAUUGGGGAAGCCAUGACUGUUCAAAGUGGUUCUCACUGUUUUUUAAAUGUGGUCAAGAUGGGGGAUGGGUCUUUGUUGUGAGAACGCUCAUUCCCUAUGAACUUCUGUUCCUAUUUCUCAUGGGUUCACAGUUCACAGAAUGAGUUGUAGGCAGCCUCAUUUACAUUCCAGUUCUGUCAUCAAUACAGUCUUCACUCCAAACUAGAUGCCUAUUACAGAUGAGGGAAUUCCAAGGCAUGCAGGCCUUUGUGGACUUUGUACCACUGAACGACACAGCUAUGCCACAGAACAAGAGAGUUUCUGAGCUGCUGAUCAGUCCAGUCUCCAUUCUUGGGUGAAACACACAGGUUCCCAUGGCAAGUGGAGAUCAGGUAUCAAGAGAAAGCAAGCAAUCCCAAAUUAAUUUGCAUCCCUGUUUAUAUAAAGAGUGCCUAGUUUUUCAUAAUUCCUGUUUCCCAUCUAGAAACUGGUGUGUUGUGCCUAAGGAUGGUAGCUGAGCUGCGUAGCAGUUGGUUGUAGUUACAGAUAGUUGGGGGGACUGGACCAGCCAUUAUUUGUUUUCUCCUUCCCAGCAGGCCUCAAAGCACCUGAAAGGGCCUCAUUUGAAUAUCUGCUACAUCCUCCCAUGCGCCAUUUUACCAGAGGAAGACAUGGAUGACUUUCUUCUUUCUUCCCAUCCCACCCUUUGCAUUUUCAACCAUCUGGUCCAGUGUUUCCCAAACUUGGGCCUCCAGCCAUUUUUGCACUACAAUUCCCAUUAUCCUUGACUACUGGUCCUGCAAGCUAGGGAUGGUGGGAGUUGUACUCCAAAAACAGCUGGAGGCCCAAGUUUGGGAAACCCUGAUCUAGUCUGAUGAAAAAUUUGGGGGUACUCAUGACCCGGAAGCUGUACGCCGGCUCCCCCGGCCAAUAAAGCGAGAUGAGUGCCGCAACCCCAGAGUCGGUCAUGACUAGACCUAAUGGUCAGGGGUACCUUUACUAAGUGUCUGAUAGCUGAGCAAUCUCACCACCUGUCAAAGAUGGCCUGUGGGCUUAGGGAGAUGAGAUGGCAUACUCACCACUGGGAAACCCAGCAGAACUGAACUCCACACAUCAGAUUCUGUCAUUCAUUUUUUGUCAGCUGAUAAACAGGUGGCUAUGAUAUGAGUGAAAUGACCUCAUGAACCAAUUUGGGCACCCUGGUGGGCAAAGACUGGCCCAAAGCAACUUGUUCCCCAUCCCUGACAUAGCUGCAUCAAUGUAGAAGAAGUUUUGACUCAGAAGCCUUUCAAAUGGCCUCCAUUUGGUGGUUCUUCAAAAGAGAAAGAAAAAAACCAGGAUAAAGGUUCAGGUUGCAACAUAGUUUAAGACUAUCUCAAUCUUAAAAAUAUUAAGGUACCGCUAUAGCAGUUUGAUACAUUAUUUAUUUUUAAAGUAUCAGUCUGGGAUAAAGAAAAACUAUCUCCCAAUGCCAUGCAUGUUUAGCUUAGAAGACCAGGACAGAUGCAUAAAGAUAUUUCAGCAGAAAGCGCAUAAUGUAAUGUAUAUGAAGAGUUAUGUUUUAGUUGAUGUGCCCGAUAACAAAAAACUUCCAUGUAAUUUCAUUUUAUUUUGUAGUCAUUUAUUUUAGAUAGCGAGCUGGAUCGCUUUAAUGUACAUCAAAAUGAAUUACCUGAGCUAAAUUCUCCACUGACUUAUAAGCCUUGGAAUCAUCCAAGCCACUUAUAAAUUAGCUGAGAAUUAGUCUUCUGCCAGGGAUGAAAUAUUGCUGCAGUUUGAGACAGACCAGGAAUGCAUUUCUUUCCUAUCUGAAAUAUAAAUGUACUGCAAUAUAUAAAACCUUGACAUCUCUGGAGGAAAGUAAGGUAUCUCCAUAGAAGUCCUUUAAAAGCUCACUGCAUAGAAGAUGUAGCUCUUCGUCUUGGCAGGAGAAGAUCAUUUCCCCUACUUUUGAGAUUUUUCCCCAUGCUUUCUCAUGCUGAACGGGAAACCCAUUUGGCAAACUCAGACUUGAAGCAGCUCAUAUUUUCACUUGAGUAUAUUUGGGUUUCCAGGUCCUCAGAAGGAGAAAUAUGCAUCACAGGUUAAGAACAUAAAAACCAGAGCCUGUCUGCUGGACCAGACGAAAGUCAUCUAAUCCAGAACAUCCUGUUUCCAGUUGUCACCAGCCAGAUGCUAUCCCCCAAACCUUAACACACUGAGUGUGAAGGUCCGCAAGGAGAUUUUAACUGCCUGCAUCUGAACAUAGACAGAAUCCUCCCUUUGAUCAGGAAAUCGAAUUGCACAGGGCCAGGGCUAGUCUUGCACUGGGCAGAAUGAGGCAAUUGCCUCAGGCAGCAAAUAUUGGGAGGGGAGUGACAGUCCUCACUCCCUAGCUGGUUUUUUCUGAGUUCCCUAACCAUUCCUCUCUGUUGGAGAUCAAAACUAGGUGUCUGCUGUCCUCACAUGUGGGGCAGGAUGCUUUCCUUUGUUGCCAGGGUUCAAGCAAGAUUCCAGGUCCACUUGACUUCUGUACAUGCAAUGCCAGGGCAUGGUGGGGAAGAGAUCAUGUGCUUUGUGGUACAUAUUACUGCCAAAGGCAGCAGAAUGCCUUGGGCCAGCCCUCUACAGCUGUGGUUUUCAACCAGUGUGCCAUGGCACCCCGGGUUGACUUGAAUGAUGGUCAGGGGUGCCAUAGGCAACACUGGCCUCUGUCCCUUUUUCCUUCCCUCCCUCCACUGAUGUCCCCUCAUGUCUCUGCCUCCCAAAGGCUUGCACAGUUGUUUAUUGCAGCAGCCCUGGCUACAAGCUCCUCUUUGGGGCAGGGGCGGGGCAGUUCAGAGACCAGGGGCAGCAGCUACAGCUGCCCAGAGGACUCCCAAGGAGAGGGGAGAGGAGGCUGAGGGAACAAUCCACAAGGGUGGGUGUUCAAAAAAGGGUGAGAGGCUGGCAGCUCUGCAGGCAAGGGGUGAUACAACUGGGCUCCUGAGCCCCACAGGGGUGCUGCAGAAAAAAAUGUAGUUGAUCAAGGGAGCCUUGGACUCAAAAAGGUUGAAAACCUCUGCUCUAUAGAGUUCCUGGUUUGGGAGAGGAGCCUAACUGCAUUAUACUGAAUGCAGGCUUUCAUCUUCAGAACUUUGCAUGGAACACACAGAGUUUGGGAGAUCAGCCGGUAAAUGGGGACACUGGUGGAAGGACAUUUUGAGGUAAUGCACAUUCUUUUGAAGACCUUGCCAUGCGGAAUUCAAAAAUACGUGUUGCCUUUUUAAUUAUUCCCGAUCACUCCUAAGUGGUCCAUAAGAAAGGCUUGGCUUUCUUCAAGGUAAUCCAUAACACUGGUGUGGUUACAUAUAAGGCCUUUUGUAGAAUGCAAAAACAAAUAAAGAGAUCAUACCUUUGGAAAAAUGUUGAUUAAGCACUCCCAUUUUUACUUGCAUGUUUCAACUUUGGGGGCAUAUCUCUGCCUGCAUUUAUUCAUCCCUUUUGGCUAAUGGAUUGCUAUACCAAACAGCAAUUCAUUGACUGACUGAAGACAUUUAUAAAUCGCAUUUGUCAAUGAUUUCAGGGCAGGGUACAGUAAAGCCUCAUUUAAAUCAAAAGUGCCUCCGGUUUUUAUUCCUCUGGCUGUGCUAUAGUUUUUCUCAUUGUGUACAAGGCUGCUUUUUUGUGAUAGGUUACUGGCAACUUUUUUGUUGCUUAUCUCUAUCACACAAAGGUGACUAAUGGCAAGCUGUUACUCUAAUCUAAGGUAGAGACUGAUGGCAACCUUUCCAAAAUAGCUAUCCCAAAGAUACAAUGACCGUGGUCCAGAAUGGCAAGAUGGUACAAAUGUGGAAAUAAAUCAGCAUUCUAGCCAUCUUCAGGCAUUUGUUACCUGUGUGAAAGAAAUAUCUGAGGUGAGCCAUGGGGAUGAGCCUGAAGGGUCCACCACCACCACCCCAAUCACAUUUUCCUUGGCAGAUGACCCAAAGUCAGGGUCCUACUUUACUCAUUCAGCUCCCCCACCCCUCACAUUUUAGAAUCCAUAUUUUCCCAUGAUACUCAAACAUGCAGGAACCCUUCACAAGUGCAAGAGGCUCCUUGCUUCAAAAUGCUACCCUCCAACUCUGAAAACUGUAAGGGGGUGAAGCUCACAUGCUUCUCCCUGCGACCCCACCCCAGAGAGUUUCCUUAACCCAAAUUGUGGCUCCUUUAACUAGACUUCACUGUGGGAACAGACCAAUUACUCUGAGACAGUUUUCGGGCAAAUUAACAAUGAUGUUCAGCGAUUGGAAGCACAUGUUAUAAUCUUCUUGAUGCAAGAAGCCAAACAUGAUCGCCGUGUUGUAAUUCUUAAAUUCAUACAUGCAUGAGAAUGUUUACUUGAUUCCAUCAGGACUUAAUUACGGGUAAAUUAAUUUAAGAAUGGUGUCUUCGGUUGCAGUGUACAAACCAUUUGUUCUGGGAACGUCCCAGUCAAAGAAAAUGAUUGCUGUUUCGGAUUCUCAGGUCUCCUCGAAUUGGAGACUGCCCUUUUGUGCAUCUCACAAGCAUGUGGAGGGAAAUGGCUUCAUGAAAGCAUGCUGACCUACGUGAUUGCUGCAACAUUUGAAGUGGGUGAACUCACAUACCAGCGAGCUUCCGAUCACAUAGAGAGGUCCCUAAACUACCCCAAAAUGUGGAAUAGUUAACCAAUUCUCCUCCAAAUAUUGUUGAGCUGUACCUCCCAUCAACCCAGACUUUUGGCCAUGGUUUAAACACAGAAAAAGUUGUACGUAGGUCAGAGUAGAGCCUGCUUCAACACAGCCAUCCUUUCCACAUACAUAUUUAUGAAGAGCUGUGAGAACUGAAAGAGGUACUUGCAUUCUUCAGUGCCUUCUCUAAAGCCAUUGGUUUCAGAGGAGGUUAAUCACUCUUCAGUCCCACCGAAAUCAGUGGUGUUUGAAUUUGUUGCAAUGCAUUUGUUAAAUGCAAGACAUCUCUCUGGAUUACAGCCAAUUUAAAAUGCCAAUUAAAAAAAACACCAGGCUGUGUUUUUAUUCAGUAGAUUCCUGGGAUACAAAAUGAAUAGCAUUUAACCUACUUGCCCUGUUUAGAAGUUCACUGGAAGUAUAUGGUGGUGGGAGCAGAACUACACAAUCUAGCCUGAAGGUCCCCAUUCCUACUGGCUAUAGCUAUAGGUUAAGACUUUUGUAGUUGACCAGGAAGAUCUUGAGGGUUAAUCUUCUUGUGUCCUGCUGAAAUAUAUGCACAAUCCUUCACACUGCAUGAUUGAUGCUCCUCAUUGUGUGGAGGAUUCUCAGUGUGUUCAGCUGAGAAGCACAUUCCUCUUCUGCCCCUCCUACUCAAUAUGCAAAUGUUGGGGUGGAGUCAGGAAACAUAGCCCUGCCUGGAGGCACCAUGCCUGAACAGGGCUGAUGCAUUUGUAACAUCCCAUUAGUACAUGAAUUUUACUUGAGGUGCUAAAGCAGUGCUGGGGAGAAUGGUAGACUCAGCUGUUUCUCACUCUGAGGAAAAGCCAUUAGUUUUUGUUGGCUGAUUCAUGUUUUUAUAGUUGUUGAAUUUCCUCAUAUUGGGCAGCUACUGCUUUUGAAAGCCAGUGGUCCCAUAAGAGUCACUGAAUCUUCUGAUGUGUUGACCCAUUUCCUAAGACUCCCCCCAAAGUGCCACAUGAUCAACUCAGCCCAUAUGGUCUCAGUCACAUAAAUGCCUCUGCAGCAUGGGUCCUCAUCACAUUGAUGCUGCUUACAGUAUGCUGGGCAUCUCAUUACAAGGCCAUGUAGCUUGUUAGGUCUGAUCUCUCUCUCUCUCUCUCUCUCUCUCACACACACACACACACACACACACACGCACAAACACACAACCUUUCCCACAGCCUGCUUAGCAAGCCUGCCAUUGGUCUGUUCCUUGCUUACCUCACUAAAUCACCAUGUAUCUUUUGUCUAUCCUCAACCUAUUUCUGGUCUUCAGCCAGAAUGCAAAUCACCAUGGAAUGGAAGAGAAGGUACUCCCAUCUGCUGAUGCAAGUAUACCUGAGAGAAGUCUAAGGGCCUCUUCACUGGUGUUGAUGAUGAGUAGGAGCUCCUCCUUAUGCUCAACUUCCUUUCACACAAAAGAAACAAUUCAUUCCUUAUAGUGUCACCAGCAGCAUGAAAUCCAUCCCUGUCCAACUUUUUGUAAGUGCUAAUUGCUUAAUUUGCCUUCACUGGCCUGGAACUGGGGAAUUCAGGAGAUGAGAGACGGAGAGGGGGAACAUAAUUUUGUGAGCAACCUAGUAGAAAAUUGAUGUCACUCAUGUUCAGUCUAAAUCAUAAAUCAAGUGCUGAGGCGCAUGGCAAAGGAGCCUUGUUGAACACAUGUAUCUGAAUUUCAACCUGCGUGCUGUACAACGCAAGCUUUUCUUGUAUGGGCAGUCAUGUCAACUUUUGCAGCUUAGGGAUCAGAGACAUUGCAUGUAGGAAGAAAAGCCUCGUGUAAAAUAACAAAACGUACUAUAGAGUCAAGAUAACAACAUGGUAAAACAGGCAGCGGUAAAAACAAUGCUUAUGUCCCAAAGUCCUAGCAAAAUAAAGUUUUAGAAACUUCUUAAUUGGGCAUCAAUACAGGCAAAAUGGGAUAAAUUCUGGUGGCCUUGAAUCACCAUUCAGCUAGCUAUGGGCAUUGGUGAAGAAACACCAUUGGUGGUUGCACAAGCUCAUGGAUUAAGUCAGGCUUCCCCAACCUUCAGCUCUCCAGAUGUUUUGGACUACAAUUCCCAUCAUCCCUGACCACUGGUAGGCUAGGGAUCAUGGGAGUUGUAGGCCCAAACAUCUGGAGGGCCGCAGGUUGGGGAUGCCUGGAUUAAGUCCAUAUUCUGAUGUCAUGUAAACAUAGCAGGAUGCAGUGAUUCUCUUGGUAUUUGGGCAUUAUAUUUGUAGUUGUCACUUGUUAUUAUGAAUCAGUCAAUUCUGUUUCAAAAAAUUGGCCUGUUUCCAAGGUCUGAGGAUAUUGGGCAAAGAGAAAAUAAUGUACAAUUUAAUCCAAUCUAACAUUUCCUGCCCAAGGAAAUGUCAUUUUGCACAUUUUCUUCUCAUUUCUCAUUGCAGUGGUGCACCAUGAGCUUGAGAAAGAAAGAAAAAUAGCAUGUCUUCAAUUUGCAAUCCCACCAAUCAAAAUUGCUCAUAUCCAUUAAUUUAAAAUAGCUAGUUACAGGUAGGUAACUCUGUUGGUCUGCCGUAGUCGAAACAAAAUUUUAAAAAUUCCUUCCAGUAGCACCUUUGAGACCCACUAAAUUUGUUAUUGGUAUGAGCUUUCGUGUGCAUGCACACUUCUUCAGAUAGAAUUUUUUUAUUUUAAAAAAGCUAGUUUUAGUUGAUGAAUCUACUAAUACAGCCAGUGAAAGAAAGCAACCCAACUGGUAUGUGCUGAUCCAAAAUCAAGCAACUGAUGAUCAAGUGAGCCAACUGGAGUGACAAAUUAUAGAUCCGAUUAAAUGAUACAUUACUUUCACUUUGCACCAUAUCCUCCAAUAGGGACCUUUGUUGAAGUUUUGGAAAUUUCUUUGCCACUAAAGAACCGAAGCGGUCCCAAACAUUUACAUAUUUACAUCUUCAGUAUAGGCAUAAGAUUGUGUUUCAUGAUGUUGUGAUGGCAGAGAAGUAUCCUAAGAUAGGAGUCAGCAACUAGAGGGAGAUUGGUGUGUGCCAAUCCAGAGGCCAAAGAAGGGCAUAAGAACAGUGUAAUGUGGCCAGAGUGAACCAACAGUCUCAAAGGUGGGUUGGAGAAGACUUUUGGCUGCCACCCUAAACUCCCUGCCCCGCCCUAGCAAAACUAGUUGAUAUAAGUUCUUGCUUGGUGUUUCAUCUGUUCCUCAAUCAGGCUAUUUAAGCUGCCAAAUACACAGUUUAAAAUUCAGUAUACAGUAGAUUAAAUGCAUAAUAUGGUAAUAAUCAUUAUCAUGCCACCAUUUGUGAUUUUUUACUUCACUAAUUAUGCUAUUUAUUAUAAACUAAAGCAAUAAUCCAUCGGGGGAGCGAGGGAGGGAGAAUUCUAUAAAACAUCUGGAUGAAUUUAAGUGCUGACUGUUCCCUCAAAUGAUACCAGAGGCGUUACACAUGAUUGUGUGCAUCUGUACAAAAAGAGAACAUUGUAUUUUUUACUCUUCUUGGCAUAUAAGCCCCGGAGGAGUGGUGUAGGGAGUAGUGAGAAAAUGUUUGGGGGCAUGUGUCCAAAACUCCAUGCAUUGUGUAGGUGUUGGGAUUUUGGACUUGUUUGCUUGCGAAUCCUUUUUUUUCUCCCCAUCCCACUCCAUAAAGAUAUUCAUACACAUAGUGUUCUGGUGCAAUGGAACAAUUAAGAGACAUAGCACUGCAAGUCAAUAAUUAUGUAUAUAGGGUUUGUUUUUCUUACAUAAGGAUUACCUAAUCAUAGCAACUGAUGGCUGUGAGGCAUUCCUGCUGCAUCAUAAAUACAGGUUAUAAAAUGGAUUUUUCCCAUUGAUGCACCAUUUAUUGAAAGAGGAGGAAAGGGUAUGGGAAAGAAAAUAAUGCAUAACAUAAACAGAUUCCAUAAUUAUCUCUAGGGCAAAAUGAGUUAGAAAUCACUACAAAUGACCACUGCAAGAUUAUUGGGAAAUCUCUGCAGUUGCUCCAGCAGGCUCACCGAUGAAAUUAUUUGCUGUAAACAAAAAUAUUUCUUACAUCAGAGUAGGAAUCCCAGCUCUACUGUAGACAUGGUGUUUUUCAGCUGCAAGCAAGUGGUUGUUUUAAAGAGAGUUCAAUUAUGAUCUGUUUCUUUCAGCUCCCUAUUCUGGCCAGCCAGGUGUUGUUGUUUUUAAGUGCUAUGCAAAGCCUUCGAGACCUGUUUGCUCAGAUGCUAUAGUGACCAGGAAAAGAAACAGGCAGCAACACCAUGACCAACAAUAGUUCUCUAAUUUCAACCCUCUGCAGCAGCAGUUUCCAACCUGGUGCCCUUUGGAUGCUUUGGGCUACAACGCCCAUCAUCCCUAACCAGUGCAGCCAUGUUGACUGAGGCUGAUGGGUGCUGUAGUCCAGAAUAUCUGGAGGGCACCAGCUUGGCCAAGGCUGCUCUGGAAAGGAACUUAAAAGCUUGUAUUAUAUUCUCCCAGUUAACACUGGUUCAAUGGGAGCAGCUUGGGUGGUGCAUCUUGUUAUUACUGUUCUUUAGAGCCCCGGUACUACUGGUUCUGCAAAGGGCAUUUCCUUACACAGAGCCCCAGGUGAACCCUACAUUGUAUUUGUGGCUCUAAUGCAAAUUAGCUCACCUAGUCACUUCAGCUGUGGGGAAAAGCUGAGCGCACACUCCAUACCUUCCAACAUAACGCGACCCAAAUCUAUGGCACCAUCUUUCAGGUCUGCACUACUGUGCAAGUCACAGGACCAGUGUUGGAUUUAUGUAUAAGCUAAACAAGUUAUAGCUUAGGGCCCACUCUCUUGCAGGGGGCCCCAAAAUAUUCUUCUUCUUAAUUGUAUUUCAAUAUUAAUAUACUUCUUCUUAAUUGUAUUUCAGUUCAACAAUUACUUUGAUAAAAUACAUAUUUUGUUAUGUGCAAAUGGCUUGAGAUAAAUUAGGGUUGGUCCAUAAAUUACCAUAUAGCAUAUAUUCAACACACAAAAAACAGCAACAAUUUGUUGUUGACAAAGGACAGCUGGACAUAGAAAGGACCCCAUUACCUUCAGUAGCUUAGGGUCUCAUCAAACCUAAAUCUGGCCCUGCACAGGACCCAUGCGAGAUCUCGAGUCUGCCCCCAAACAGGGUUUUUUUCAGACACAGUGCCCCAAAAUGUGCAUUUGGGGGCACCAUGCCUCCCAAAAGUACAGCCUGAGAGCACACGAGAGGCCACUGUCCUCUUGCAAGAAAAAAUAGGGUGCCCUGUGUGUAUUUUCCCCCUGUUUUUUCCAGGGCAGUGGAUGGGUAUGACACUGCCUCAGGCAUGUCUCUUUUUGUUCUCCACUUGGAUGAAUGAGGGAGCUGUUAUAAUGGGGAAGAAAUUAGGGAUUCUAGUGAUUUUAGUGAGGUCAUAUCCAAGACCUCACCCUAAGCUAUUGCUGGAUCAGGCUGAAAAGCCUGCAGAAUUCUCUCCACAUUCUAGCUUUGUUAAAAUAUUCUUCUGCCUAUGUCUUUGCAAGGGGGAAACACCCCACAUGAGUAUAAAGACUAGCAUAAUCCACAGAAGGACAAAAAGACUCCUUUCAUGCAUGCUCUUGUGUUAUAUUCACAUCUAAUUAUAAGUCUUAUGAGCACAUUUUUUCCACUCGCCCGCACUCAGCACUUAUCUAAUUGCCCAAACUGAAAACACUCUGCAGUUUGGCUCAGCGAUCCAAUGAGUUCAUUUUGAGACUAUGCUUUGCUUGUAUUACGAUUCUCGGGAUGGAAUGAACAUCUUAACUUUUCUUGUAAACAUUGCCAUAAUAACAGGCACUGGAUUCUUUGGCACCCCACUCCAAGGGAAAAUAGAUUUUGAUGGCCUUCAUUUGUGUUGGGUAAAUGAAAAGGGAUAUUGUUCCGAUUCUCCCCAUCAAAUGUCUUUCAAGGUGCAGGUGGGAAUCCACCCAAAUUCAUGGACAGGUUUUGUGUUGCUGUUUGUAAAUCCCAUUUCUGUGCCCAUCGCCCCUUCACAUGCAUGCAAAUCUGUGUUCGCCUCUUCACACAAGUCAUGCAAACGUCACCCUUCUUCAUUCAUUGACUCACACACAUGACCACAUGUGCAUUCUAGAAUAUGCAUGUAUGUAUUAUAUACAUAGGGACGUGGGUGGCGCUGUGGGUUAAACCACAGAGCCUAGGACUUGCCGAUCAGAAGGUCAGCGGUUCGAAUCCCCAUGAUGGGGUGAGCUCCCAUUGCUCGGUCCCUGCUCCUGCCAACCUAGCAGUUCGAAAGCACCUCAAAGUGCAAGUAGAUAAAUAGGUACCGCUCCGGCGGGAAGGUAAAUGGCAUUUCCGUGUGCUGCUCUGGUCUGCCAGAAGCGGCUUAGUCAUGCUGGCCACAUGACCUGGAAGCUGUACGCCAGCUCCCUCGGCCAAUAAAGCGAGAUGAGCGCCGCAACCCCAGAGUCGUCUGCGACUGGACCUAAUGGUCAGGGGUCCCUUUACCUUUACCUAUUAUAUACAUAACCUGCCUAUUAAUGGCAGAGGCAGCACAAAUCCUUUUCAGGUUAAACAUGGUGUCUGUGGGUGCAAACGUUUCAUUAUCUCCUCCCUUCACCCUAAACAUAGAGGAAGACACAAAUAGCCUCAAAUGUCUAUAAGUGACCAAAGUAAGCAAGCUAGGCUGUGCCCAAUAGGUUAGGAAAACAAACUCACCUGACAACAAUUAGCACAAGAAACAUCCUUGCUGACCUCCAGGAAGAUCUCCAUCACUGGCACUCCAACCCCAGCAUAACAGAACAAUCCUAACCUGCAGAUCCACUGGCUGGUGGCAGUUCGGAAGGAGUGAAGGUGCCUGGGACUGGGAGGAGGAAGAGUAAGACAGUUUAGAAUUACAACAGGGGGUUGAGGAUGGUCACAGCUCAGAGGCAGAUGAGGGGAAAAGUUGGGAAAUAAUGGGAGAGGAGGAUGCACUGGAGGGGGGUAACAGCUGACAGACACGGUGUCUUUAAAAGCAUUCCAAGCCCCACCCCCAUCUCCCAGAACCCAGCAAGCCUUAAAAGUAGGAGAGCAAAGAGCUCAAAGACAGAAGGCACGUAGUAGCACCCGUAGAAGUGAUGAAUGAGGAAGUGGGAGAGACAGGGGGUGGAGAUUAACUCUGGACAACGCCAUUAUCCAAUAGGCUGGGUUCUAAAGCCUCUCUCUGUAAAUACUGAAUAAAAAGCAGAUGGUAAGAAACAUUUCCUUGUCUUUGUACAUUCUUGGGCAACCGGCCAUGGGAGUCGCUGGCAGCAGCCUGACACCCCUGGUGCAGGACCGCUUCAUCGGCAGUGGGCAUGUCUGCCACAAUGCCUGUAAAUAGCUCCCCAGGUGUAGAGCUACUGUUGGUGGUUCCUUUACCAGCCCAAAGUAGGCCCCGAGGUGGGACAGUCUAAGCUGGGACAGGACAGGAAGGAGGCCAAGGAUCCUGGAGAAGUAAAGGGAAGAUAAAUAAAGAGAAUAUAUGUGCAGGGGAGAGGAAGGAAGUCAAUGUUUAUCUGGAAACCUAUUCCCAGAUAAGUCAAGAAGCCACAUCUGCCACCUGGCCAGGAAGUACAAGCCAGGGCUUCAGAUGUAGCAGAAAAGCUGCCUUUUCACAUACCUCCCCCCACUUAGGAUUUCACUGAAAGACAUUAGCCACUGUACUCACUGCUUUCUUUUGAACAGAUAUACAGUACUUGUUCUCACUCAUCAACUACAAGCUAGGGAACAGUGAUUGCUCUGACUAAUGCAAUAUCAGGUGUUUUAUCCUUUGCUCUGAAAUAGAGAAAGAAACCACCAUUCCUUUGGCCAUUCUCCCAUAGGUGCAGUGAAACCCAUUAUAUUGACGCACACUGCAUAUGAAAAGUUCUAUGUAAUUUUCCAUCAACCCUGACUAGUUAAACUAGAAGCAGCUGCCGGACAUGGCAGUCUUGCGCAUAAGACUGGUGGGUAGGAAGAGGAGGAGAUACUUACUCAUUUCCCUGUAGGACCUCUUUUCUUCAAAAUCACCCCACCCCACUCCAGAUGGUUUCUCAGCACCCACAUAAUUUCCACUGCAGGGUUGAAAGCAGAAGGGAGGGGCCUAAUUUUGAAUGGUAAAGGUAAAGGACCCCUGGACGGUUUAGUCCAGUCAAAGGUAACUAUGGGGUGCGUCGCUUAUCUUGCUUUCAGGCCGAGGAAGCUGGCGUUUGUCCACAGACAGCUUUCAGGGUCAUGUGGCCAGCAUGACUAAACCGCUUCUGGCACAACGGAAGACCGUGACGGAAGCCAGAGCGCACAGAAACUCUGUUUACCUUCCUGCUGCAGUGGUACCUAUUUAUCUAUUUGUGCUGGUGUGCUUUCAAACUGUUAGGUUGGCAGAAGCUGGGACAGAGCAACGGGAGCUCACCCCGCUGAGUGAAUUUGAACCACUGACCUUCUGAUUGGCAAGCCCAAGAGGCUCAGUGGUUUAGACAACCCAUGUCCCCCAAUUUUGAAUGGAGAAUCAACUGGCAGGAAACCAAUCAAGUUUCUCCUCCUUGAUCGAUGCUAAAGACUCUCGCACAGCCCUUCCCAGCCUGAUCUUCUCCAGAUGUUUUGGACUAUGACUGCCAACUGUCCUGCUGCCUCAGGUGCAGUAUGGGGGUUGCUACCCCAUCAUCAGUACUGAAGUCAACUUAUGUAUGUGGUAUGGGCAAGGGUGCCAUCUCAUCCUUUGCCCGAGCUAGCAAAAUAGACUGAGGAGACCCAGAAUCAAAUUUCAGUCAUGAAGCUCAUUUGAUGACCUUAGACCAGUCAUCUCUCAACCUAAUCUACUUCACCGAAUUGUAAGGAAGAAAUGGACCAAACCCAAGUAUGCCAUCCAAAGGUUCUUGAAGGAAAGGGAAAAUGCAACCAUUUUUUUACAGUGCAGUCCUAUAGAUACCUCCUUUUGUGAGGUUUAUUCCCAGAUAAGCUUGUUUAGGAUUACAGCCUUAAUGACACAAUGGCCCAAUUCCCAUUGGCCUUGCUUAACUGCUAUGUUACAGCAAUACCUUUUCCUUCUCAAACUUGCUAAAUGUUGUGCUGCCUGAUACAUUCUUUCUGCACUAAAUGGUGAAAUGAAACAUGGAUUUUGAAAAAGCAAUCACCAUUUUGGCCCCUUCCUCAUUAUAUCAGCCCGUUCUGUUUCUUUAGUGGUAUACAUGGAAAUGUUGGCACUGUUUCAAAACUCUCUUGUUGGGCAGGAAGGUUUCCCUCUGUUUUGAUUUCUCUUUGCUUCAACUCAAGGAAAGCAAACACAUUGAUAGAGAUAACCAGUAUUAAGAUGUGAACGUUUAGGAAAAUGCAGUUUUAAUCUGCUACAUAAAUUUUCCAAUACUGGAAGAAGAAGAAAUCUCUUUCUCUGAAAUGUUUUCCAGAUGUCUAACAACUUGUAAUUUAUAUAAACAAUUUCUGGCAAGCCUUCUCAAUAAUUACUCAAAAAGUAAACUUGUAUACAACUCUAACGAAUGAUGCAUUGUAUGUUGAAAACAAGCUUUUGUAUUUUAUAAAGUCUUAAGGGCCAAACCCCCGUGUACAGUGCACUGGAAUAAAUAGAUUUCUUCCAGAUAAAUAUGCCAAAUUCUGUUUUGGAUCGUGGCCAGUAUCUUGGAUUGCAACCAGCAUUCAUCCUCCCCUCCUUCCCCAUCUGCUCAUUAUGUUCUGAAUCAUAAUAACCAUGGGAGCGACAUGAAAUUCACAGGGAUAAGCAAUUGGCUAACUGUUCCUCAAUCUUGGGUUCCCAGAUGUUGUUGGACUACAACUCCCAUCAUCCCCAGACAGAUUAGCCAAUGAUCAGGGAUGGUGGGAGUUGCUACUCCAACAACAUCUGAGGUCCCAAGGUUAAAAAUCACUGCCCCCAUGCCAUGUUUUCUGGAUUAGCAAUCCGGCCACAAUGCAAAAGGAAGUCCUUGUGCGAUCAGGAAAGUUUGCAGGGUCCCAAUCCCACAUUUGUGAAAUUUCUUUGCUUAUUACUCCACUGGCGGUAGGUUGCCUUGUCUCCUGACAGAAUCUCUCUUCCCUCUUGAUCAUGGCAUGUAGUCAUUUAUUAGAGCAGGAGUAGCCAACACAAUACUCUUCUGAAGUUUUUGGUCUGUAGUUUCCAUCAACCCUGCUCAUUGGCCACACUGAGUGGUGCUGAUGAUGAAAGCUGGAGUUCAGCAACAUAGUGAGGACAUCACAAUGGCUACCUGUAGGCUUGCUGUCACCUAAAUGUAAAGGCAGGGGGUACCCCCUGCUACGGGGUAAAUUGGAAGCCAUUAAAAAAAAUCCUCAUAGCCUCAACUACAACUGCGCCAAAAGUCUGCCCAAUCAGUGAAUUUGUUCUUUUCUUUUAGCCCCAAGUCUGGAAACAGACAUUUCAACUUGUAGUAUCAACUUCCCAUUAUGUCUACAUAUUCUUUGCCAGUACUGGCAGUUUUGUAGAGUGUUUUUCACUUUUUUUAUUUUUUUAAAAAAGGAAAUCUUCAUAGCCAAUGUGCAGGGCAUUAUGUCAUCGUGAGCUGACAGAGAGAGCUACAUCUUAACCUAGCAGGAGUUUUGUGAACUGGCAAAUCAACCCAGAUGGAAGGUUCUCCUGGAAAAAUGUAUUUAAUACGUUCAUCCUGCCAAAAGCCACAGAGAUUUGUAGUGCGGCACUUCCAGUUUAGUUCUUAACUGAUCUAGCAAUAUCCAGAAAGUUAGAAAGAAGGCUGAAAGUCAUUAUAAACAGAUGUUUGGGUAACAUUGCCUUCUGUCAGGGCAAUUCUGCCACCUACUGUAUAUGAAGAGAAUGACAAGGUUCCUAGAUUAGACCAUUCAGCGAAGAGUCGAGGAGACAAUUUCCUGUUCAAUAAUAGCAUUUUUAUUUAAAAUCGUGUUCUUUUUAAUGGCUUUCGUUGGCAGAAACAGCCACUUUUCUAAAUCUGAUGCCUUCUUAUUCUAGCAAUUUGUUGCAGGCAAGGUAGUUCCAUAGUUUCCCCAUUAUUUUUUGCUGAAGAUAAUAGCUCUUUGGGACAUAAUGAGACAGCAAAGCCAUUUUAUGUUCCUUCUCUCACUAUUCUAAUAAUUUACAAUGCAAUUCUCCGCAUCUCCAUUUACUUCUAAGACCCAUUGUCUUCAGGGUCACUUACUCCCAAUCAGUGCCUAUAGGAUUAAAUUACAUUUGCUUUAAUUUCCUUAUUGCAAUGGAUUUUUUGUUAGCUUUAGUCUGGCAGUAACCUGGGGGCACUUUGGGGGUGGGGCCCAAAAGCUGGGGUUCCAUAGGAUUCCCCCCCCCCCCCAGUUAUGUGUGCCUGGGACUUAAAAUAGUUCAUAUGCAUUCUCCUAACAGUCCUUCUCUCACCACCACCAUCAUUUCAUUCCCAUUUGUUUAGGGGAAAUGGAGGUAACGAAAUGGAAUUAUUGGGUUUCAUUGCUUCACAUUCCAUAGAUGGACUGGCUUCCUUAGUCCAUAGAAAGCUUUUGAUACAGUGGAGUGACCAAGGGGAGUGGCAACUUUUGCUGAUUCUCUCCUGCCACUGCAACCCCAGUACAGUGGCCAAGCUGCAUGCUCCGCUACUGGGGGCGGAGAGCAGGAGGGGGGGUGACUGGUGUCCCCGGCGGGCGUGACGUGCACCCGGGGGGCAUGGCGCGCAUCCCAGGGGCAUGGUAUGUCGCCCACGAGGGCAUGACACGCCACCCACAGGGGCGUGGCACACGUUCUGGAGGCAUGGUGUGCCGCCUGUGGGGGCAUGGUGCCCUGCACGCGAGAGGGUCCACAGCGCAUGUCGGGGGGCGCCAUGAUGGCACCCUACUGGAAUAGUGGUGCAGGGGAUGGUCUGCUCUCUCCGCACCACCGUUCCUCCCCCAGUGCCCCAGUACCCCUCCCACAUUGUUCUGGGGGGCGCCCUCCAACUUUCCAGAACAGUGUGGGAGGUAGUACUGGGGACUGAAUGGGGGAAGAGGAGUUGACAAAAGCUGCCUCCCCCACUGAAAUAUAUUCAGAGUUGAGAGUGGAUUUCAUGCUCUUUAUCAGCUCAUAGUGGUGAGGAGGAAUGGAAGUUCCCCCACAAUAUCUGCUUUAUAUACAUUAUUUACACAAUGGGCUGCAGGUGAUUGGCUAAUUCCGAGAUUCUCCUGUAGGCCAAUCAGGUUGUGGAUUCACUUCCACCUGGAGCUGGAUUGGGUGGCUCCUGCGGACCUAUCAGACUGCUGCAUUGUUCUAGGACCAAUCAGACUGCUGCAUUCUGAAUCCUAUUGUUCUAGGACCAAUCAGGCUGCUGCAAUCUGAAUCCUAUGGUUCUAGAACCAAUCAGACUGCUGCAUUUUGUAUCCUAUUGUUCUAGGACCAAUCAGACUGCUGCAUUUUGGAUCCUAUUCAACUCAGUACAUAACACCCACAUGCCACCAGCUGGAGGGAGGGAAGCCAGAAUGCAACCCAUGCAUUUGUCCACUUAAAUUCACUUUGGGCUGAGAUUUGUUCCAGAGACCUACCAGCUCCAAUUAGUCCAUUGUUCUGUCUACUGGGUGACACUGAGUCUUGAACUGUACUGGGAACUUUGACAGGAAGGAAGGCCUCUUGUUCCCUGCAGGAAUUGUCAUAAAACGGUGUGGUUAGUUUGAAAGGCCACAAGAUGCGUUGUAACGGGAAGGAUAUAUGACCUUUUGUUUAAUGCUACUAACAUUAUAAACAAAACACGAUGCAUAGGUUUCAAGUAAUCUUUUUAUAUUAAUCAGGCUUAAAGAAAGGAUUUUGCUUAAUGAAUAUAACUCUUCAGCGAGCUUUGAUAUUCCUUUCCCCCCUCCUAUUUCAGGACUCAAUGCAUUUUAUUUCUGAACAUCCACGUUUGGCUUGUUUCUUUCAUUUCUGCCUUUUACGACUGCUGUGAUGCAUGGGAAAAUUCGCGGGGGAAUGCUUGGAUUCAAGGGGUAUAGCCAAAGUUUUUCCAGAUUUGCAGAUGAUUGCUGGGGUCAUAACAGUACAAAUAAGAAUAAAAGAAUAAUAAUGUUGGAACCUUCAUCCAUGCAUGCAUAUGAGCCCGAAUUCAUGUUUUACCAGAAUUCCGUGUGUGUAUACAGCGGUACCUUAAGGGACACGGGUGGCGCUGUGGGUUAAAUCACAGAGCCUAGGGUUUGCUGAUCAGAAGGUUGGCAGUUCGAAUCCCCGCAACGGGGUGAGCUCCCAUUGCUCGGUCCCUGCUCCUGCCAACCUAGCAGUUCAAAAGCACGUCAAAGUGCAAGUAGAUAAAUAGGUACCGCUCUGGCGGGAAUUUAAACAGCUUUUCCGUAUGCUGCUCUAGUUUGCCAGAAGCGGCUUAGUCAUGCUGGCCACAUGACCCGGAAGCUGUACGCCAGCUCCCUCAGCCAAUAAAGCGAAAUGAGCGUCGCAACCCCAGAGUCGGCCACGCCUGGACCUAAUGGUCAGGGGUCCCUUUACCUUAUACAGCAGUACCUUACAAACGCUUCAAGUUACAAACUCUGGUAACCUGGAAGAGUUAGCCGGAGUUGAGAACUUUGCCCCAGGAUGAGAACGGAAAUUAUGUGCCAGCGGCGCAGCGGCAGUAAGAGGCCCCAUUAACGAAAGCAUGCCUCUAGUUAAGAACAGUUUCAGGUUAAGAACGGACCUCCGGAACGAAUUAAGUUCGUAACUAGAGGUACCACUGUGUGUGUGUGUGUGUGUGUGUGUGUGUGUGUGUGUGUCCCCCUCUAUCUUUGCUGUUCCCCAAAACAGUUCAUUGAAGACUGAGCAUGCUGACUGUUGAGGGGCAAAAAUGGAAUUCUGGAGUGGAAUGGCAGGAAUCCCAAACAGCAGCAAACAACUGCAACAUUUGUUGCAGGUCUCACUUCUGUAUUUUUGAUACAGGAACAUCUGUUCAGCAGAGUAACCAUCUAAUCAUUGCUACGUUUUCCCAGCAGCAGCUACCUGGAGGAAAACGUUAUCCUGAAACUGUCACUUAAAAGAUAAUUAUGACAGAAUCUUUACCAUGUGCCAGUAAAUUAAGGUGACAGGGAAGCAAAUCUUUAGUAUCCUUAGGAAUCCUUCUGAAGCUCCAUAGCUACCCAGAUAUCCUGUGACUGAUAAAACGGUUCUGGGAUUCUAGAUUCUAUUUUGUGAAUGGAAACAAAUAAAGAAUUCUACUAUUUUCUCAUUCCUCUUAUUCCAAAGUUUAUACUAUAUGAGCAAGUUCCUUAAAAGUUGGAUAGCAGUAGCCUAUUGUACAUGCACAACCUGGUCAAUGGAUCGAGCCACCUGGCAAACGCAGAGUGUCAUGUCUGACCAAAGUUGAAACAGCAACGAAGUGAGCACACAUGGUUGGGUCAGACAUAACAUGAAAAAGAUUGAUGGAGAUGCAGAGCCCAUAGAUGUUUGAGGGAGGAGAACUAUUUUAAAUGAACUGUACUCCUAUGUUGUGAGAGUAAAUAACAACAUUGGAGUCUGGACUGCUGAGGGAUUCUGUGACAACACAGAUCCCUCCUCCUUGAGUAGAACUGGCCCACAUCUUAAGAUACAGGCUGGUUGGUGGUAAGGAAAGUGGUUGUUCAGAUACUUGGGUCCUAGGCUAUCUAGAGCUUUAUAGGCCAAUGUCUAUAAACUGAUUGCAGUAGCAAAAUUAAAUAUAUGAUAAUGUGUUUAUGUUCAUGAGUGAAAUGUUGUUGGGAAGUAUGUGUAUGUAACUAUGUAUCAUUCACCAAAGUCUUCUGUUUUUGUUUGUAAAGUUAAAUCUUCUGAAAUGUGUAACGUGAAGAUGCACAUCAUUUCCCACCAGGGGAAAUGAACAUCUUUUUGUGCUGGCAUUAACAAUUUAUGCAUUUGUAUUUUCAUGUAAUUGACCUAAGAUUUAAAAUAUGCAUAAAUAAGUGUUUUUAAUAUUCUGUUGGAAGCCACCCAUAGUGGCUGGGGAAACCCAGCCAGAUGGGUGGGGUAUAAAUAAAUUAUUAUUAUUAUUAUUAUUAUUAUUAUUAUUAUGCAUUAUUCUCAUAUUUAGAGAAGUGGGAUUCCCUCCCCCUCUAAAACAACUAAUGACACUCAUUGCUUUGAGAUAUUAACAAGAGAGAUUGCUGUUGACAUUGAACAAACUAGAAAAAAUGUCAGCAAAUUCUACUGAUAAUCUUUUAUUUCAAAAGAUUGCAUGUCAUGCCACUACUACCAUGCUACUAUGGUACAUACAGACAGUGAAACAUAGUCUGCAGUCAUGACCAGCUUCUGUUUUGAGGUAGCCUUUGAGUAUGGCCCCUUCUAAAUCAGUGGCCCUGAACCCCAGUCAUGAGUUGAACUGGGCAGCAGUUAUGAGCUGCCAUUUUUAUUUCCCACAAUGCCCUGGAGCAACACUAGAGACUGCUCAAGGGUGCCUGGUUCUGACAUCAAUGUUAGAUAAGUUGGAGUUCUUGUUAUUAAAUAUACCAAGAGAAAAGCACACCAAGAACUCAGAAAUUGAUUUGCGAGUAGGGACCACUCCCACUAUUGAAACUUACAUUGGCCUGAGUUCUUGGUGUGCUUUUUUCUUGGUUCUGACAUCAAGCUUACGAUUUCACGCUAUUAUAAGCAGAAAUUAUCAAAAACAUUUCACUUUAUGUACUGUAGAACUUUAUGUCCAGCAAUGUUCUCCCCCCCCCCCAAUUUGUACAUGCGUUCACAAUGGAAUCUAGUUUUUUUUUAAUCUAGUUUUUUAAAAAAGAAUUGUAGGUGUCCAUCUGUCACCCUUCCUAGUUGCUUGUCAUCAAACCUUUCACAUUUGUCUCUUAGCGUGUAGUGUAGAAUUCUUUGUGAAAGUGUUCACCGUUCUCUCUGUGUGGGAAAAGACCCUAGACAAAACACAGAAUCUCAUGUUGUUUCCUCUCCUGCUAUUAAAUAGUUGAUCUCUAGUGACCACCUCUGCUCUUCAAAUGCUAGGUCAUGGAAUCACAACUGCCAUUUUAAACUCUAUCAAUGAUCAAAUAGCAAUGAUCUGCCAAAGCUGUUUGCUAUUUCUUCCAUUUGUGUUUUACUGAUGUGCACCCAACACCUAAUGUUUAUUAUUUCUCUCCUUCACGUUUUUCUCCCCAGUCGUAGGAGCAUGUACACACCUUGGCCAAGUGUACGCUGACAGGGAUGUUUGGAAACCGGAACCAUGCCAAAUCUGCGUGUGUGACUCAGGAGCUGUUCUGUGUGAUGACAUCAUCUGCGACGAAGAAUUGGAAUUAGACUGCGAGAAUCCGGAGAUUCCGUUUGGAGAAUGCUGCGCAAAGUGCCCUUCACCAACGACCCCACCUGUAAGACCUUGUAUAAACCUACCACCCUGAAUCCAGCCUCAGCUAAGCCUUGAUGCCUAAAUUUAAGAUGGUUUAGGCUACAAACCUAUGCACACUUCCAUGGGAGUAAAGUCCCACUGAAUUCAGCAGGACUUCCUUAAGACAUGAAUAGGUUUGCACUGUUAAUCCUAUUGAGUCGGAUUCAACACAGUGCUAUGGAAAAUUUUCCAUGAUCACAGGAUUUCUGCUUGCAGAAUGGAAUGUUCUUCCCCUCUUCUCCCAGCCUCCCACAACCCUAUGGAAGAGAUUUAAGUAUGUCAUGGUGGGAGGAGAAGAAGGAAAGUUCUAUUGCACUGUUGUAAUUCUUGUGUUCAUGCUAUUAUUUUGUUGACUAUUGACCACUGGCUUCAAAGGGGUUAUAUUGGGUUCAAUUCUAUUUUCUUAGGCUUAACUAUUGCUAUGGCUGUUGAUCAGGGCAUUCUCAAAAUGGCCGUGUGUGAUAUAUUCAAAACCUUCCUUCAAGUAUUGAUUUAGACUUUGUGAGAUCAAGCAUCAAAGAGGGCCAACUUAUUAGGAGCAUCAUCUAAAUACAGCUAUUUCCCCAUUCUCAAAAGGGCUAUUUCAUGGAGGUCCAGGAAUGCUGAUUCCUUCCCUUUUCACAAUGAACCAGGACCUCUGCACUUCCUAGGCUGAUAAAAGGGUUAGAAUUUGAACUGCCAGGAUAUACGGAGAAAUAUUGUUUUUGCAACACGUUCCAGUCCAAACACCAACAAGGAAGUCUCUCAGCAAUCUCCCCACAAAAUCUGUUCUCACUAGAAAUGGAGAGAUGCUAUAAACUGUUGAGCAUAUAAAAACUGGGCAGGGCUUGUUAUUCACUUGAAUACAAAUAAAGCCUGGCAAGUAUCAGGAAUAUCUACUUAGGCCAAAAACUUUGCAUCCAAAGAACACUAAAUUCUGUCCCAAGAGAACAUCCACUCUCUGCACAAUUUGCAUUGCCAAUUAUAAAUUUGCAGCUGGAAAUUUCUCAUGGUGUGUAGAUGCAUGGAACAAAGUUCAUGUUCAGCACUUGAUUUCCGCUAGCGAAAAUGCUCAAAACCCAGAUCCGGAAUCAAGAUGGAAACUUCCAUAGAAUGGAGUAGUCUGCAUUAUGAGUUUUGUUUAUGAACCAUUGGGAUCUUUGUGUCGUUCCUCCCCUAUCCCUCAAAUAUUGUAAGAAUACUUGAGGGAUUUGGUGCUACUAAUGAAAUAAAAAUCAAAUGCUUAGAGACACAACCUUUUACAGAGUGUGUGUCUAUUUAGGAAUAAGCCCCACUGAAGCCUCACUGGGGCUUACUUCUGAGUAAAUUGGACUGUAUAUAGCCGAGGUGAGGAAAUGUUUCUUUGCCAAAGGCCAUGUUCUCUCAGGGAAUUAUCUGUCAGGGCCCCUCAGGGGCCAUAUGGUAGAGAUAGGUAAAACCAGAGAUUAAAGUGAGCAAGACCACCUCUUUCUCCACUCUUUCCAACAAUCCUCUCUCUCUCUCUCUCUCUCUCUCUCUCUCUCUCUCUCUCUCUCUCUUCCCUUCUGCCCAGUAGGCUGUCAUGGAAGGGACUGCUCACUUGUAUCCCUGGGAUGGCUCAGUAGAGCACGAGACUCUUAAUUUCAGGGUUCAAGCCCCACUAGGUGAAUUUUGUAGUCCUUUCCAACUCUAUAAUUCUCAGAGAGGAUCUGAACCAAUUGUUUGCAUAGAACUUUUCUUCUUCCUUGCUUCCAUUGUUCCACCCAAUUCUACUCCCCCUCCCCAUUUUUUUCUGUUCCUGGCCUUCUUAUUUCCCUCUGGGCUCCCAAUACCCAAAUGAAAUUAGGCAGAGGGCCACAUGUACCUCUUAGGCCACAGAUUUCUCACCUCUAGUAUAUAGAAUAUUCUUUAGAUGAAAGUUGAUGGCAUAGAUUUAAACUGCUGUCUCUCGCUGAACUAAAAGUAACUGGAUGUGUUGAAGUUCUCUGUUACUAUUCCCUUACCUGAAUCAUUAUUUUUCAUCCUAAAAUUCCCUGCAAGAAUGUUAACCUUUCCAUAGUGGUUUCAUCACUAGACUCUACCUUCCCCAUAUGAUGUUUGUAUGACUGCACACUGACCUGGCUCGAAGUUUGAGGGACCAACUUUGAGGCCCACUCCUGUCAUGGAAGUUUUCAUAGAAUUAUAGAGUUGGAAGGGACCACAAAAGUUGUCUAGUACAACCCCUUGCAAUGCAGAAAUAUUUUUGCCCGAUGUUGGGCUUGAACCCACAACAGAUUAAGAGGGUUCAUGCUCUACUGACUGAGCUAUUCCUUCAGUUGUCCUGAUGGGGGCAAGCACAUUCAGUGCGUGCUACACAUCUAGGAUCUUUUAAUUUCCCACAGUGCCCUGACGCAGCAAUAACCACACAAAUCUCAUGGGAAGAAAAUAAACAUUUCUAGAGUGCUGUGGAUUUCUAAUUUCUGCAUUAAUCUGAAAUUAAUAGCAUUUAAAUAUGUACAUAUUUUUGAACUUGUUUUAUUUCAAAAAUAUGCAUUUCUAAGCAUGCUUUAUCUUUUAAAAGUAUUGUUUUAAGCAAGGUUUAUAAGCAUUUUUGGAGCCAAUAACGGCAUUACCAAGUGUAAAAAAGUGUAAAUUCCAAAGGAAAACUGGGUUGCGACCUGCAGUUAGUUCUAGGGGUGUAGAUCAUGUCGGGCUGUAUCAUUCUCAGAGAACAAAAGAAAGAAGCAUUUCUACUGAACACAGGCCUAAAUAAUCAGCACUCUUUAGCUAAAGGCUAAAUUGUAUGAUGACAUCCCAUCACCCUCAAUCAAAAACUAAAUGAGUUUAUAACUAAAAAUGUGGAGUGUCCUCUCAUAUUGCUUGAAAACAGUUGGGCAAUUUAUUGUCUUUCCUUGAAAACUAAGCAGCUCCCUUUGAUAAACAUGGUGACAUGGGUUGUAAUACAUACCAGAAUUUAUCUCAUCUAGACCAUAUGAAAGAAGUGCUCAUUUUCAUGGAUUUUAUUGGAGUUGUACUUGGAAAGCUUCACAAUAGCCCUUUCUCUGAAUUUUAUUGCCCUCAAAACACCAAACGCCAAGCUGUUCAAACAGAGACAUUGUGCACUGAGGGAAGAGGGAAGGGAAAAGGUGAGGGGUACCAGGAAAAAGAAGAAAAGGAAAAGAGAACAUUAUUCUUUAUGUCUGUUAAAUUUCUGUUGUGCCCUUCCUCCCAAAGGAGCCCAGGGUUUCAAAGAAGUCAACAAAACAAUGCAAUUUAAAAUAAAAUAAAAUAUUUAGAAUGUUAAGAGUACCCAAAACAUUAGGAACAUCUUUAAAAAGUCAUCACAGCUAAUAAUGUUCAGAUUGACAGGAACAGUGUAUUUCAGCUAUCAAGCACCUGGGUGAACGUGAAAGCUUUUACAUACUUCUUGAAAGUUAAUAAUGAGGGAAAUAGAUGCACCUCACCAGGGAGGGCAUUCCACAAAUGGGGAGCCACUACUGAGAAGGCCCUGUCAUGGGUCAAUAUCAGCCAGGCAGCAGAGGCAGAACCAUCAACAGUGUCUUGUCUGCCAAUCUCAUGGCCUGCAAUGGUUGAUCGUUUCCUUCUAGUAGCUAGCUCAGCAACUCCUGUUCUGAUUUUUUGCAUUCAUAAAAAGAAUGCAUUUCUUUUCAACAGUGUGGCCUUCUGGAUGUUAGUUAGUUAGUUAGUUAGUUAGUUAGUUAGUUAGUUAGUUAGUUUAUUAAAUUUCUAUACAGUUAUACCUUGGAUCCCGAACACCUUGCGAGUCAAACGUUUUGGCUCCCAAACACUGCAAACCCGAAGUGAUAUGAGUGUUCCGGUUUGCAAACGUUGUUUGGAACCCAAACGUCCGACAUGGCUUCCAUGGCUUCUGAUUGGCUGCAGGAGCUUCCUGCAGCCAAUUGGAAGCCAUGCCUUGGUUUCCGAAUGUUUUGGAAGUCGAACGGACUUCCAGAACGGAUUCUGUUUGACUUCCGAGGUACUACUGUACUGACUGUUCUUCAUCCAAGGAUCACAGAGCAGUUUGCAAUAUAAAAGCACAAAAUUGCACACCAUGGUAACAAACAACCCCCCACAGUAUUACGUUGCUGGACUCCCAUCAGACCCAAUCAAUAUGGUUAAUUGUCAGGGAUGGCGAAAAUUGUAGUCGGACAACAUUUGAAGGGGACUUGGUUAGGGAAAGUUGCACCUGGAAAUAUGCCAGUUAAGCAAAAAUGCAUCUUUCACUUAUUUUGGUGGGGGAAAACAAUACAAUCUUUUUGAAAAGUGCCAAUGUGGAUGUAUAUUCCCAGUCUCGUUUGAAACUCUGGUCAAUUUCUGAUCACUUAUUUUCUUUAUGUUUGUACUGAUAUUUAUUGCUCACCUUGAUUUCUUUUUCUUCCUCUAGGGCCCUGAUAUGAAUGUUCCAGGUGGUCCUCAAGGCCCCAGGGGAGAUCCUGUAAGUUCAAUAACUAUAAAAUCAUGUCCUUAUUUCUCAUUUUUUUAAAAAACCAAACCACUGCAAGCGAGCCUCAGUUCCCAAUAAUACUAACACAAGGGAAGAAUGAAAGACUCAGGCUACUUGCUUAGGAUGUUGAUCUCCUGCCACAGAUCAGCUUAGGCUUCAAAGGCCUAGUUUUUCACACUAGGAGAAAGCUGUAACAUUUCAGACAUCUGAUGGGGACACAUAUAAUUGACUGCUUCUUAUUGCAAAACUUGCCCUGCUUCCAUAUCCCAUACUUGUAUCCCAUACUUGCAGGUGGCGCUGUGGUCUAAACCACUGAGUCUCUUGGGCUUGCUGAUCAUAAGGUCAGCAGUUCAAAUCCCCACAAUGGGGUGAGCUCCCGUUGCUCUGUCCCAGCUCCUGCCAACCUAGCAGUUCGAAAGCACACCAGCGCAAGCAAAUAAACAGGGAACCCCUGUGGCGGGAAGGUACAUGGGCUCUGGUUUCCGUCAUGGUGUCCCAUUGUGCCAGAAGUGGUUUAGUCAUGCUGCCCACAUGACCCAGAAAAACUGUCUACGGAUAAACGCCAACUCCCUCAGCCUGAAGCGAGAUGAGCGCCACAACCCAUAGUCAAAUUUGACUGGACUUAACCAUCCAGGGAGUGGGACGCAGUUGGCGCUGUGGGUUAAACCACAGAGCCUAGGACUUGCCAAUCGGAAGGUCGGCAGUUCGAAUCCCCACGACGGGGUGAGCUCCCAUUGCCCGGUCCCUGCUCCUGCCCACCUAGCAGUUUGAAAGCACGUCAAAGUGCAAGUAGAUAAAUAGGUACUGCUCUGGCGGGAAGGUAAACGGCGUUUCUGUGCGCUGCUCUGGUUCGCCAGAAGCGGCUUAGUCAUGCUGGCCACAUGACCCAGAAGCUGUACGCCAGCUCCCUCGGCCAAUAAAGCGAGAUGAGCGCCGCAAUCCCAGAGUCAGUCACGACUGGACCUAAUGGUCAGGGGUCCCUUUACCUUUACCUUAACCAUCCAGGGAUCCUUUACCUUUACCUUUUUACUUGUAUCCCCUUAUGGUUGUUCACAAGAGCUCAUUGCAUGCAACAGGCAGGGGGCCAGGGGGAUCUGCCCCCAAUGUUUACAUAGACUCCCAUUCUUGCUCCUAGUGCCCAUGUUUCAUGGAACAUCACCAAGGGGCUAUGCAUAUAAAGCAUAAUGUGCAGACUGGGUGGGUGGAGGACUGGAGGCAAGGCAAGACCUUUGCACAUGCCCUCACUGCCCUUUCACAUAUUGGCCAUUGUGGCUUUUGUGUGAACAAUCCCAAGUUUGAUUUUGUUUUGUUUUUUAAUAUUUUUUAUUAAAGAUUUUCUUGGUUUACAAAAGUUAAUGCAUUGUCUCUUUUUCAAGUUGUAAAGUCUUUUCUACAGAUCAGUUGCAUUUGAUAUGAGACAUUAGCAGUGCCGGAUUUACGUAUAAGCUAAACAAGCUAUAGCUUAGGGCCCCACUUUCUUGGGGGCCCCCAAAAAAGUUAAAGAAAAAAAAAACACUGUACAUUUCCAAAAUAUAAGAUAAAAAACAAAUAAAAUAAAAACCUACAUACAGCAACAGUGUUUUGUGUUGUGUAGGUCCAUAAAUUACCAUAUAGCAUAUAUUCAACACAAAAUACAGUGACAAUUUGUUGUUAACAAAGGACAGCUGGACAUAUAAAGUGCCCCAUUACCUUCAGUAGCUUAGGGCCUCAUCAAACCUAAAUCCGGCCCUGGACAAUAGUAUUGUAUACAGUAUAAGAGUGGGGAGGGGGUGCUGAAACUUAUAUUCUUUUAUAUAGUGCAUGUGUGGGGUUUUGUGGCAACGUCAGCUGGGUAAGUUCUUGUUCUAUUCGCUUAUUACAUUUCCUUGAUAGUGAGAGGGAUUGUGGGGGCCCAAGCUGACGCAAGUGUGGGUCAUCAACACACCAUGACUACUUGAUGUAAGAAGGGGAAACACAUGGGCAACACACACUGUUUUUGUUUUAUAGUAUUCCGUUCUAGUUACCAUAUUUUUCGCUCUAUAAGAUGCACCAGACCACAAGACGCACCUAGUUUUUGGAGGAGGAAAACAAGAAAAAAAAUAUAUUCUGAAUCUCAGAAGCCAGAACAGCAAGAGGGAUCGCUGCGCAGUGAAAGCAGCGAUCCCUCUUGCUGUUCUGGCUUCUGGGAUAGCUGCGCAGCCUGCAUUCGCUCCAUAAGACGCACACACAUUUCCCCUUACUUUUUAGGAGGGAAAAAGUGAGUCUUAUAGAGCAAAAAAUACGGUAUUUGAAUGAGAAAGGGCUUGAGCACUUGGUACAUGCCUCAAUUAUUAUUAUUUCAAUUCAUGUUCAGGGUCCACCUGGUACUCCUGGAAUAAAUGGCUCACCUGGCCCACCUGGCCAGCCAGGAACACCUGGCACUCCUGGCCAACCUGGAGUCUGCCCAAGUUGCCCCGGUCUCGGUACAGGAUCGGUAAGCCACUCUCUCCUUUCUGUUUACGUUUUGGCUCUGAAUUUGUUUUAGGUGAAACAGUACUAUGUGCACGCCAUAGAGUCAUGAGAGAUACGUUGCUCUGUUCCUCCAUAGAACAGCGUUUUGUCAAAGGUUCUGAAUGAAGAUGGGAAGUCAUAAAAUGUUGUCAAAAAGGUUCUUUUAGCCGAUGGAAAAAUGGAUCCCUAGGCUGCCACCACAGUUCCCUGGCCCCCCACUCUUUAUAAACCCCACUCUAGAUAUUUGUGCUUCUUAAAUUUUUAUACUCCAGGGUCCCUGCCACAAUAACUCACUGAGCUCCUCCAUUUGACUAUUUUCUGCUGCUACCCUUUCCCUCAGAACAUUUUUGUAGCCUCAUGGUGGCUUGGUAUGUAUGAUAGGCUUAGUCAUGAGACUGGCACCAUUACAGGAGACAGGAUGAACUAAUAACUAAGGUUUUUAUUACUACUGUUGUUGUUGUUGUCAUCUCAAUAAUUUUGUUUCUUGAUGACAGUUUCUAAGGACUCAAGAGUUGCUGUUGCUGCCACCAGCCUUUAAGCACCUUGGGCCAAUUUCCCAAAUUCCUAGCCAAAUUCACGCACAACUCUGUUCAGCUACUGGGGACAAUUUGCCUCUGGUCAAAAAGCUCCACCAGUUGUACUUACAGCUGCUUAGGCAGCUUAGCUGAUUUUAUAAACCAACCUGUGUAACUGUCUUCUGCUAAGACCUUUUCACAGGGCAACCCCUUAGCCCAGGCAUAGGCAAACUCUGGCCCUCCAGAUGUUUGGGACCACAAUUUCCAUCAUCCCUGACCACUGGUCCUGUUAGCUAGGGUUGAUGGGAGUUGUAGUCCCAAACAUCUGGAGGGCCAGAGUUUGCCUAUGCCUGCCUUAGCCCAACAGAGUCAAUGGCUCCCUUCAUUUAGCUUCACCAUCAAAGAACUGUUGCACACUGGGGUUGAAUGGCUUUGUAGGCCUCACCUUGCACUUUCAGUUGAGCUUUCUUUGGUCUUUGUAAAGGACAAGACGGCACUCUGGCAGUUAAAUCUUACUUCAACUUUGGGGAGGGGGUUGUGUUCUUCACCACACCUGAGACAACAGGCUCAUUCAGGAGCUCCAGGAUUUGCUGUGAAGCACAGUUCUGUCCUCACACAGAGCAGAAUAGCCAGGAAGGAGGAGUUUCGCAGGUCUCUACAUUCCUCACCUUUAGCAUUUGCUUAAUGACAAGGCUGGUCCUGAUACUGCCCGUUCCAUUGGAUUUUUGUGUCCCACCGCAGCUGAGAACCAAAGAAUCCUUCUAUCCAACAUCUGCUAAAUGCACUCAAAAAAUGUGUGUCUUUCCAACCAGUAAAAUACAAAUUCUACUUUUGUAUAUGGUAACAGCCCUGUUUCCUUUCACGGCAGCUGUAGCUAAUGCUGCAUUUUACUACCACGUGGUGCACUUCUCGCAAUGCCAAAAAGAAACCUUUCGUUAAAGAAUUGGUCCGAUAAACCUGCCGUUCUCCAGGAAUGUUGGGGAAAGUGAGAAACUUAAGUCAAAAGAAGGACAUUUUUGGAAACAGACAUCCAUGCGGGGAUCAAACCUGCAACCUUGGCAUUAUCAGCACCACACUCUAACCAACUGAGCUAUUCAGUCCAUUAAAUGAGCCUAUAACUUUGCAUGGUUAUUAUGAAGUGUUAUGAAGUAUUAAAACAGAGUCCACAAAUCCACAAGUGUAUGCAAGUCCCCCCUCUAGCAAGCCCUGAUCCUUGCUGCAUUGAAUGCUCGCUGCUGAAGUGUUCAGUAGACCUCCUUCCAGAAACUUGUAUGAUGCCUCCAGCCAGGAGUCAGAGCUCCGGGAAAACCUCCCCAUGCCUGCUGUUGUGUAUUGGCCCUAGAAGGAACUGCAUGAGUAAGCUGUCCAUCACUGUGCUGUUAUGUUUUUUGGUUGUACGUUUGUUUGUUCGUGCAAAUUUGUAUUUGUUUGUGCAGCCUUGGUUUGGCUUCUUGGUGUGGAUACUUUUCACUUUCUUGGCCUUCUACAGCUGAUCACAGUGGUAUUUCCUUUUCCUGCCUGCCCCUUCUGUCACUUCUCCUUGCUACAGCUACAGCUCGCAAUAUCUCCCACGCAAGCUUUGGGCUAUGGUUUGCAUAUAUCUCCUUUCUCUCUGAUAAAGCAACGUGUGUUCCAUGGACUCAUGGAUCCAUGUGAGGCCCUUACAAUGUUCUUUCUUUACCUGUUCCUUCUCCCAAACUGCCUCUUUCCCAGCUUAAGGUGCAAUACUGAGAAUGAUGGCGACGAUAACACUGCGCAGAGAAAAGGGUUGUGAAAAUGGACAAGAACUUUAUCUUCAGCCUCCUGGAAGGCUGACCUUUAGCGGUUCAGGAGACAGAUUCAUUUGCUCCCAAGCUACAUUUUGGUCAACCCUGCCACUGUAAUUGAGAGCAACAGCAUUAUCCACGCUAAAGGAAAUUAUAACCCUAUCUUGACUGACCAAUCAUGAAGAUGUGUCCUAUGGACUUUGAGUGGGACACCUCUUCAUUUCAAAUAUACAGUAUUGCCAGUGGAUCUGUGGACAGCUGUCAGCUCCUCAUUACAUGCUUACAUGUGCUGGUUUUGUAUGUCAUUGCAAUUGUGUAUGCUGUCCUCCUGUUUUAUGUGUAAUGGCUACAUCUUUUUCGAUUUCUUUUUUUAAUUACAGAACUUUUCUCCUCAGUAUGAAGGCGAUUAUACCAAGUCUGGUGGAGGAGGAUACGGCCAACUUGUAAGACAAUAACACUGUCUCUCAUCUUUUUAUUGAAAUUACUGGUUUUUCCCCCCUUGUACAGAUUGUAUUGAACAUAUACUAUUACUGCUUAGGAACAUAAGAAGUUUUAAAGCAGGUCACAUUACUCUGGAUCUGGAUUUGAGCAAUUCUUUAAAAGAUUUUGAUCAACUUUUUCAGACUUUUCCUUGACAUCUCUACCUUACCAUUAUUUCUUCUUCAUUCCCCUCCCCUUUGAUUUUUUUACUUCCUUGCUUCCAUGUUCAGCUUCUUCCUUUUUCCCCUUUUCUUUUACUCCUAUAUUUCCCUACUUUCAUUUAAGUUUUUUCCCCAUUACCUGCUCCACAAAUUUCUCCCUUCCAGUCAUUUUUGUCAUUUUCUCCAUUAGUAACAACAUUUCAGACCAUUCAUUGUGUCUCAUUCUCUAUUUCCACAUGGAAAUUUCAACUGAUAAUGGAUCAAAGCAUUGUUUAUAGCUCUUUUCGCAUAAGCAGACUUUUAUUGCAUUUCCCCCCUUAUCUAUAGCUGCCCAGAUCAGUCCAUAAGGAUUUUUAAAUACUUAUUCAGCAUCGUAUAUGUGCUUUAUUUUUUGCUGGGGGGUGGUGUCCAAGAAUUAUUUUGAUGUAAUCAAACCUACAUGAAAUUUCCUCAGUAAAACUGUAUCAUGAAAGAGGCAUUCUUGUAGCUCCCACUUUCUAUGUGAAUUAUGCAAGCAUUUCCCCUUGAAUAGGCAAUAGCCACCUACAAUUGUCCAUCCUUAUUUUCUUGAAUGGAGCACAUGUUUAGAAGAACAUUGCAAAUUUAGGAAUGCAGGGCUAGCCCAAGAUAUUUUCCUGCAUGAACCAGAUCCCAAAUGAUGCUCCCCAUAAAAAUAUCAGGUCCAGCUUGCAUCCUGCCUUCAUCUACUACCAGCACCAUUCAUGAUGCCACCUGAAGCAUGUGGUCUCACAACACUACAUGGCAGGACUGGCCCUGUUGCAAUCAGGUUUGUAUUCUGUAUAUUCUGUUACAAGGGCUGCAUUCCAUGCACUGGAUUAUUAAGAAAGCUGUCUACACAAGUGGUCUACAAAGGAGAUAAGAAUCCUGGUUAUUCCCUACAUCUUUCCUACUUUGUCCAUUUAUUAAUAUGCUCAUUAAUCACUAUAUUCAUUCACCUUCUGUUCCUCACAGGUUAUUUCUUCCUUUCAGUUUGUUUGUUCAUUAAUCCAUCCAUCCAUCCAUCCAUCCAUCCAUCCAUCCUCUAACCCAUUCAUCCAUUUCCAGUUGUUUACCAUAUUUCUCUCACAGUUUGUGUCAUUUGCAUUCUGCUGCUUGGCUUCCACAUCUGAGAUGCGCUGAACCAGAGGGGGGAAAGAAAUACCUGACCAUUUAAUGUUCUUGGUUGCUACAUUGCUUGUGAACUUUCUGUUUGACUUUUGUCGUGUGGGUAUGGCUAGAGCUUCAAUAGACACAGAUCACUAGACGGUGCCAAACUUCGUUUUGUGUGCAGCAUUUAUUUGUUCUUAUUUUUUUGCGACUCUUGGAACAUUGAUGCACAGCCAGUCCUUGGCCCUUUACCUAAAGAGAGCUUGUUUCUCCACUGAAUCACCUACAUCUGGAAGAACUUGGUAUGACUGUGUCUGGCACAGCAAUCACAAGAAAUUCUUACAUGCCAGCUACAAUGGAGCCUUUUCAUGAUGGGCAAACAGUGCCAGCCAAUAAGAAAGGAAGCACACAGGUGAUUGGCUGUAUGAUGAUCAAGUGUCAUGAGGCUCUAUGCAAAGAGAUCUCCAAACUGAAAUCAUCAAGAACGGGGGAAUUCCCUGUUAUUUUGGUAGACACAAAGCAAGCACAUCUACAUAAAUCUGUAUCUGUGCCAGCUUGAGAAUACUUUCAGAUUUAGCUUGUAACUUGUAACUUGCAACUAGCCUUUAUUGGCAUAAGUGAAAACAGUAAACUCAAAGAAAGUCAUCCAAAUACAUUGAUAAUCCAAACACAUACAAUAUAUAAAAGACUAGAUAACCACUAUUGAAUAAAUCAGGCAAUUUUAGAUUUAGCUUUAAAGAUCUCGGCUAAGUUCCUCGAAACAAUCUUGGUACAGAUUCAGCUCUUGAUAUGUGAUGAUUGCAAUGGAAUAAUUGACUUGUGCAUCAGACUGCACUUUUCUUCACUACUUUGUUUACUUACACUGUGCCUAUUUGUAAAUUAAGAUUUACCGCAUACAAAUCAGCAGUAUUGAGUAAGAAUGCCUUAUAAGUGAAGCAUUCGGCUGCCAAAUAUAUUAACUGGUGCAAAUCCUUGGAUACAUUAGCUGCAUUAUGGAAUAUAUUACUUUGCCAUUCAUGUCAUUCACUUCUUGUCACACGGAGCAUGUCAUCUAAGUUGCAGUUCUUGCAAUGGGAUUCCUGUGCUGCUAUCACAGCGGGCUAUAAUUAAGUGGCAAAAAAAAUAAUUAUUCCCUGCUUUGUGAAAUAUAUUUUAUCUGUGCUGUAAGUCACAGGAUAUAUUUCCAGUGCUCAGGAAUAUAUUAUGUGUGCUUUGACUUAUGGACUCAGUGUGUGGGGAGAGCAUUGUCCUUCCCCACAGAAAUUACAAAAGCUUAGAACACCUUUUAAGCAGACAAAUAAAAGCAUAACUGGAUAUGGAUGACAAAAUGUGGCUUUUUGCCUAAUUAUCAAGCAUCCACUAUACAAAUUUGUUCAUUUUCCAUCAAACCUUUGAGCCUUUUAUGUGUGUGAAGUGUGUGUGUGUGUGUGUGUGUGUGUGUGUGUGUUGUAGAUAUGUGGGAAAAGGUUGCAGAUCAGUGGUAGAGCAUUUGCCUUGCAUGAAGAAGAUCCCACGUUUAAUUCCUGGUAUCUCUAGGUAGGGCUGAGAGAGAGAUCCCUGUCUAAAGCCUUGGAAAACACUGGCGGUCCAUGUACUGUACACAAGACUGAAAUGGAUCGAUUGUGUGACUCCGUAUCAGAUAACUAAACUUCUUAUUUUUAGCGUGUGGAGAUAUAGAGAACGUGCAGAAUAAACCAACAAGAAAGUCAUCAAAUACUACAUAAAAAUUUACUAUAAUUUUAGUACUAGCACUUGCAAUUCAAAACCACUAGCAGUGAGAUUGUUUUUCAUCAUAGGCAAAGGGCUCGCUGUAUGAUUAUGCUACAUUUUCCCUUACUCUCAGUGGAGCUGUUUCUCACCAAAGCUCCAAUUCUGUUGCCAAUGGAAUAGAUGUGGAUUGAGAUGGGUUCAAAAUUGCCUAGCUAAAGCACACUCUGCCUUUUGCUUCAUCUUUUCCAAUAAUACUGACGAGCCCUUUUGUUUCAGCUUGCAUUUGGUCUCUACACUCUGUCUCAUGGGUAUAUUCUAAAUUCACUGUGUCUGAUGGUAUUGUUUUUACAAUGUUGUUUGCAGGGUGCACCUGGAGCUCCUGGCGCACCUGGCCUCCCUGGUCCUGUUGGUCAGCCCGGUCCACCUGUAAGUACAAGUAAUGCUUCUCUAAUCUAAUAUCUUUUCUCACUGAGAAAUAGGAUCACGUUUCAUGAAUAAGGGCCAAACCAACCAUUACCUAGAAGAUGCACCAUUUCGAUUUAGCAUGCUUCCAGACUGUCACUAUUUUGGGCUGGGGUCAGUUAUGACAUUUCAACUUCUGAAAACCUCUGAGGGAAAUGCCAAAGGAGAUAUCCAGCUAGUUGUACCACCAUAUUUCACACGGAGCCCUUUCAGACAUGAAGCUAAGUUAUGGGUGCCCAGUAUGCAUGAUGUCACAAUGUCACAUUAUGACAUCAUGCACGGCCCCUGGCCUCAGAACCUGACUUCUGGUGGUACCAGAAGUUAGGUUUGGAGGUCUCAGAAAGCAUCUCCAAGGCCUCGGAGGUGCUGUCCAAGGCCUUUCAAGACCUCAGAGGUUGCGUGGGGGCCCUGCAGUGUGGGUGCUGAGCUAAACCAUACUUCAGUGCUAUAUAAAGGAGUCUCAAGUUGGCCUGCUUUCCUCUCCCUUAUCCAUCCCCAGCUCCAGAGAGGAAGAUUGGAAGCACCCAGUUCCACAAAUGAGUUCCCUAUUUCAUCCAGUCUCCAAGGAUUCUGGUUCGUUUAAACAAGCCAGGAUCAAUCCAUCAUUUUUCGAAUUAACCAGAAUUCUCCAAGUUUGAGCAUGACAAGGAACUCUGGUUAGUCUGUUAGCAAAAGUGGAUUGUCAUUAUCUCUUCCGUUGCAUACCAAAAGGGAAGAGUGGAGGGAGAACUGAGGCUCUCUCUCGCAGAAUUAAACUAUGGUUUUAGCAUUGUGUCCAAACUGAGCCAUUUUUAAAAUUUUAAAAUAUGCAGACAGCACAAAUUAUUGCAUGCUCCACAAUGGAAUCUCUUUGAUGGUGUCGAAGGAAUUAAUUCUCCUCGACUCCCUCUUGAUGUCUCAGAAAUUUGGAAUUUGUGAUUGCAACAUUUAAUGAGCCGACUCAAUCCAUGAUUCCUAAGGUGUGCCAUUUGUCUUGCCUAACAGGGACCCCACGGAUACCAAGGCCCCCCUGGUGAACCUGGGCAAGCUGGUACUCCGGUAAGUAUCAGUGUACACUGUUAAUUAAUUGGCCUCACAACAAAAUUUGGUAAAUUUUGGUAAAUGAUCGUGUUGUGUGGAAUUGUAUAUUAAAUACUUCCAGCAUUCAUUAGCAGGAGUCAUUAUUAUUGGACAGUUUUCUACAAUAUUUGGAAGAACACAAGUAAUGCAAAUUUUGUGGAAUUGUGGAAACGCUUACCUGAGGCUCGCAGGCACAUUUGAAAAGAACCUUGUCUCUUGAACUGGUGCAAUCGUAAAGCAUUGGGGAGAAUACCGCCUUAUCCUACACUCUGAUUGGAAGGUGAAAGUGAGAGCAGAGAAGCAUCCGGAAUGCUUCUAUCCAUUUUUUGAGGCUUUGAGCAUUUUUCUUUCUCAAAAAUGCUUCGCUACCCAUUGGAAACCAUAGGAAAGAAAAUGGAGGAAGAGAUUUAGUCAACCAUGUGACUAAAUUUGUCCCUGGUUUGUGGAUGUGUCAGGGGAACAUGACAGCUUUGGAUCCUUCAGAUCCAAGCCUCUUGCAGGGACACACCUAGAAUGCCUCUGAUAUGACCCCAUUUUUAUUUUAUUUUUGGCCAUAUGGACAUCAGAGCUCUGCCAGAGGAUCAGAAAAGGAGGCUCUGAUGUCACUCUCCAAUGCUAAGAAUUUUGUCUCAGAUGUUGGAAAGAGGUAAUAGGAUUGCACCCUUAAUCUGCUGAGGCAAAAGUGCCAAAUAAAUGUUUAUUAUUAUUAUUAUUAUUAAUAAUAAUAAUAAUAAUAAUAUCCCGCCCGCCCCGGCCAAAGCCAGGCUCAGAGUGGCUAAUAUCAUACAAGUAACACAAUGCAUAAAAACAAGCAAUCAAUAAAUUAAGAUACAUCCCACAAUUAAUUCAAACAAAUUAAAAUUAAAACUGGACAAGUGGCAAUCUUCUGGUUAAAAUUGAAGGCAGUUACCAACUGAUAAUACCGCUGAUAUUAUAAGCACCUGUGAGCGGGCUAGGAACCUUCUUCGUGCUUGUUCUUACACAAGGAGAACUUACUUUGAAAGCUCCAGCUGUGCUCAGGGACUUAUAGUCUUUUUGGGAACAUAUUUUUAAAGGUAAUAUCAAGUCAAUGUUCAAAAAAAUCAAUACAAUAUUUAUUUAUUUUUACUUUUUAAAGCAUUUACUUUAAAAAGCAUUAAAGGGACAAAUUGUCACCUGAGUUAAUAUUUUUCAGAUAAACUGAACUACAAAACCAUGACCAGGCAACAUUCUCUGAGAAUCAUGUUCAUGCUAAUUGGACUCACAAAAGUGAAUUUCUCCAGCUAAAGCCUGAGAAUUAAUAAAACAAUUAAGAGAUUAAUAAAACAAUGUCCUGCUUAAUGUUUAGCAGGACUUCUGAAAUCCUAGAUUUCACCAUGUGGUGGGAAGGACAAUAACAAGAAAUAUUCAGCCAUGAAAUUAACAAACAACAGGUGCCAUAUAAUUGACAUCACCGUACAAAUCCAUUGUGGAUAGAUUCACAGCCACUAUAUUUUGGAAACCAGUUUCUCAAUAGCCAUAAUGACUACAGACUCCAUCUUACUAUUCCACUUCGUGGAAGGUUGAAAACAGUUGCAGAAAAGUAGGGGAAAUCAGUUUGGAUUCCGACAUCACCUGCUUGAACGAAACAGGGACUAGGUAUUCUCUGUUGAUUGCAGAGUUCUCUUUCUCUCAGAACUUACAUAAUCUGAUUUCCACUGGCUAUCAUUUCUGUAGACCACCAUAUAUUGUUUCUGUUUUUCAGGGUCCUGCUGGUCCACCUGGAAAUAUGGGUCCACCUGGCCCGGCCGGAAAAGAUGUAAGUUAAGUUCAUAGUUAACAUUAAGCUUAUAAUAUUACAUAAGGCUAUCUAAGGAGAGUCAUUUUCUUCUAGACCAUUGGUUUGAAUCCAAAGGUGGAUUGUACAGGUAGAAAAGUACUUCUCUUGACACAAGGUGUCCCCCCAUCUCCUGUUUUGCUCAAAGAUCGAUGAAAGAGACUUCAAACGCUAUGAAUGCUGAUUUGCCAUCCACUAGCCUAAGUCCCUGGUUCCUCAUGUCCAACCAUGCUUGUUGACAAGGACAGACGAGCACAUUUUGUCAUGUGGGUUGCAGGGAUGGGGAGCACACAAGGGUAGAUGGACACACAGCAGAGGAGGAGGCAGUGACAGCUGACAAGAGCAGCAAAUGGCAGGCAGUGUGCUCCACAGAAGCCGAAUCUGCCACCCCACCCAGCUGUCUAGAGCUGGCCACCAUGAGGCAAUUGCCUCACUAUGCCUCAUAGGUGAGCCAGGCCCAUAGCUGUCAACGUUUCCCUUUUUUAAAGGGAAAUUACCUUAUUCCAAAUAGGAUUCCUCACAAGAAAAGGGAAAAGUUGACAGCUAUGGCCAGGCCUGCUUGUUGAGAUCAAAGCCAGAGGGUUGUAUCAGGCUGCCCUUCCAUCAUAUACACACCUUAGUACACAUUGGAAGACCUGCACAGGGUGUUCAUUAUAUGCACAAUGAGUUGUGAGAAUAGAUCAAUUAAAGUCAACAAGACAUUAUUGUUCUUCUCAUAAAGGAAUGCUGUUCACAAGAGUGAUUUUUCUGUUGUAGGUCUGGUCCUUCUUUUGAACUCUUAAGAAUUUACUGAGACAUUAUAGCAAGACAAUGAAUUAUUAUUAUUAUUAUUAUUAUUAUUAUUAUUAUUAUUAUUAUUAUCUCUCUUUAGGGAGAAUCUGGAAGACCUGGCAGAACCGGCGAACGUGGAUUACCUGGUACUCCUGUAAGGAAGGAAAAAAAAUAUUUUCUUGGUUUUGAGUAUAAAUAUGGGUGGUUCUGGAAAUGUGGUCCAAUCUGAAUAUGGCUGAGGACAGUGUUGAAGUGGUGUUUAUCAUUAGGGCAGUUCUGAUAUGUGCCAUCAUGCUUUUGAAAGUAGUCGUGUUCCGGCCACUGACAUACGCAACAUCCAUGUUGAGUGCAUGUUCAGUGAGGCUGUGAAGGGGCUCUUCUCUUGAAAUUACCCAGUGUCAGGAACUGGGCAGAGGAGGAGUGGUGGAGACUGCCUCCCCAUCUUGACCUUUCCAGGGAGUAAGGAGAGGAAGACAGUUUAGAUUUACAACAGGGGGUUGCAGGAGGUCACAGCUCAGAGGCAGAUGAGAGGAAAAGUUGGGAAAUAAUGGGAGAGGAGGAGGCAGGACCAGAACAGCAGCUGGAUGACACAGUGUCUUUAGAAUGCAUUCUAGACCCCUCAUCUCCCAGAACCUGGUGAACCUUAAAAGUUGGAGAGCAAAGAGCUCAAAGACAGAGGGCAUCCAUAGAGGAGGUGAUGAUGAUGACGAAUGAGGAAGUAGGAGAGACGUGGGGGUGGAGAUUCACUCGGGACAGCGCCAUUAUCUAAGAGACUGGGUUCUAUAGCCUCUCUCUGUAAAUAUUGACUAAAAAAGGACAGUAAGGAACCUUCUCUUGUCUUUAUACUUUCCUGGGAAAGUAGCCAGGAGUUGCUGACAGCAUUCUGUCACACAAACACAUCAAGCUGCUCAGGAUCUCCCUUGCAUGGAGGAACUCUUUACAUGUACAUGUAACUAGGCACAUCAGGUACAUCCAAACACUGGCCAGAUAUGCAGGUAGCAGGGUACGUAACCACACUGCCUGCCAGCAGUGACAAGACUAAGCCCAUACAACCCUGAAACUGCCCCACAUAUUAGUUCAGUGCUUUGUGGGGUUGUUUGAACUCUCUGCUGGAAGCCAUGCAUUUCAGGAUUGUCCUGAUGGGGGGAGAGGAAAAACCCACUUCCCAAUUUGGAGAGUAUUCCCACAGUAUCAUGUUGUGUAGCAGUUGCAGAAAUGUGGCUCUUGGAUGCUGUGUGAAUAAGACACAUGAGACCACAUGUGAUGGUUGAAAUCAAGCCGUUAGCUAAUGGUUAUACAGCAGGUAAGUAGGGGUGGCAUAGCAGUAGGGUGAGGAUCAGGUCAUAUUCCAAUCAGCCCUUGCUGUUGGAAUAGUGCUCUCCACUUGAUGGUUGGGAAACGCUCAUUGCAGUCUUGGGAGUUGACCAGUGCUGACUCUGGUGUGAGACAGGCACAUCCAUAACUUUUGAAGCAACUUAGUAUGUGUUAUGCAUCAAAACUAUUGGUUUCAAGUCUUAUUGACAAAUUCAGGCUUUCACUUCUACAGAGUAUGGGAACUUCAAAUAACAAUGUGCUCAGAGAUUUGUUCGUCUGUCUGUCUGUCUGUCUGUCUGUCUGUCUUUUUGUUUGUUUGUUUGUUUCAAUCUGAGUGAUAUCCAGAAUUAGCCAUGCUUAGAGCAAACCCAGUGAAAUCGGUGGAUAUACUCUGAGUAUGACUUAUUUGGGUAUCACCCUAAGUCACAUUUGGGAAACCUUUGGCCCUCCAGAUUUUGCUAAAUAACAACUCCCAUCAUCCUUUGCUUGCUGGGGCUGAUGGGAAUUGUAGUUCAGAAACAACUGGGGAGCCAUUGAACUGAGAAUGCAAUAAAAACUCUUUCAGUGAAUAUUUGUAUAAAAUGAUCUCCAUUUUACAUGUGCCUUCAUGGAUUCUUUUUCUACUACCUCUCAUUUCCAUUUAGGGUCACAAAGGUCCCCCUGGCAUGCCUGGCAUGCCUGGAAUGAAAGGUCACCGAGUAAGUAUUUUAACUUCAGCCAAUGCAUGGUAGAAGGCAUAUCAAUGAGCGGUAAUUCUCCCAGUUCUUGUAUAUUGCAGAAUCUUACUCAAGCCAAUGAGAUGUUUGUUCACUCAAACACUUUUCUAAACUAAACUCACUGAAGCCCCAAAGAUCAGGGCCCCAAUUCAACCAGUUAGGACAAGGUAACUGCAAUUAGCUUUUGUUGGCUUGGGGUCCAGUUGUGUUAGCAAGUAUUCACUGGCAGUCAGUGAAAAGUGGAAAUAUUCUCAGAUGAGUACAAUUUUUCAUUAGCACUGCUGUGUUCAGGCAAUUUCAAUGGAGAAUUCUUUUUUCUAUAUAAAUUGGCUUUGGAGAUAUGCAGGCCCAUUUCCUUGGAGUUUGCAUUCCUGGGGUUACUUUUUCUCUGGCAUUAAGAGGAGAUUUUCAGAAUUUCCCCUGAAGAUUCUCCUUUUGUUGUUGUUCUAUAUUAUUUUAAUUUGGCGGCUGCUAUUUCCCUCCCACAAUGCUGUUUCCCUACCAUGAUUGGAGAAUCCAAAAUGGUGGUCAGACUGGCAACACUACUGCUGUUGCUUCCACUUGAGAAACUGUUGGAUAAUGUUUCCUCCCCCUGUAGAAUAAAUAAUAAAUAAAUAGAAAUUCUGUGAAAUUCUUAACCCCCUCCUCCCUCUGAAGUUUCUUUGACCAUAGUUAAGGUAAAUGAUUUCUAUUUGUGCGUCUCUACUCAGAUGUAGGCAGUGCUUUUCUUCCCCAAAAAAUGUUUAGGAGUACUCUCAUUUUGACUCAAGAAACUCACCAUUUUAUAGUUCAAAUCGGGGAAAAUAAAUACAGUAAAUGGACAAAAGUACAAAGAUUCAAAAAAUGUUUAGCGGUAUGCAUACCCCUGCGUCCCCCCCAGAAAAAAAAAGCACUGGGUGCAGGGGAAAAUGAACAGAGCAAACUCUGUUGUUUAUCAAAAUGGGGGGCGGGGAGAAUGGCAUUUUCCAAGGAGAUGUGCUAAUGUAUUUAUUUCCUUUCACAAAGGGAUUUGAUGGAAGAGACGGUGCCAAAGGUGAUGCAGGUGCUCCUGGUCUGAAGGUAAAAUAUGUUUAUUCUAUAUACUGUACAGAACUGCUUCUACCAAAUUAGGGAUUGUUUUAAAUGUAUGCCUGAAGGGGCCAUUAAGCUGUAUUAUGAGCUGCCUGCUUGGUUUGGUUGAAAGAGUGGAUGACCCUGAAUAUGGGAUUUUUAAGUGCAUUUAGCUAAACAUUCGUCUAGCCUUCUCUGCUUGAACAAUAAGGUUUCCCAAACACAGGAGGGACUGUAAGUGGGUUCUGCCAAAUGCAAAGUUGGGGUGAGAGUGGCAAGCACAGCCCCACGCCAGUUCCGUGAAUAGAAUUAGGAGUGCCUGAAUAGAGUUUAGGGCAGCAAUCUUAUAUACCCUUACCUGGUAAUAGGGAAGGGUGACAAAUUCAGUUUGGUUCACAAGACAUAAUAUAUAUGGCUGUCCUUUGGAGCUCUCUGAAUUUUGCACUUCUCUGGCAUAAAAGGUAUACAAAAUAUCUAUGUUGCAGGAAAGUGUGUGUUCUAUUAAUUAAUGCAUUCUAUUACUAAAAAUCACAUACAAAAAUGCCUUACAUGAGGGGGAAAUUGCUUGCCAAAAAUGUGUAUAUUAGGCAAAACUACCGUUAAAAUGGUGUGUAUAUUGUGAGAAACGUGCCUACAAAUUUUCAUGAGGACAUUUUAUACAUAUAUAUUUCUCAAACUGAUACAAAAAUGUGUGAACUUAAGAAUGCAAAAAUGAGAAACUGAGAGAAAACUUGAGACUGACAGGUUCUACUAUCCCUACCUAAAAGCAAGCCACGCCAAAAUCAGUGGUGUUUACUUCAUUCUGUGUAUUAUUGCACGAUAGUAUUUGUCUAAUUAUGCAACCCCUUCACACAAUUAAUUUAAGAAGAAUAGGAAAAUAUUUACCAUUUCACACAAGGUUCUAAUUCCAGAGAUCCCUGUGUUCAGCAAAGCCCGGCAGGAACUCUACAACACACAAAGACCUCUUUACAUGCUCACCCAGUUGUCUCUGGUGAUGUUGAUCUUACUUCCCAAGCAAAUGAUCUAUCUCGUCUAUGGCCCAAUCCAGCCAGGAUCACUGCAUGUAUAGCCCAAGAUAGUGCAGGCAGAUUUGACCUAUGUAUUGCAUUUUUAUUUUUAUUUUACAUAUGAGGGUCUGAUCCAAAAAGCAAUCCUCAUAUAAAAGCCUGCUUCCAUGAACUUAUUGUCCUUGCUGGAUCAGGGUGAAAUAUUUAACAAUUCACACAAAAAGAAAAAACAGUUUUCAAAACUGUGAAACAAUAUAUGCUGUACAUUUAUAAAAUGUGAAGCAAUAUAUGCUGUAUAUUUAUCCAGUGUUUUCUUUAUUAAAUAGGGUGAGAACGGUCUUCCUGGAGAAAAUGGAUCCCCCGGACCAAUGGUAAUUUGUUUAUUUCAAAACAAUUGAGUAGGAAGUCUCAAAAUAAAUACUUGAUAGAACAUUCAGCUAUUGGAUUAAAUUUAUGUGCAUUGUGCCCUUUGAUAUAAAUACUUCCAGGGCAGCACACACAGGCAAAACAUUAAGAUGACUAUUAUUAUUAUUAUUAUUAUUAUUAUUAUUAUUAUUAUUAAAAAUGUAAAUAAAACAAGUAUAAUAGAUAUAAAAUAAUCACAUAGGAACAGUUAAAAACCUGGAAAAUUAAAACAGUUUUGUUUUCCUCUGGCUGAAAAAGAUAGCAUAGUAGAUGCCACAAAUGGGGGAAGAUUCCGUAAAUGGAAUUCCACAGCUGAGAAAGUCACCUCCCUCACUUCAAAAGGUGGGGAUAUCAAAUAGAGCACCUCUGAUGAUUGUGAUAUCAGUUUAUGACAGGCUAUUAUGGAGGCAGGGUGUUCCUUCAAGUAUCAGUCCCAUUUCAAGCUGUAUAGGGUUUCAAAGGUAAGCACUUACCUUUUGAAUAGCCUGCAGAAAUGAGCUUAUAGUCUGUGGAGUUGUUUAACAACCAGUAAUCUAUGUUACCGGGACGAGGGUGGCGCUGUGGGUUAAAUCACAGAGCCUAGGACUAGCCAUUCAGAAUGUUAGCAGUUCGAACCCCUGCGACGGGGUGAGCUCCCGUUUCUCGGUCCCUGCUCCUGCCAACCUAGCAGUUCAAAAGCACGUCAAAGUGCAAGUAGAUAAAUAGGUACCGCUCCGGCGGGAAGGUAAACGGCAUUUCCGUGCGCUGCUCUGGUUCGCCGGAAGCGGCUUAGUCAUGCUGGCCACAUGACCCGGAAGCUGUACGCCAGCUCCCUCGGCCAAUAAAGCGAGAUGAGCGCCGCAACCCCAGAGUCGGUCACGCCUAGACCUAAUGGUCAGGGGUCCCUUUAGCUUUAAUAUAUGUUGCCACCAGCUAGUCGAUUGUGCAUCUGUUCCCUUUUGAGAAGAGAUUCCAUGCUGUUAUCUAUUUCUGUUGUCCAAAAAAGAGCUUCCUAUUACACAAGUUCAACUAUCCCUUAGCAGCUAAGUAUAAAUAGAGCUGGUAGGUACUGUAGAUAAAAUGAUGUGGGUGGCACUGUGGUCUAAACCCCUGAGCCUCUUGGGCCUGAUGAUCAGAAGGUCGGCGGUUUGAAUCUGUGCGACGGGGUGAGCUCCCAUUGCUCUGCUCCAGCUCCUGCCAACCUAGCAGUUUGAAAGCAUGCCAGUGCAAGUUGAAAAAUAGGUACCGCUGCGGUGGGAAGGUAAAUGGUGUUUCCAUGUGCUCUAGCUUCUGUCAUGGUGUUCCAUUGCGCCAGAAGCAGUUUAGUCAUGCUGGCCACAUGACCCGGAAAGCUGUCUGUGGACAAACGCCAGCUCCCUUGGCCUCAAAGCAAGAUGAGUUCCGCAACCCCAUAGUUGCCUUUGACUAGACUUAACCAUCCAGGGGUCCUUUAUCUUUUAUUUUAUUUUAUAAAAUGGUGGAAGGAUUGGAGUGUGGAGAUGGUGUCCUCCUAAAUAGACACUGCCUCCUCCAAGCCACCCCAGCUCCUAUGGGCAGUGAAUCCCAAUACACAUGAUCAAAAUAGUCUUACUAUGGGGCCAAAAUAUUAAAGAGUCAUUCGUGGUGUUUCUCUCAUAAAGGUUUCCCAGCUAUCCAGUCAGUGAUGAAUAAUUUUAAACAAAUUGUGUUUGAUUUCCAUUCCUUAACUGAAUGUCAUAUAUUUUCAUUAGGGUCCAAGAGGUCAGCCUGGCGAGAGAGGAAGACCGGGAGCUCCAGGAAGUGCUGUAAGUUACUGAACCAAAACUUCACAUUGAUUGCUAUUUGUAGUCCUUCAGGCAAGGCAUCUUCAGCAGGUCUCAAGAAUCCUGGAAGGUAACAUGCAGACCCAGAAUUUUCUAAUGUUGCCUCUGGUUUUCUUGUGUACAAAAGGAGACGACAAAGUAUAGCAUGAGUGUGUUUGGAGAAAGGGUCCGUAUGUUACAAAAGUACCAUCCACACAGAAGAGGGAGGUUUCGGCAGGCUGAGAAGAAACCCCAAGGAUUGCAGAUGGGGGCUAAACUAGGAAGGGUGUGCACACAAGCCCACUGAAUAUACAGUGAAUCUCUACAUGUUCUGUGCAGAGAUUUCUCAGUCAUUGUUGUUGUUGUUAAUAUGCUUAUUGGUGACAUUUUAAAAUCAACAGGUGUAUUAAAAACAACAUCUAUUAUUAUUAUUAUUAUUAUUAUUAUUAUUAUUAUUAUUAUUAUUGCAGCAAUCCUAGAUAGGAUUGCAUCCUCCAUGCCUUUUUGGAGGCCUGGCUACUGACUGUCAAGAAUGGUGAACUAUUUAUAUAUCCUCUAUUCCUUUGGCACUGAUGCCCCCAAAUUCUGUUUUUAUUUUCCAAGUAUAUGCCAAGUGCCUGUAGUAAGAAUCAAAUUAUUCUCCCCCUCUACCAGGAUUGAGGGACGCGGGUGGCACUGUGGGUUAAACCACAGAGCCUAGGGUUUGCCGAUCAGAAGGUCGGCAGUUCGAAUCCCCAUGACGGGGUGAGCUCCCGUUGCUUGGUCCCUUCUCCUGCCAACCUAGCAGUUCGAAAGCACGUCAAAGUGCAAGAAGAUAAAUAGGUAACGCUCCGGCAGGAAGGUAAACGGCAUUUCCGUGCGCUGCUCUGGUUCGCCAGAAGUGGCUUAGUCAUGCUGGCCACAUGACCCGGAAGCUGUACGCCGGCCCCCUCAGCCAAUAAUGCAAGACGAGCGCCGCAACCCCAGAGUCAUCCACGACUGGACCUAAUGGUCAGGGGUCACUUUACUUUAUACCAGGAUUAACACAUACUAUAGUUUGUUUACUUUGUGGGCUUGGCAGCCAUUAUUUAAAAGGCAUUUUUAAAACUGCCUUUCUUGAAGAUUUUGUCCCCUUGUUUCUUCCCUCCCAAACCCAUCAGUUCCAGAUUCAUCACCCAGAGCUCCAAUGUGCACAUAAAAUUCCUGAAGCUCCAAAGUUUCUGGUGAGGAGCAAGUUCAGUGCUUACAAUGAGAGGAAUUCACACAUGGAGUUUUCUUUCUCUCCUUACAAACAAAUGUUUGUUUCAAAGAGGGAAACAUAUUAAUAUUGCUCCGUGUCAGAUUUUGUUUGUUCCUAAUGUAUUUAAUUCCAUUUGCAGGGCGGUCGUGGUAAUGAUGGCUCCCCUGGAGCAGCUGGCCAACCCGUAAGUAACUGUGCGUUGUGUGGCUAUUAGCCACUCUGACCUGUUUAUAACUCGGAGUACAUCUAGCCCGGGACGCAGUUGGCGCUGUGGGUUAAACCACAGAGCCUAGGAUUUGCCGAUCAGAAGGUUGGCAGUUCAAAUCCCCGCAACGGGGUGAGCUCCCGUUGCUCAGUCCCUGCUCCUGCCAACCUAGCAGUUCGAAAGCACGUCAAAGUGCAAGUAGAUAAAUAGGCACCACUCUGGCGGGAAGGUAAACGGCGUUUCCGUGCACUGAUCUGGUUCGCCAGAAGCGGCUUAGUCAUACUGGCCACAUGACCCGGAAGCUGUACGUUGGCUCCCUCAGCCAAUAAAGCGAGAUGAGAGCCGCAACCCCAGAGUCGGCCAUGACUGGACCUAAUGGUCAGGGGUCCCUUUACCUUUACAUCUAGCCCAUAUAUUAUAUUAAGUGCUGCUGAAUUGCAAGCGAGACAUAAAGCACUUCUGGCUUCCCUCAAUGAAGGCAACGGCCAAAGUAAAACUUCAGAUGAAUUGUACUUCAGAUAUUACAUUUGUUGCCGAGAACCAGUAGUGCCAGGCAACAUGCAUCAUUAAAACAAUGCCUGGCCCUUUUGUUAUCCGCACUGGUAUCUUCUGCUUCUAUACGUUCAUCCCACACCCUGGUAGUCUCUUGUUUUAUUCAAACACUUGCUAAGUUCCAUCUCAAAAUCUAAAAAAGAAGAAGAGCUCACCCCCCUGUGCACUCUCCAGAAGUAGUUACAGAAGGGUCGGAUAGAGAUCCAACAAAAAUAAAUAAAUCUAUCUAGUCGCGUCUCUGUGAAUAGCAUUUAGAUUGAAAUUCUUCUCAGGUUAUUGAUUAAUGAACAAAAUCUAAAACCACAGUUUCCAUAUGUGCUGAGGAAACCCAGACAAUGUUAGGCGUGACUCAGUCCACUGAACAGAGUGAAAUUUAAAUGGGUUUAUGCCAUUUUGCUUUUAACAAGAGUCUUCCCUGUGAUUGGGAGUCGAAGUCUGUGGCUGAAGUGAAAGUCUCACCACAUGAGAACAGCUGAGCUAAAGACUCAUCCAAUUUGCCCUUGCCGCACCACUUUCCCCCAGGGAAACCCAAUGUUUACUGCUGAAUCAGAGCAAACUUCAAUCACGUUUUCUCCAGACUGACUUUGCUCUGAUUUAUUCCUAAAGAGCUGGUUUCCCAGGGGAAAGCAGUGGGGCAAGUAGAAAACUGCUCAGACUCAUGCUUUCUAGGCAUGGGACAGGUGCAAGUUUGGAUGAGCUCUAAGUCUCCAUUCCAUCACAAUGCAUUGGGACUUAGCCAAGAGACUAAUGUGUGCUAAAAUCUGUCCAUAUUCAGCAUUAUGAAAUCCAAGUAACUUAUAUCUGGCAUAUUGCAAGGACCCAGUGUAUAACCAUUCACGUGGUCAUAACACAAGCUUCCUGUGUUAUUUAUAUAUUGUUGUGAUAUCCAUAUCCUGCUUUUUCAGUAAAAAAAUAAUAGUCAAGUUUACUUGCAACAUGUUUAAAAUCACAAAACAUCAACAUGUCGACCACAUUUUAAAAAAAUGUGUAAGGAACAGGCCAUAGGAGAUAGAUAUAAAAUCUAGGGAUUUGUUGUUGUUGUUGUUAAAAAAGACCAGUUUAGGAAGCCAAAAAUUUGUGUGAACAAGAUGAUGGAAGUCCAUCAGAGAUGAACAAAAUGAACCCCUCUUGGUGGGGAGUCCCACAACCUAGGUGAGACCACAGAGAAGGCUUAUGGUUUUGUGAGAGACCCUAGGCUGGAUACCUGAGCUCAAGCUCUGUGCUUGAUGUGUCACUUCAAGCACAGGUAGCAGCUCACGAUGGUGAAGGCAACCUUCCAAAGUCACACAUUCAGAAAGGGAAAGAUUUUGUUCAUAGGUGGGCCACAUAGUCUCUUGAUUGUUUUCAUCUAUUCUCAUAAGAAUAUGAUAUAACACAACUAAUACUUUUAAAAAAUAAUGACCUAUAUCAUUUUUUCUUCCAAUAAUAAUAUUGUUGUUGCUGUUUUCCUAAGGGUCCCCCAGGCCCCCCUGGACCUUCAGGAUUUCCAGGUUCUCCAGGUUUUAAGGUAUCUAUCCUAUCCUAUCCCUUUCUAUCCUAUAUGUUUGCCUUUAAAUAAAUGCCUCAUAUAUGUCUCAUCUGCGAUCCUAAGGACGUUUUUGCUGAAAUCCACAAAUAGAUGAAGUUAGGAAGUUUUAUCAAAAGUAGCUAUUGGGUCUGGGUUUUUCACUAACGAGGUGUUUCUUAUCUAUUAAUAGCAUGUGGGGCACGGGUGGUGCUGUGGGCUAAACCACAGAGCCUAGGGCUUGCUGAUCAGAAGGUUGGCAGUUCAAAUCCUCACGAUGGGGAUGAGCUCCCAUUGCCCGGUCCCUGCUCCUACCAACCUAGCAGUUUGAAAGCACGAAGUGCAAGUAGAUAAAUAGGUGGGAAGGUAAAUCAUGUUUCCGUGCACUGCUCUGGUUCGCCAGAAGCGGCUUAGUCAUGCUGGCCACAUGACCCGGAAGCUGUACACUGGCUCCCUCAGCCAAUAAAGCGAGAUGAGCGCCGCAACCCCAGAGUCAUCCGCGACUGGACCUAAUGGUCAGGGGUCCCUUUACCCUUUACCAAUAGCAUGUGAGGUGGUUAUUCCCCCCCAAAAAAAUCAUGCAGUGUGAUUUUAAUUGAAACACUUGUGGAUUUGAAUGGCCAAGUUCCAGAUUUAAAAUCUUCUCUAUUGAUGCAAACAUAACAAGGUACUGUGUAGAUAUCUGGAAGAGGAUCUUCAGUGCCUCAUCGAUUAUGGUUUUCAGUAUCCCUUUGUGGGGAGAGGCAGAAUGGUAAAAAAAAUGAAUGUGUUUGGUGUUGAUGUAUCCUUAGUUUCCACUAACUUUUUCAGAAAACAAUUCCACGCACCCUUUCCUUCACAUUCUAAAUAGCAACAAUUAUUGAGAGAUCAUGGCAAACAUAUUUGCUGACAUUACUUUGUGCUGAAGAAGAAUUCUUAUUCUUCUUCUCUGGCGAUUACUCGUAGCCGACUAAGAUUGUUUUCUAUAAACACGGUUUUAACUGAGAGUCCGUAAGUGACUGUGGAGACCAAUUCUGGAUCCACACAUCCUUCCACAGUGGGGACAUUGGUUUCCGGGCGGGAUUUGAUCACGGUGAUCACGGUGUGGAUUUGCCAAGUGUGCCUUCCUCUUAGUAUGUUUAUCCCUUGCGUCCUGAGUUCGAGUGUCUUCAAAGCCCAGUGUUUCCCAGUUGUCAGUGUUUUUUUAGAUUUGCCUUGAGACAGUUUUUAAACCUCUUUUGUUGACCACCAGCAUUACGCUUUCCAUUUUUAAGUUAAGAAUAGAAGAUGAUCAUCAGGCAUCCGCACAACAUGACCAGUCCAACAAAGUUGAUGUUGAAGAAUCAUUGCUUCAACACUGGUGAUCUUUGCUUCUUCCAGUACACUGGCAUUAGUUCGCCUGUCUUCCCAAGUGAUGUGUAAAAAUUUUCAGAGACACCGUUGAUGGUGCCUGAUUGCCAUGACCCUCGUGUGAUGUGAUCUUCCACUUAAUGAAACCACCAGAAGAAAAUCCAGUGAAAAUCCUCAUUAUUGCAUAUUUUACACGGCUGUUUAUAACUGUAUAUAUUUUAAAAUUUUAUAUAUGGAUGUUUUGUGAUGGCCUAUGUUAGUAAUGCCUAAAAAAGUUUGGCAAAGUAGGAUGAAAUCAUCAAGCUACUGAGUUUUGUUUGUUAAAACCGAUUGCUUGCUCUCUUCUAUUCAGGGUGAAACUGGUCCUGUUGGCCCCCCUGGCUCUAGUGGGUCUCCUGGAGCAAGAGGAGAACCUGGUCCUCAAGGACAGCCUGGUGGUCCUGGUCCUGCUGUAAGUAUCAUAUGUCCUUUAUACACCCAUACAUUGUUUUACUCACCUAGCAAAAUCUGUUUCAUAGAGACAUUUUAAAAGCUGCUUCCGUGAAUGUCAACAUUAUUACCUAUUCUCUUUUUUUCAAUUCUAUUUUAUUAAGUUUCAACAUUUUAAAAUUAUACAAUCAAAACACAGUUUUGUCUUUUCUCUUAUUUUUGUCAGCUUCCUUUUUUCCCCAAUAAAUUUUUAUUAAUUUUCCAACACAAUUAUACAAUUUUAUCCAAAUUUUAACAAAUUAUCUCUUUUUCGACUUCCUUCAGCUUCUCUGGCAAUCAUCCAUAUUUAUCUCUUCAAUAUGCAUUCCCUUCAUUUGUAUUGCCAUUUGUCUUCCCUCCCCCUUCUAUUUCUUUUUAACAAUACAUCUCAAUUUUUACAGUGCUUCUUGAAACCCCACUAGCAUUGUUUCCACAUCUCAUACACUUUUCAGAUAUUCUACAAACUUUCCCCAGUCUUCGAUGAACCUUUGGUCUCGCACGUAUCUAAUUUUCCCAGUUAGUUUAUCCAAUUCCGCAUAAUCUGUCAGUUUCACUCUCCAUUCUUCUACCGUCGAUAUUUCCUCUUGUUUCCAUUUCUGGGCCAGUAAAAUUCUUGCUGCUGUAACUGCAUACUGAAAAAGUUUACAAUCCUUUCUUCUUAUUUCCUUUCCUGUAAUCCCUAAAAGAAAAGCUUCUGGUUUCUUUACAAAAGUAUAUUUUAACAUCUUUUUCAAUUCAUUGUAUAUCGCUUCCCAGAAACUUUUCACUUUCUUACAUUCCCACCACAUAUGAUAAAACGUUCCUUCUUUUUCUUUACAUUUCCAACACUUAUUACAUGUCUUAUACAUUUUUGCUAGUUUUACCGGUGUAAUGUACCAUCUAUAAAAUAUUUUCAUAACAUUUUCCUUCAACGCCGUACAUGCAGUAAAUUUUAAAUUUUCUUUCCACAGGUUUUCCCAAUCAUCAAAUUGAAUAUUAUACCCAAAGUCUUUGGCCCAUUAUAUCAUUACCGAUUUAACCUCUUCAUCUUUCGUAUACCAUUCCAACAAUAUCUUAUACAUUUUUGACAAAAUUUUACAUUCAUUAUUUAGUAUAUCUGUUUGAAAUUUUGAAUCUUUUUCUACAUAACCACUUUCUUUUAUAUCUUUUUUAAACAUUUCAUUAACCUGGAGAUAAUGCAACCAAUCAUAUACAUGAUCUUUAACUUGUUCAUAUGGUUUUAAUUUCCAUUUUCCUCCUUCUUUAAUUACCAUUUCACCAUACGUAAUCCAUUUACCUCUCAUAUUAAUUUUCUUUACACUCAUAACCUCCAACGGAGAUAGCCAGUGUGGAACUCUUGGUUCCAAUAGAUUUUUGUACCUGUCCCAUAUUUCUAUUAACGAAUUCCUGAAGAUGUGGUUCCCAAAACCUUUAUGAAUUUUCUUCUUGUCACACCAUAAGUAUGCGUGCCAUCCAAAUCUGUUAUCAAAACCUUCAAGACCCAAUAAUUCCUUAUUUUCUAGUUUUAUCCAUUCCUUUAACCAACAUAGGCAUGCUGCUUCAUAGUAUAGUUUCAUAUCAUAUUUUUGUCAGCUUCCAACCUCGUUUUCCAUGCAGUUGUUGUCUGCUUCACCCUAUCUUCUAUCUAUCAAGUUAUAACCACAAUAUUAUAAUCUAAUUACUUCUGUUACUCAUAGCUGAAAUCCUUCUCGCGAGUUCGUCAUACUAUAAAAUUUCUUUAAAUAGUCCAAAAAAGGCAUCCAUUCUUCCAUAAAACCCUCAUCAUUAGAAUCUCUUGAUUUUGCUGUUAAUUUUGCCAGUUCUGCAUAGUCCAUUAUCUUACUUAUCCAUUCUUCUUCAGUUGGAACUUCUUCUUCCUUCCAUUUCUGCACAUAUAGAAUCCUAGCUGCUGUUGUUACAUACAUAAACAACUUUUCACAUUUUCGGUGGGAUUUCUGCCCCUAUAAUCCCUAACAGAAACGCUUUGGGCUUUUUCAAUAGGCUCAUUUUACGCUUUUUAUCUUAUCAUGUAUCAUUUCCCGAAAUACCCUCGCUUUCUUGCAAAUCCACCACAAAUAUAUGUAAAAAAAAAAUCUACCUGUUUACACUUCCAGUUAUUAUUAGGAACCUUCUUAUACAUUUUAGAUAAUCUGUUAGGUGCUAAGUACCAUCUAUACGACAUUUUCAUAUAAUUUUCUUUUAGAGCAUAGCAAGCAGUAAAUUUUAUAUCUACUUUCCGUAGCUUUUCCCAUGCACUCAUUUCUAAAUAUUAUUACCUAUUGUCUCUAGGGUCCUGGAGGUAGAGAUGGAAGUCCUGGUGCAAAAGGUCCCCCAGUAAGUAAUCCUUCUGUCAUACCACAUUGGCUGUGCCUGUGGUCUAAGCUGCCAUUUUAUUCAAUAUCACAUGGGAAUUUGUAAAUUUGAGCACAUUUUCUUUCCCCACAGGGUCCUGCUGGCAUGGCUGGUGCUCCUGGACUGAGCGGAGGUCGUGGUCCUCCUGGCCCCCCGGGUACCAAUGGAAUCCCUGGACAAAGAGGUCCAGCUGUAAGUCGCCAGCUCAUCUUUGUCAAGUUUGCAUGAAAAUUGGAUUCAGGAAAACAACAUCUGCAAUCCUAUAGAUAUUGGGAAAACAACACCUGCAAUAUAUACAGUACUUAUAGGCACAAGGAUAUGAUUUGAACCUAAUUAGGGAGGGUUAUCUUUUGAGCUUCCAACUUUCCAUGUUUCCUCCUGAAAACUAUUACAUCUUAUCUCCGACAUUUUGCUGUUAUUAUCAAUAUAUGCCCGGGAAUAACCUGAAUCAGAGGGUUGGGGAAUGCAUUCUCAGGCAGAGCAGCUCUUCUCUGAAGAGGAGCUAUAGGGGAAAGAUUUGUCCCCCCCUUGUCUCCAGCGGUUUCAGAAGCAGGGAGAGACACAGACACUGAGCAGCUUUGGCAGGAGUUACCUAGCUACGAGCUAAUGGAAAGAGAAACAGAAGGGAGGGAACAGCCAGCAGAGACGUCAUUAGAGUGUGAGGGAGUCUCCCUCCCCAAGAACUAGGAGGUCUGUCUGUAUUAGAGAACAAAGAAUGCAGAGAGGAGGAACUUCCUGUUGGUGCCCAGGAUGUUGCAGGGGAUGGAAGGGGAAGGAUUUAGAGUAGCCAACUGCUCUCCUAGUGGAGAGAUGUGGAUUUUUGCUUGCAACCAGAUGACCGAAUAAAAAAAGACUAUAAAUUAUAAACUGCUCAUUAAUUCUUAUCUGUGAAGUUAUCAACGGGAGGGGAGGACUCUCGAUGCCUUGACAAUAUAAUACAAAUGGGGAUGGCACUAGAAGCCAAAAAUAUUAAUGAUAAGAAAAUAUUUUACUAGAUAUAGUGGCACGACAGAUAAAAAUGCGUAACUUUAGGGUGGGUUCAGUCAUGCUUAGGAAUAAUUCCAUGUGCCUUGCAUCCUAAAUAGCAAGAAUUCUUGAGAGAUCAUGGCAGACAAUGGGUCAUAUUUGCUGACAAUACUUUGAGCUCAAGAUGAAUUAUCAGCAGCAGAUUUUACUAGAUUGCUUUUUGCUCUCCUACUCAAACUAAGGGUGUAACCCAAGCGCAUUGAAAAGCCAUGUUUGAUCAAGGCAUAAUCAUGCUUAGAGUAGCCUCAUUGAAAUUAAUGAGACUUAAGUUAGCUGUGACUAACUUGCCCCAUUGAUUUCAAUGGGUCUACUCUAUGUAUGAUUAAGUCCAAGCCACUGUGAGAUUUUAUGAAAGCUGUCAUUGUAGUGUUUGAUCUUUGCUGGCUCAUUCAAACAAGCAAGUCAAGCGGUGAAUGCGCAUGUCUGAAACAGCCGUUAAUCUUUACCGCAGGGGUAGCUACCCUGUUGCAGCAAAAUGACAAAGAGUGUCAUGACAAAAGCUUUAGUGCUGCAGAAUCCACUUUGCCGAAUGCAUACAAUGUGAUCCUAAAUCUCAGAACAACACAAUUUUUCUCCUAGCGUGUGUGGUUCAUUUGGUCUCAGUCAGUGAAACCCCACAUUCUAUCGGAAGUAUAAUGUGAGGUAUAGGGAUGUGGGUGGCACUGUGGUUGUCGGUUUGAAUCCCCAUGACAAGGUGAGCUCCCGUUGCUCUGUCCCAGCUCCUGCCAACCUAGCAGUUUGAAAGCACACCGGUGUAAGUAGAUACUGCAAAUAGGUACCACUGUGGCAGGAAGGUAAACGGUGUUUGCAUGCACUCUGGUUUCCGUCACAGUGUUCCGUUGUGCCAGAAGCUGUUUAGUCAUGCUGGCCACAUGACCCGGAAAGUUGUCUGCAGACAAACGCCGGCUCCCUUGGCCUGAAAGCGAGAUGAGCGUCGCACUGCAUAGUCUCCUUUGACUGGGCGUAACCAUCCAGGGGUCCUUUACCUUUACCUUUUUAUAAUGUGAGGUGCUUCACCUGCUGGAACGAUUGCUGUUUAAUAAGUCUUUCGGUUAAAUUUUAAGGAUUGUGUGUUCUCUUUAGGGUGAACCUGGUAAGAAUGGCGGAAAAGGAGAACCGGGACCAAGAGGUGAACGAGUGAGUAUUUGUCAACCCAGUACCUAGUAGGUUUGGAUGGGGCGGAACUGUAAUUCCUGCUCAUGGAAAAUUGGUUUCAAAAGAUACCAGUACAUUGCUGUAGUGAGAUUUUAUCUUUGGGACUCCUCCAGCUUUAGCAGUUAAUAAUAUUUUAUUGUAUUUCAUUAUAAGGGUGAAAAUGGUACUCCCGGCGCUGCUGGUCCUCCAGGAGAAGAAGGCAAGGCAGGGGGACCUGGUCAACCUGGCACAAAUGGUAUACCUGGAAGUCCAGGAGAACGCGUAAGUACUCAGCAGAUCAGGUUUUAGACAAAGGGAAACACACCUUUGAAAUGACUAGUGUGGCCAACAGUGCAACCAGACUCAUGUCUGCUCAGAAUUAAGUUCAGCUGAGUUCAGUGGACUUACUUCCAGCUAAGUAUGCAUAGGAUUGCAACCUAAAUCCUGAAGCAGCGAAACAUUAGCCUUGCCCAACUUAAGGGACUAUUCAGAAGACGGUAAAUUCAAGAGAAUGAAAUGGAGUAAGAGCUUUUUUCGCUAGAAAAAAGCCAACAAGAUUGUCAUUCUUGAAUUAUUUUUAUUUUUAUUUUUUAUUUUUUGAGAAACAGCGUGGAUUUCCAGCGUGGUCCCCAACUAUAGCACUUUUCACCAUCGGGAGCAUUAAAUUGUAAGCUCCUCGGUACAAAGACCUUGUCCUUUCAUUAGCUGGAUCAGGUCCAUUGUACAUGAAUUCUAGAGCAGCAACAGAUAAACUUUUCAUCCAAUGUGAAAUGUCGCCUACAGUUAUUCUUUUGACUAAAUCUCAUCCAUCAUCUCAUAUAUAUGCUGUUAUGUGGACAUCUCAGUACAAAUAAAAGAUUGAAAAUGCAUUUGACAUCUCUGCUUGGUUGGCAUGUAGCAUACUUCAACGCAUCCUUUUCCUCUGCUAUUAAGUGACCCGCAGCAUGAACAUUUCUGUUGGUUUUUUCCUUCAGGGUGCCCCAGGUUUUCGCGGCCCUCCUGGCAGUAAUGGACUUCCAGGUGAAAAGGUAUACUCUUCUCUUCCUGCUAAACUGUUCACUUUCUACUUUGCUUAUUGUUUUUCCUCAAAUUACAAUACAACUUUAUAUUUCCACAAUCUGUUACUAAUCCUAUAUUGCAAUUUGUUUCAAUGUCAUUUAAGGGUGGGCCCGGUGAACGAGGUUCUCCUGGUCCUGCAGGACAAAGAGGCGUUCAGGGUGAACCAGGACGUGAUGGUAGCCCAGGUCUUCCAGGAAUGAGAGUAAGUUAAAAUACCUUCUGGGUGGGAUAGAUAGAUAGAUAGAUAGAUAGAUAGAUGAUAUAGAUAUAGAUGAUAUAGAUAUGGAUGCGGCUGGCGCUCUGCUAUAAACCACCAAACCUUUGGGCUUGCCGAUCAGAAGGUUGGCGGUUCGAAUCUCUGUGACAAGGUGAGCUCCCGUUGCUCUCUUCCAGCUUCUGCCAACCUAACAGUUCGAAAGCGUACCAGCUCAAGUAGAUAAAUAGGUACCGCUGCAGCAGGAAGGUAAAUGGCGUUUCCAUGCGCUCUGAUUUCCAUCACAAUGUCCUGUUGCACCGGAAGUGGUUUAGUCAUGCUGGCCACAUGACCCGGAAAGCUGUCUGUGGACAAACGCCAGCUCCCUCAGCCUGACGGCGAAAUGAGCGCCGCAACCCCAUAGUCACCUUUGACUGGACCUAUUUGUCUAGGGGUUCUUUACAUACACAAACACACACAAUAUUAUAUAUAUUCCAUAUUAGUGAUGGCUGAGAUGACUAGCUAUAGUAACAAAGAGCUCAUAUGCCAAUACUUUAUUCUGCUAAUAUCCAGAUACCAACUUUCUAGAUUUCUAGAUAAUUCCCUACCAGUGUCCAAGUCCUUGAGAAUCCAUUUACACCUAUGCACUUAGUGGUCAAUGCUUAUAAAGAGCUGUGCUUCAUUAUAGAGAAGAAAUGGUGGACUUGUUUCUUGACUGCACCACUAGGACAUCUUAAAUUUGUCAACUUUCGAAUUCCAAAAAUGAGAGGUGAUAAAAAAGUUGUAACAUGACUUGGGAAUUCAAAAGGAAGUUUGGUUAAAGUAAUGUAAUUUAGUUUUGCUAAGCAAGCAAAAUGUGUGCAAAUCAUUGAAAAUAUUUGCCAAGCACUUGCAGUUAUAUUUUUAAUUAAUUUAUUUAGCAUCACCUGACAUUUGCAGAAGGGAAAAUUUAAAUUAUUUUGUUUUCUGAAAGCAUUUUGUGUGCUAUUGCACCAAAAGUAGACUUACCAAGCUAAUAAUUGUCCAGCCACAAAAUAAUAGCAGAUUUGAAUUUUUCACACCCAAAAACAAUUUUUAAGACCCUUCACUGGAGAGAUUAGCAAAAAUUAAGUUUCAUGCCCUAAAAUAACAUGCCCUACCACUUAAUAAAGCUUGUCUUCAAGGCUAAUGCUUUAACAGUGGGAAAAAUAAAAUGGAACCCUAAAAUGUCCUCUUACGAAAGGUCUCUUUUACACAAAUACUAUUUUCAUUUCCUUGCACAGGGUUUAACAGGAAGCCCAGGAAGCCCAGGACAGGAUGGAAAACCAGGUCCUUCUGUAAGUAAAUAACUUUAUGCCACUCCUGUUACCAUCCUUGACUUUCACACCUGUAAUAAAAUAAACAUAGCAGCUUAUUUAAAUUUACUGAGUACAUUGGUUUGCUCUGAAGUUAUAUUAGCAAAGCUUUUACUCUGGGUUUUACUAAAUGGCACUGUCAACCCUACUUAGCUAACAUUCAUGGGGACACCAAAUAUUAUUAGAUGAAUGUAUACUUUCAGUAGGAAUGCGGGUAGAGCUGUGGGCUAAACCACAUAGCCUAGGACUUGCCAAUCAGAAGGUCGGUGGUUUGAAUCCCCGUGACAGGGUGAGCUCCCAUUGCUUGGUCCCUGCUCCUGCCAACCUAGCAGUUCGAAAGCAUGUCAAACUGCAAGUAGAUAAAUAGGUACCGCUCCGGUGGGAAGGUAAACGGCGUUUCCAUGCGCUGCUCUGGUUUGCCAGAAGCGGCUUAGUCAUGCUGGACACAUGACCCGGAAGCUGUACGCCAGCUCCCUCGGCCAAUAAAGCGAGAUGAGCGCUGCAACACCAGAGUCGUCCGCGACUGGACCUGAUGGUCAGGGGUCCCUUUACCUUUAUACUUUCAGUGUCUUAGGGUUUUCUUGCUUGUGUGUGUGUGUGUGUGUGUGUGUGUAUGUGUGUGUGUGUGUGUUUUAAAUCAUUUGAGAAUGUUUAAAAUGACAGGAUAAUCUAGAACUGUCUUUGUUUAAUUCACAACAGCAAGAUGAUCCCUUGGGGUUUUCAUAUUUCUCUGUUGUUUCUUUACAUGUCCCUAUACAUUUAAUUUGCAUUUGUUUUCAUCAGGGGUCCCCGGGAGAAUCAGGGCGAAGUGGUCCCCCAGGACCAGCAGGUCCACGAGGUCAACCAGGUGUGAUGGGUUUUCCUGGUCCCAAAGGUAGCGAGGUUAGUAUAAUCUGAAGAAUAUAUACUUAAGAGGCCACACUUACUUAUACUUACAGCUUCUAUAAACUCAUGGUGCUGUGACUCAGACAACAGAAUAUCUGUUUCCAGUGCUUUUUGUCCUACAAAAAAAGAGGUGCCGGAACUCACCAUGAAUGUCUCUGUUGUUCUCUUAGAAUGGCAAUGGCACCCACCUGAGAGGUGCUGGAACUGAGUUCCAGUGAGUUCCAGCUGAAAAAAAGUCCAGUCUGUUUCUACUUUGAGUAUGGCACCCCUGGAUGUCUGUGACUGGCCAUAAAUUAUGGUUCUAUCACAUUAUUUUGAUAAUAAAUAGAACGUAGUAUACUGAACUUUUAUUGCUUUCAGUCCACAGCCAUUGAAAUUUUCCACUAUUAAAAACAAAAAAAGAUUUCAGAGAUACAUUUCAACUCUGCCAUAUGUUUGUAUUUCUUAGGGUUCACCAGGUAAAAAUGGAGAGAGAGGUUCACCUGGACCUCCUGGCGGACUGGUGAGUAGAAUUAAUCAAUCUGCUAGUAAUUCCACAUUAUAUCUUUAUGGCAUUAUGCUGACCAUAACUAACACCAAUUCUUAUUAUUUAACAGGGACAACCAGGAAAGGAUGGUGAAGCAGGAGCACAAGGCCCUCCAGGACCUUCUGUAAGUAAGCUUCAUUGAGAAACAUGACAACAAUUUCAUAGACUCAGAGCUGGAAGGGACCUCAAAGGUCAUCUACUCCAACCUGCUAUUACUGUUGCAGCAUCCCAAUUAUAUCAUAUCUACUAAAAUUGUAACUACUGGCUAUAAAAAGACAAAGUAAAUUUAUCACCCAUCCUAUCUGUAAUUCUGUCUGGGACUUCACUUGACAUCAGGCAGUGGGGCACAAAUUUCAUCUGGUAACCAUGCAAAUUAUUUUUUGAUAUUUAGGGGAAAUGAGUAUGUUUGUUCCGAUAGCAUUGGAAAUGAGAUUGAGGGGAGCAGAACAGGGAAUCAUACAUCAGGAAUUCAGUACUUUUGCUGCCUUCUUCUUCUUCUUCUUCUUCUUCUUCUUCUUCUUCUUCUAUGCCAGCUGCUGGGUGACCUUGGGCCAGUCACACUUCUCUGAAGUCCCUCAGCCCCACUCACCUCACAGAGUGUUUGUUGUGGGGGAGGAAGGGAAAGGAGAAUGUGAGCCGCUUUGAGACUCCUUCAGGUAGUGAUAAAGUGGGAUAUCAAAUCCAAACUCCUCUUCUUCUUGAUUAGUGUUGCCCUCUUAUUGUUUCUUUAUCUCAACAUACCCAGGAACAAAACAGUACAGAUGUGCCAAUGAUGCGUAGAGUGUGUUGGCAAACUAUUAUGACUACUUUCCCCCUCGGUUUUUCCAGGGUCCUUCUGGGGAAAGAGGGGAGCCAGGAGCAACAGGACCACCUGGAUUCCAGGUAUUUUGAUAUUCAGCUGUUAUUCAUUCUUGAGUAUAUAUUUUUCCCCAAACCAGAUUCUUUAAAAGCAAGUUAGGGCGAAAAUGUGGAAAUGCAUUUAUGACACGAAUCAUUUAAUUAUAUUUUGAUGUUCAAGUCUGCAAUACUGAACUCAGCUUGUUUAUCCCAUCCCAUCAGAAUCAGUGGGAUUUGAGCAAUGUAACUCUGAGCCAAUUUCAGCCAGAAAAAAGCAAGGUACCAUAGAUUCCCCUACUCUGUAUUUUUAUGCCUUUCCCAACUGCAAAGACACCAUCAGGUUAUCAAAUUUAGCUACUGGUCAUCUAAAAGGAGUUGGACAUAUUCGUAAAGUGUAAAAGAUCCAUAAAUACCUCCCAAGGAAUUUAUCUAUAAUCCUAUUUGUAGGUUUCCUUCAAUAUUCCUACAGAUGUUUUCCUUGACAUAGACCCUUCAGGUUAGCCUCACAUUUGACUAUAUGAACAAUUAUUGGUGACAGGCUGCAAACAUACCCUUUGUUAGGGUUACUCUUGAACUGCACGUUUAUGCUCUAUCAUGGAAGAGAGAUAGUAUUGACUCAGAGAUGGAGUAGCCAUUUAGCAUGCUUAAGGAUCUAGGCCUAGUUAAAGAUUAUCAGGUAGGUGGGGAAAAUAGGCCGAUGCCAAUCAGAGUAGACAAUAACUGAAAAGAUGGGUCAGUGGUUUGACACAAUAUAAUGCCUAUAUUCAGAUGGAAAUCACUAAGUGGAGGAAGCUACUUUCUACUCUUUCUGAAUUUUUAUUUAUAAAGUCAUGCAACACCAUUUGGCUGUUUAUGUGCUGGAAAAGCAGACCUAUAUAUGUGUAACGAGUUCUUUUGCCUCUCCUAGGGACUACCUGGUCCUCCUGGCGGACCCGGAGAGAAUGGAAAGCCUGGAGAAGCUGUAAGUUGUCCUUUCAUCUUCUCUUUUCCCUCCUCUUUCCCCUCAAUCUUCACCUCCAGAAAAAAAAUGGAAAAAAAAUGGAUGCACAGAUACACAGUGCUGAGUGGUGUGGCGAAAAACAUGCAGGCUUUCCCACAUACUAUCACAGCAGCAUCUAAAUGAUAUCUGGAAAUGGUGGCAUAUAUCACUGCUGAAAUAUCAGCCCUAGCAAACCUGGGACACAAGGAAAAUUCCAAGGUUGCUAUAAUGAAUUCUGAGUCCUAACUGUAUGUUGACAUAGAGCCAUUUUCCAGGGGCAGUGGUGGGGUGGGGAUUAGUUUCUAGUAUAGCUUUAAAUGAACAAUUAAUGAGGUAUUACAUGCCAAGUAAUUACUGCCAUGAAGUGAUGUGACUCAUGAGCCAAAUGCUUUUUUUAAAAAACCUACAACAUAGUAGAAAAAUAAACCAUAAUAAUAAUAUAAAACUUUAAAAAGAAUGAGUAGCAUAAAAUAUAUUCCAUAGUGGAAUACAAGGUUCAUAUUUAUAGAAAACAUAUCACAUAAUCAUGACUGUUGUCAAAUAAAUUCAUAUUUAGUGGGAAUAUGAUUUUUUUAAAGCUAUAUUUUUUAAAGCAAUGUCUACAAAAUGUUUCCAUCAAUAUUUGCUUCUUACUUAAAUAAAAAUCUAUAUUCUCCCGAUAUGCCAGGAUUUCAUACAAACUGUAGGGCAUAAAAAACUAUUAUAUAAGGACUAAACACGAGGACAGAAAAGAGUGUGAGUUGUUAGCAUUUUCCUACAGGUCAAAAAGGGUUUUGAUAAAUUAGAAUUGAAUUAUCUUUUUAAAACCUUAAAGAAAGUUAGUACUGGUUCAGUUUCUGGAUGCAAAUAAUGCAUAGUUUACUUCAAACCAAAAUAACAGAUAAUUAGAUGCAUUGUAAGCUUUCGAAGGAUGUCUAGUUUAUUACUUGUACUGUUCACAGUACCUUUAGCAACUGAAGUGUGAGCAAUCCAUUGUCUGAGAACUAUGGCCAUGACAUGACCUAUAAAUGUUAAGCAUUAAUGAAUAUGUAUUUCAUGAAACAUGUAAGUAAUCUAUCUGCAUUUGGUUCAUAACAGGGUCCAAGAGGUGAAAAUGGAGCUCCAGGACUCCCAGGAACCAAGGUACAUUUUGUAACAACUGCUCCAUGUUUUUUGUGUGUGUUUGUGUUUAAGUAUGGAACAGGGGAGCUGGGAACCAAACAAAUACAUGCUGUGGCCCUUGGAGAUUGUGCAAAGCAAAAUGUUUUAAUUCAUAUCAGGGUGAAAAUGGCAUCCCAGGAGAACGAGGUGCACAAGGACCUCAAGGUUCCCCAGGAAGCAGAGGUGGAGCUGGCCCUCCUGGACCAGAAGGUGUAAAGGUAUGUACAAGUUUAUUUAGUUUUGUGCACACCUUGCAAAAUAUUUCCAGUCUUCCUCUUUUGUUGUCAUGUAAUAGCUUCUUAAAACAUUCCACUAGGGCCCAGGUGGUCCUCCAGGUCCUCCUGGAGGUCCCGGACUACAAGGUUUACAAGGAAUGCCUGGAGAUAGAGGAGCCAAUGGAAACCCUGGACCUAAAGGGGACAAGGUAUGCACUUCUGUACUUACAACAACAACAACAACAACAACAACAACAACAACAACAACAACGCAUGCUAUUCUAAACUCAUAAUGAUCAUCUGGCUAGCUUUACUACUGACCUGAUCAUAGGUUCCUUGAAAAACUGCAUUGCCAGAUGAGGCCACUAAAAGCUGCAGGUACUUAUCUUUCCUGAGAUCCCCACUUUUUGGAUACAAAAUGAUAUAUAAAAAUAUUGGGGUCAAAUCUUCAGGUAGCAUACCUCUCUCACCCCUACCCUAAGUAUACUUACAUGGAGUUAGCUUCCAUUGGAGUCAGCAGGACUCCAAUUGAAACAAAAAGGAUUAAGAAUGGGCUAUUAAUCACCAUAUUAUGUUUAUAUUAGUGGGAUUGGUUCAGUUUGACUCUUUAACCCUGAACUUAUUGAUCAGAUUUGCACUUGAGUUCCAUGACUGAAUCAGCGUCCUGAUUCAUAACUUUCUAAUACUUCCUAAUCCUUGCUUGUAUACUUUAUAUACUUUGUGAAAACCAGUAUUUUCUCACAGCACGCUGUGUACCAGUUCUGUGCCACUGGUAACAAUAGGCAUAUGAACAUAAAUUACAGAUUGGUGAGGAGGGAAUGACCCUUUCCCAGACACAAAGUAGAUUGACUCUGUUGGGAGAGUCAUUAUAUCUACAACACUGAUCGCAGCAAACAGACUCCUGGUGGUUUAGCAAUGUUAAGAAAUAGCAGUGAUUCCUCUUUCUCCCCUUUUCCUGUUCUGGUAACCAUAUAAGCUUUGUUUGACAGGGAGAGCCUGGUAGCAGAGGUGGAGAUGGCUUACCUGGAAAAGAUGGUGUCCGAGUGAGUAAAACCUCCCAUGGGUUCAUUUUUAGAUAACUUGGCUACAACAUCCCUUUAUGGGCGGGAGGGUGGAUUUCCAAUUGUUCUCUUCCAGCUCAUUAUAUGAGUUUGGGGAGCUCCUUGCUAACCUUCCCUACCAGUUUCCCAAACUUCCCCUUGUCAGGUAAGUCCAGAGGGCAGGAACCAGCAGCGGAGGCCAGCAGGGAGGGUUGGUAGCAAUGGCACAGGUCACAUUGGAAAUAGACAGUCAUGUGUAUGCUCAGGAGCGUUUACUGCACAGGGAGUGCAGUUUUCCAAUAUUUCUCUGCUCAGUGGAUAAAGCUGGGAGGGAUUGUAACCCACACACUCUAUGCUCCCAUGUAGCAGUGGAUGCUCCUGAGCUGGGAGGCAAUGCAACCCUCUAUAUAGCCCAUGUUCCUCAGCAUUAAUAGAUGUUUGACUAUUUUGAACCCUCCUAGCCAUUUCUCCCUAACUUAACCGUGUGUGUGUGUGUGUGUGUGUGUGUGUGUUUAGAGGUGGGGAUCAGCUUUGACAACUAGUAGUGGGUGAGCCUAUAUUGAGACGCAGAGAUUUGACUUCAGCUUGGUAUUUCCAAAGUGGAAGAUUCAGUUCCAAUCCCUUACUCAGUUUGGAAUUUCAGCACCAUCACUAAUUCUUAUAGCAUGAAAGUAUAAAACAACAACCACCCAGACUUACCCUAUAGAUCACCUAUAACCCCUGCAAGCCUCGGAGUUGAUCCCGUUUUUGCGGAGCGAUCAAUUCCGCGCCGCCAUUACCUCUGCAGGAAACCAGAAGUCUGGGAGAAGAAUAUUCAGAACACUUUUGCUUUCCAGACUUUGUUGAAAGUUAUGUUCACAUUUUUUAUUAAUAUUACACUGCUGAAUAUAUAUAUUUCAUCCUGCAGGGUCCUGUCGGUUCCAUUGGACCCCCCGGUCCAGCAGGCCAACCAGGAGACAAGGUAUGGGUCUCAUUCCAAAAUGGCAAUUAUUAUUCAUAUGUAAAUGUCAACUGUGCACAUUUUGAAGAAUCCAAUUCUGAAAAAAAUAUAUAUUCUUUUCUUUCAGGGAGAGCCUGGUACAGCUGGGCCUCAUGGCCCAACAGGUCCCCGUGGUGGUCCCGUAAGAGAUCCUUUAUUUUCAAUCAUAAUUUAAGCCAAUUUUUGUUUUGUACUGCUCCUAAAGUAUUUUCCAAGGAAGAAAUGUAGCUCUGUAUAACCCAUUGACUUCACAUAUAGUACUCUUGAGUGUUGGAUUGCUUGCUUAGGGAUCAAUAUAUAAUAGAAGGUGCCAGAAUAUCAUUUCUUUUUGGCAUGUAUUUUAAAACUAUACAUGAAAGUAAAUCAAUCCCUCUUCUGUACGAAAUUAUAUGCAUAAUCUCACAAAUUUCACUACCAACCAAUAGGAACCUGUACACACAUUUCCCUCUCCUUUCCCUUCCCCCGCUAACAUUUUACAUUUACGCAAAUUUAAGGAGCCAUGAUUUCAACAGUACCCUAUUCAUUUUUCUUAUAAUAAUCUGUUAUAAGAUCUCUAGUGAUCCAUUUAAAACAUUUAACUCUGCUGGUGGCAUAAAAUCGUGUAACUAAAAUUGAUGCCUAGCACACAGCACUGAUUAUCGACAAAAUAAGCAUCUUUAGCAAAGCAGUCUGGCCAUGUAGAUACGUACAAGAAUAUAAUCAACGUUUAUUUUUAUUUAUUUAUUUUUCUUGCAUUCAUAUCCCACCUUUCUUCCAUCAUGGAACCGAAGGUGACAUACAUGCAUUUUAUCCAUCCUUCCCUAUGAGGGAAAUUAACCUUAUUGUCCUAUUUAAAAUAUUAUUGAUCAUUUCCUAGCUGCUUGAUAAAUAAUAGUUCAUUAUUAGAAUGUCCAUUUGUGAGUUUACUUAACUUUCCUGCCACACAGAGCACAUUUGGACUCUUGAGAAACAUGAAAAUCUCACAGGGGGAGGGGAGGAAUGCAUGGCUUUCUUGCAUUGGUAUACAAAACAGAUAAAGAAAUAAGAAAGGAACUGAACACAGCAGGUGGGGAAUGAGUCAAUGUAUAGGGCAUUCAAGCAAAGUCUGGGUUUAGAUGCUUGCUAUCCUUUAUAGCCACGCGGGUGGCAUUGUGGUUUAAAUGCCACUGUGCCACUUGGACUUGCCGAUCAGAAGGUCGGCGGUUCGAGACCCCAUGACAGGGUGAGCGCCCGUUGCUCUGUCCCAGCUCCUGCCACCCUAGCAGUUCGAAAGCACGCAGUGCAAGUAGAUAAAAAGGUACCGCUCUGGUGGGAAGGUAAACGGCAUUUCUGAGUGCUGCUCUGGCUUCACCAGAAGCGGCUUAGUCAUGCUGGCUGCAUGACUCUGAAAAACUGUCUGCAGAAGCGGACAAACACCGGCUCCCUCGGCCUGUAAAGCGAGAUGAGCGCCGCAACCCCAAAGUCAUUCACGAUUGGACUUAACUGUCAGAGGUCCCUUUACUUUUACCUAUCCUUGAUCAAGUCAUUCCCAUAAGGAGUUGCCAAGCUAACAAAACAUAACCAGCUGUGAAAGGGUUCAAAACUUUUGCACAUUUUCUUCGAUGUUGUAAAUAGUUUGACGUCUUGAGAGGAGAGAAUAGGGGGACCCUGCAAAUGCAGAAUAUCUGCAAACCAGAGCAGCUGAAAUAGGAACAACAAUAGAGGUGGUACUUUGCAAACUUCUGAGGUGAUUUAAUUGUAUUACUCAUUGACCUUUUCAGGGUGAUCGAGGAGAGCAAGGACCCCCUGGCCCAGCUGGCUUCCCUGGAGCUCCUGUAAGUAUGGGGAGGGAGGAAGGGAGGGAGGGAGGGAGGGAGGGACAUAGGUAGGUAGGUAGGUAGGUAGGUAGGUAGAUAGAUAGAUAGAUAGAUAGAUAUAGAUAGAUAUAGAUAGAUAUAGAUAUAUAGAUAUAGAUAUAGAUAUAGAUAUAGAUAUAGAUAUAGAUAAAUCAUUUUUUGUAUUUUCCUAGUCUUUUCCCAUAGAUUUUAAGUACAUCAGAAGAUAAUUAUUACCCCUUUUUCACUCUCACCUGUGCAUAGCAAGAGGAAGGCAACAGCUUCCUAUAAAUAUUGAACCUUCUAGUAAAUUCAGGCAUUGAGUGCUAAUAGAACUACAGUUGUACCUUGGAAGUCGAACGGAAUCCGUUCCAGAAGUCCAUUCAAUUUCCAAAGCGUUCGACUUCCAAAUCGUAGUUUCUGAUUGGCUGCAGGAAGCUCCUGCAGCCAAUCAGAAGCUGCAGAAGCCCCGUUGGAUGUUCGGCUUCCAGAAGAACAUUCGAAAACCAGAACAGUCACUUCCGGGUUUUGAUCGUUUGGGAGCCAAAACGUUCGAGAACUAGGCUGUUCGAAAACCAAGCCACAGAAACAAGAGAGAGGUUUCUGUGAAACUCCGAUAUUUGCAGAAGUACAAUAAAUGUUUUAGAAACCAAAAACAGAAACGCCUAGCCAUAAGGACUGAGCAUGCCCAGCAACCACAGAAUCUAGGAUACCGUAAUUGUUGGGAAAGACCAGCUGGCUAAGACUCCGAACAACUGAGAAAAUGGCUGCCUAGGACCCUGAACAGGAGCUCUACUAUUAGGAGAAAGGAUGCACAGCAAGCUUUUGGUGCACAUCCACUUGUCUAAUAGUAAUCCAGAUGUGCUUGCUUCUCCUUCUGCAUCAAGUACACCUGGCUGCUGCUUUUUACAAUAUAGCGAUUUAACAAUGAAAAAACCUCAAUGACAUGUAAACAGCAAUAACCCCCAUAGUAAGGUGCUUGUGCCAAACAGAAUUUGAGUGCUCCUUUGAUCACAGCAGAAUGCCCUGCUGCAACCAGUUGCUUCUUGAGGCGCUGCACUGAGAUUGCCUGUAACAUCUUUUAUAAGCAAUAAAUGCUGGAGGUGGAGAGCAGAACCAAGGAGGAAUCGUGGUCUUUUGAAAAGCCCAGUCUUUGAGUGAAGUUGUCAGGGAAAUUAAUAAGACAUUAGCUCUGUGCACACUACUUUGCGAUAAGCAUCUUUAACUGCAUCUACAGUGAAAAAAACAUUGAGCUUGACAGGUGAUUAAAUUUGGAUUCCAGCUUUCCCAAAGCACUCUUUAAUAAUAAUAAUAAUAAUAAAAUUUUAUUUAUAGCCCGCCCUCCCCAGCCAAAGCCAAGCUCAGAGAGGCUUUUUACCAGAAUCACCCAUGACAGGAUUUGCAGCCCCCACAAAAAAGCAGGGGAGCAGGACUCAACAGCUACUGUUAGGUCUCAUUAUUCACCUCGUAAUCAGUCAUUAUUAUAUCUCAUCAGUGCUAUUUUUAUGGAAAAAGAGGUGCUGGAACUCCCUUGUUCUCUUUUAAUGGCAAUGGUGCCUACCUGAGAGGUGCUGUAACUGAGUUCCGGCAUAUUCUGGCUGGGAAAAAAGAAAUCCUGUGUCUCCUACUGAUAAUAAUGUUGAUGUUUAACAUGCAUGUCUUACUUUUCUAUAGGGACAAAAUGGAGAACCUGGUGGAAAAGGAGAGAAAGGCCCUUCUGGUGAGCGUGGUGAACCUGGAGCCCCCGGCGCUGCUGGUCCAUCAGGAGGCCCUGGAGCACCCGUAAGCAUAGAUAUCCUAAUCUAAUGUUUCUGAAGUCAAUGUAUUGCUGGUCUGUAUUUUCCUUCUGGCAUUAUGAUGUCUCGUUCUCAUAUCCUGUCUAGGGUCCAGCCGGUCCCCCAGGAGGAAAAGGAGAGCGAGGUUCGCCAGGCCCAGUAGUGAGUAUUGUUUUUUCAGUCUCUUCUGUAUCAGUAAGCAAUGGUGAUGCAUGUUCCAGUUCCAGUCAGAUGCAAGUAGUUGCACUUGCUCAAGUAUGCUGUGAUCUAAGAGAAGCAUGCUAGAGUCCCCUGACAUAGAUAAAUAAGAAAGUAGUUUAGAUAGUUUAGGUACUACAUGCUUGGUUCAACUGGCCUGAAAGCUCUAAUUGACAAAAGUAUUUUGAUGCAUGCUUUGACAUACACCGAGGGCCUUCUGGCAGUUCCCUUUCUGUGAGAAGUUAAGCUACAGGAAACCAGGCAGAGGGCCUUUUUGGUAGUGGCACACCUUCCCAUCAGAUGUCAAGGAGAUGAGUAACUAUAUAAGCUUUAGAAGACAUCUGAAGGCAGCCCUGUAUAGGAAAGCUUUUUAAUGUGUAAUGUUGUAUUGUGUUUUGUUAUAUGAUGGAAGCUACCCAGAGUGGCUGAGGUAACCAGUUAGAUGGACGGGGUACAAAUAAUAAAAAUGAUUAUUAUUUAGUUAGACCAGCCCAUCCAUUGUAAAAUGUUGACCUCCCGUUCUUACGUGGAGAUAAAAUGGAAAUGCAUUCAUAUCUUUUCACAACAUGGCUACAUAUUGCACAAAGAUGCUCUAGCAUUGGUCUCUUAAUAUAUAUCUGCCAACAGAGGAUAACGCUUCCUGCAUCUUAUCAAGUCCAGAAAGGUUCUGCUGCAAUACUUCUAGGACUCUUUAGGUUGCCACAAUAAUCUUGUGUUUCCAGACGUGUUUAUGACAGGCACAUUCGCCAUAGAAAUCUCAGUUAGUUGCCAUGUAAAAAAUGCUGUUAUUUUUCACUCUCAUGUAGUAACUUCCAACAUAGUCAUCAAAGUAGGUGAUUUAAUUAUGUACUUAAGGAUAUUUCAGUCCCUUGAAUUCUGCUUUUCGGUAUUUGAAGAUACUAGUGUUUUAUGACCUGUUAACUUGAGCAUCACUUAUAUUUUUCAGGGUCAGGCUGGCUUUCCUGGUACUCGUGGCUUACCUGGCCCUCCGGGCAACAGUGUAAGAAUACCUACCAUUUCCUAAUCCUUUCCAUGCUACUAAUGUCUCCAGUUGCCUUUGAGUUCUCAAGUGGCCAGGGAUGAGUGCCCACCUCCAUGGACAUGAAUUUGAAAAUUUACUUGCCCAUAAGUUGUGCACAUAUUGCUUGUGAAGUCUUAAUCAACUGGUUUUUGUUUUAAUAAAUUACAAAACAAGCUUCCUGAUGGAGAAACGCCAACCUGCCCCAAACUACAGAGCCUCCAAUAUUGCCUGCUUAGGUUCUUCCAGACUCACCUACAUCAGAGCUGUAAGGAAGAAACCUCUGGGUGGAAUUCAGGGUCACACUCAGGCCAUCAGCUGAUGUGCCUCUUCGUGACUCCUUGUGCUUAAAUCCUACCCAAUGCCUUUUCCACACAAGUUGUGACAUAUGUCUAUGUAUCAGGUCCAACAACCCCAUGUAAUCCACUAAGUGAAAAGCGAAUCUUCUCAACUAAAGGCCAGUUGUGGUUAUGAGUCAAAUUCCUUCUGGCUCUGAAAACCAGCAGCCACUCAAUGCCUCAGUGGAAGACUCUAAACCAAGGGAUGGAGGGCUGUAAAACUGGCCCACGAUGUGUGGAAGAGGUGAAUGGUGGGCUGCCCUGCCCUGUUAAACGGCCUGCCACUCCAACCCCUUCGCAAGAACCUGUUGGCCUCUAUGAGAGGUCAAAAAUCUCAGCGAUGGAAAUGGGAGGCCAUGGCGGCAUCUGUGCCACCCAGCGAUCUUUCUCCAGGCCAUUGCUCCUUUCCUUUGCUCCUAUGCCACCUGGUUUGAGAUCGUGCUGUCGCCAGUGUGGUGUGGUGGUUAAGAGCGGUAGACUCGUAAUCUGGGGAACCGGGUUCGCUUCCCCGCUCCUCCACAUGCAGCUGCUGGGUGACCUUGGGCUAGUCACACUUCUCUGAAGUCUCUCAGCCCCACUCACCUCACAGAGUGUUUGUUGUGGGGGAGGAAGGGAAAGGAGAAUGUUAGCCGCUUUGAGACUCCUUUGGGUAGUGAUAAAGCGGGAUAUCAAAUCCAAACUCCUCCUCUUCUUCUUCUUCUUCUUCUUCUUCUAUAUAGCAAAAUGUCCUUUUGCAACUUGGCUCAAACUAAAGCCUAGCUGUGAAGAACAAUUCCUGCAACUGGAUCCAAGCAAGACUUAGGACAAGGAAUAAAUACAUUUUUAAAAUAAUAAUAAUAAUGAUGAUGAUGAUGAUGAUGAUGAUGAUUGUGUUCUGCUAACAAACCCAUCACCCCCCAUUUGCUAUUAUGUUGUUCAUCCAUAGUCUGCUUUACUCUCAAAGCAUCUCUUCUUUUUAUGAGUUACUUUUGAAUGUGUUCAUAGAGCACAAUCCAUAUUCAAGGGUGGCAAGUCUAAAUCAAGGAGGUCUAUCUCUUUGGACACAUAACAUAAAUUCUCCAUUAUUUUGGUAUUCUAAGAGUGUUGAUUCAAAUACUGUAUGUCAAGCAUCACUUUCAAAUAUUGACUCCUAGGGUAACCCAGGACUUCCUGGCAAUGCGGGUCCCCCAGGCAAGGAUGGUCCUCCUGGCCCAGCUGGUUCUACUGGUCCUGCUGGUGGCCCAGGAGCUGCUGGUCCCAAAGGUGAGCCUGGCCCACCAGGUGAAAAAGGUCCAGCAGGUGUAAAAGGAGAACCAGUAAGUACAUUAUUUGGGAGUCUACAAAAUAGAGUUGAAAAUAUUCAGUGAAAGAUUACAGUUUUCCUGUGAUGUCUUACUUCUGAUACGUUAAAAUUACAGAUGCAGUGAUUACACUGAUCUGUUGUGGGUGUGUGAUAAAUUAGGACCAAUCUUUACAGCUAGUCAUAGCAGCUCUUCUUCUUAAUCAAUGUAUUGCCUUGCCUGCAUGUCAAAAUGGCUGCUCAUCACUCUCCCGGGGGUGGGGGACAGAUGCAGCCCCUUACUCUUGGCCUCCUUCCUCUGAUGGCUUAGGCAUAGGCCAUUGAAGGGGAAUUCCCCAUGGACAGCGGGAGUUCAGGGGUGGUCUUCCUGCCCAUGACACCAUCUCCUGACAGGCUAAUCAAUGGCCCCACCUGGAGGGCAGUGCCUGGCUGGCUGGCUGGCUAUUGGCUGCUGUCUCUUCCAGUCUGGCAGCAAGGCUUAAGAGGCUAGCUGCAUGGAGAUUUAACAGUGCUACAAAAAAAUUUCAUUUACUUAAGUUUUUGUUAACACUCUUCAAAUAGUAAGGAGCAAACAUACACAUUCCUGCUAACCUAGCAGUUCGAAAAAGUGCAAGUAGAUAAAUAGGUAAGGUAAACGGCGUUUCCGUGUGCUGCUCUGGUUCGCCAGAAGCGGCUUAGUCAUGCUGGCCACAUGACCCGGAAGCUGCACGCCAGCUCCCUCGGCCAAUAAAGCGAGAUGAGCGCCGCAACCCCAGAGUCGGUCACGACUGGACCUAAUGGUCAGGGGUCCCUUUACCUAAACAUACACAUUGUUUUAUCUAUAUCACAGGACUGGAUAAUGGUUUUCGAUCCUAGUUUUCAGGGCAAGCUCAAAUCAUAGUUUGCCAGUUCACAUUAAAUGGUAAACUAUGGUUGGCCUCAAACCAGGAAAUGAGGGAAGAAUUUCCCAGGCUCAUGAACAGGAGAAUACCUUAAGCUCGAUGCUUCUUCCAGGCUCAUUCACAUAGCGCCAAACUAUGGUUCUGCAUUAUGCCUCAACCAUUCCUCUGUUUCUUAGAAAUGGAACAACUCAGAAUGUAAAAAGUAUCCCACCCCCCUUAAACAUAAUUGGUGAGAGGCAAGACUUUAAGUCAGCCUUCCUCAAUCUUUGGGUUCCUCAAUGUUGUUGAUCAGCCCCAGCCAUCUGGAUAAAUGGCACAGGAUUGUGGGGGGUUGCAGUCCAACAACGUCUGGGGACCUAAGAUUGGAUUAAUCAUUAUCUAAAAGCCUUAGCAAAAGUUUUAUCAGAACACUAUUUCUAAGAAAUAUGGAGGCUGAAAUAAGCCCAUAAUCGUGACAGGGCUCACCAACCUUUUGAGGUCCAUAGGCCCAUUUGCUCACUGGAGAAGCGGUUAUGGGCAGCACACAAACACUGCAACCAAGCACACACCACACUGUUCUGUUGGCUACAAUAUACCGCUUCUUUCAAGCCUAAUGUUAAUGUGGAGAGGGAGACCUUGUAGGUGUCAGGGAAGAUGGUCUCCAUUAUGCUCUGCAAGGCAUGGAGUGCAUUUUCAUCUGUACCAUCUCUGCUCAGCUGAGCAUGUUCUGCAAUAGAAACCUUCUCCCCCCCCCCCCCCAGCUACACAUAUCUCAGUAAGCUUCAAAAGCCAUUUUCUGCAUCUGUAUUUGUUGGUCUGGGAAAAAUGUUUAUUGUCCAAGGUGAUAAAUACAAUCAGUAAAUAAAUCCCAUAAACAAAUUUGUUUCUGUAUUUCUCUUCGUAGGGUUUUCCAGGUCCUUCAGGAUUGGGUGGCAUACCUGGGCAACGUGGUUCUGUAGGGCUGCCCGGCCCGAGAGGUCCCUCUGGUGCCAAUGGCGCACCUGGCGGAAAGGUAAGGCAUUACCCCAUUACUUUUAAUUCUCCAAAUUAUUUAACAUAACAAACGUUUUGUGUUUUAGAAAUUAGGUCUUGAAGUGAUGUGUGUGUGAGAGAGAGCUUCAUAAAGAAAUGUGUGAGGAAGCUGUUUUGUGGACAAGUCUCCAGUGAUCAGUGAUUUCCUCCAGAGUUAUAAAACACAUAAUUCCAUGUUAGUGUCAGUAUCAGCAGUUUUGUGGUAAUAUAAGGUGACAUUAUGUCAGUGAUGGUCAGUGUGGUGGGAGAGAUGGUAGUAAUCACUUGCCUGCACUGAACAGAGUCCAAGGAAGAACAAGCUUAAUUAUUUACUGACAUGCAAUGCAAUACUGUUGGAGGCAGGAAGUGGCUGGGUCAGUAUAAUUAGCCGGCAUCAAGGGAAUGGGAGUUUUCCCCCCCCUGCCCCGGUAGUUUUGGAGUUUGCUUAUGAUGGGCAGAAAUGUUAUUGAGCCCUUUUGCAUAUCCCAUUGCUUUAAAGCUCUUGCCACCUCUCUACCCCUCUAGCAAUGAACAGACCACACACUCAAGUAAAUUUAAAAGCUUUACUUACUAACUCCUAAGGUCUGAUUCAUGCAUUGUUCCACACAGCAGCAAGGGGAGCACAGGUAGAUUACUCUUGGGUGCCUAAUACAGCAUAUAGUUUCAAACAUGCAAGUUCAGAUCCGUCCGUCUUGGUGGAUUACAUAGUGAGAAGAGAGAGUGAGGAAUAGGAAAAGAAGCAGCUUCACUUUCUCCCUCAAGAAGGGGUUUGACCUAGCUGAGUCUAGGAACAGAUCUCUCUGGUCUUAACUUCUUCAUGCCUACAAUAGCUCACAUUUAGCAGGGUUUUUUUAAAAAAUGUCAGUAUGUCAUUAAUCCAUCUGUUUUUCCAUUGCAGGGUGAAGAUGGCAAACCAGGAUCCAAUGGCAGCCCAGGAGAACGAGGACCUCAAGGGCCACCAGGUCCAAUGGGCCUAAAUGGAGCACCCGGAGAACCAGGCAGAGACGUAUGGAAAGAAUUUCAUCUUCGUUCUAUCCUAGGGAUAAACACACACUGCAUGUAGAAAUUUUGCCCACCUAAAAUGAGACAAAUUAGCCUCAUUCAAAGAUCCUGUUGUACAUCCUAGUACGGAGACUAGGAAAGACUUGGUCUUCCUUCUGUGGGAAGCUGGAUACUGGUUUGCACCCAUGCAUGCACAUUGCUUGAUUUCUUUGAAUUUGAUUACUAUACAAGACAAAGGCCCUUACUUCCUGGGAGACCCAUUUGUUGCUGUCACCUGGGUUGGAGGGAGAUCUGGACAAGCUUCCUCUGGUGUGCCUGAGUGACUGUUGCAUGACUGUAGCACUGCUUAUUUUGCACCCCUGUGGCCAGUCAGCUGCAACAGCCAGCCUUCUGGGGGCAGAGACUCCAAGCAGACCAGAGAAGGAACCUGUCCAAACUGGUCUAUGCCUAGACAUUAAAGGCUUAUUUGCAUAUCUUUGUGCUUGGUUUCUCUUCACAUGAUUAUGGUUUAAUUCAGACUCACAGCUGAACAUAAGAGCAGUUUCAAUGAAAAGCAUUGUGUCAGAGGUAGCAUGGAAGUUUAAUUUGUAAUUCCCUAUUCAGGCACGCAUAUCAGCAUGUGGUACUGCGUUCCUCUUCAUGUGUGAUGUGUGGGAAAUCCCUUAAUGAGUGAGCAAUCUCAGAAAAGCAGCAGCAGCUUAUUUUGACAUGCCAUUAUGACCAUGAUAAUUUCAAAGUUAAAGUGUUGGUGGAAAUAUCACUUAAGUCUUUCCCUUUGCUUCAAUCUUUUUAUACUUUUUAUACUUAUAUUUAAAGCCUUCUUUCACCCUUAUUUCUCAGGGUAACCCUGGAUCAGAUGGUUUACCAGGUCGUGAUGGGUCUUCAGGACCAAAGGUGAGAAGCGACUUAACCAUCACAGUCAUGUGUGCUCUUUCAGAUCCCAGUGAUUGUGGUUGCUACUGCUAGUCCUAAUCAAUACAGUGGACCUUGGUUCUUGAACUCAAUCCAUUCGACUUCCAAAAUGUUGACAAACCAAGGCGUGUGAACAAUGCCAACAGCCAAAACGGAUGUUCGGCUUCUGAAAAACGUUCGCAAACCAGAAAACUUACUUCCAGGUUUGCGGCAUUCGGGAGCCGAUUUGUUUGUCAACUAAGCCGUUCGGGAAUCAAGGUACCACCGUACUAGCAUUUGACUGUGUUUAUGGUCAUUUAGAAAAUUAAAUGAAUUCCUCACGUUGGCCAUUUGUUGUCUCCUCAGGGUGAUCGUGGUGAAAAUGGUUCUCCUGGUUUGCCAGGGGCUCCGGGUCAUGUGGGUCCCCCAGGUAAUACUGGUCCAGCUGGGAAAUCAGGCGAGAGAGGACAUCCAGUAAGUGCUGCCUUCCUAUGUUUUCUUACUAGCAUCUAUGUGAUACUAAACUAGCAGUGUAUUAACAGUACGCUAUGCUUUUUCCACCUCCGUCUGACACCACAAGGAAGUGGGGAAGCCAUCAGCAAUACCACAGAGAUGAAGGCACUUUCCCAAGAGAUUUAGCUUGCCCGUUCAGCGAAUUUUCUUCGGGUGAAUUGCUUCGAGUCGAUCCCACUUUCUAGCAAUUGGGGAAAAAAAAGGCAUAUCAAAACAGGAAUUCUCAAAAUGAUUUAGUUAUUUGUAAUGACAUUUCCUUUGAAAUGCUGAAAACAGUGGGAUGUGACCAUGUGUCAUACUCUAGUGCCCUAGAACAGAAUUUCCUCCACUGAAACAACUUGAAUUUGGUUUCUUCAACGACCUACUGCCAUUUUUCCCAAUGAAAAGCCUCUCCAAGUUAAAUCCAGGGGCAUACACCAACAUGACCUGAGGGCACUGUGAAAAACUAUGCUGCCUACAAAGUGUUAUUUUUCUAGAAAAAGAGGUGCACCAUGAAUGCCUCCCUUUUCUCUUAUACAGUGGUACCUCAGGUUAAGUACAGGUUAAGUAUGGAGGUCCAUUCUUAACCUGAAACUAUUCUUAACCUAAAGCACCACUUUAGCUAAUGGGGCUUCCUGCCGCCAUGCUGCCGCUGCACGAUUUCUGUUCUCAUCCUGAAGCAAAGUUCUUAACCCGAGGUACUAUUUCUGGGUUAGCGGAGUCUGUAACCUGAAGCGUCUGUAACCCGAGGUACCACUGUAAUGGCAACGGCACCCACCUGAGAGCUGAGUUCCAAUUAGUUCUGGCUGAAAAAAGCCCUGAGCAUACAUUUUUUUUUGAAAAUGGAAGUCAUUGAAGUGAUGUUUGUUCAUUAUGUUUGCUAAUAUAUUUGGGAGCUUAAUAGUAGAGAUGUGAAUGUUUUCUCUGUUUUGUGACACAUCCAGUUUAUAUCCAGAAAAUCGAUGCUUGGCAUAGACAUAAUCCUGUGUUGUUCUUUGUUACAGGGACCUGCUGGUCCAGUCGGCCCCACUGGCCCUGCCGGUGCCCGUGGUGCUCCCGUAAGUCUCUGUUUCAGAACUUUGUAUGUAUGUGUCCAGGGCAGCUGUUUAUCAGCUCCAUCUGGUAUGCAGGCUGAGACCCUACCUGCCCGCGGACUGUCUUGCCAGAGUGGUGCAUGCUCUAGUUAUCUCUCGCUUGGACUACUGCAAUGCGCUCUACGUGGGGCUACCUUUGAAGGUGACCCAGAAACAACAACUAAUCCAGAAUUCGGCAGCUAGACUGGUGACUGGGAGCGGCCGCCGAGACCAUAUAACACCGGUCUUGAAAGACCUACACUGGCUCCCAGUACGUUUCCGAGCACAAUUCAAAGUGUUGGUGCUGACCUUUAAAGCCCUAAAUGGCCUCGGCCCAGUAUACCUGAAGGAGCGUUUCCACCCCCAUCGUUCAGCCUGGACACUGAGGCCCAGCACCAAGGGCCUUCUGGCGGUUCCCUCACUGCGAGAAGCCAAGUUACAGGGAACCAGGCAGAGGGCCUUCUCGGUAGUGGCACCCGCCCUGUGGAACGCCCUCCCACCAGAUGUCAAAGAGAAAAAUAACUACCAAACUUUUAGAAGACAUCUGAAGGCAGCCCUGUUUAGGGAAGCUUUUAAUAUUUAAUAGGUUAUUGUAUUUUAGUGUUUUGUUGGAAGCCGCCCAGAGUGGCUGGGGAAACCCAGCCAGAUGGACGGGGUAUAAAUAAUAAAUUAUUAUUAUUAUUAUUAUAUUACUAGUUCUCAUUAAACCCAAGUAUACUCUUAUGAAAACUCUUUGUCAAUAUGCUUCUACAAGGGCCCUGCGGGUGCACGUGGUGACAAAGGUGAAGCCGGUGAACGUGGCAGCAAUGGGAUAAAAGGCCAUCGAGGAUUCCCUGGUAACCCCGGACCCCCUGGUCCAAGUGUAAGUUUGCAGAACUCUCCUGCCUUCCUUGCGUAAGAGGGGGGAAAUGCUGGAUUUGUUUCAUGACCCCAGAGUUUAGCACAAUAUGUAACUUUGACAAGAAUGAAAAGUAUCACAAGUGAUCCCUACAGUGCCUGGAUUAUCCACCAAAUGAUGUACAAUUUAAUGUUUUGGCAGAGGAAAACAGGAGUGAUUUUGCAGGCGUUCUGGAAUUUACCACCCUGUGUCCUGAGCCUUCAUUAUGUUUCAUGGAGGAAACAUGCCUAGCAAUAUCACUUGGGCAUAUAAUUAUUUCAUUUUUGUAGGAGUAAAGUUGAACCUUUUGGGAUAUCCCAAUAUCCUUGGCAGCAAUGCAUGAGAGAAACUCCUUACUGUUUUGUUACUGGCAUUUAUAGACCACUCAUUAAUGGGUAGGUCACAUUCAAAACAACGAAGAAAUUUUAAAAAUGGCAUUUCAGUUUUCUGAUACCACAUAUGCACAAUGGCUCUAAGCCAGAGGAAGUUUGUUGUACUUAAGCAUCCUUGAAAUCCAUGUAAAACAUUUGUCACAAUUAACUGAAGUGUCAUUGAUUUCAAUAGGACAUAAGUCCAGCUAACUUCCUUUGAUCCGUGGAGUUACCUACCUUUAAAGCCACUGGUACCACCUAUAUUCUGGAAUGGAAGCGUUCAAAUUGUAUUUAAUUCUGAGAACAUUUAGCUUCUAAACCAUGCACAUUAACAUGGCUUAUGGUCCCAUACAAAACUGUAAUAAUGAAAAUAGAGAACCAUUUUAUUUAUAUUUGACCCGGCCAGUGUAAUAGCUCAGAGGUGGGGAUCUUUUUCUGGCUGUCAAGCUAGAUUAUUGUCUCCCCACCUCAGUGGGUCACAUUUGACAGCUAUGCAAGGCCACCCACCUGUCAGUCACAUGAGGUCAUGAUGGUGUCAGGUGAUGCUGCACUUUGAAGCCCUGAUUUUCGGGACGUCAAAGUGCAGCACAGAGCUGUCAGAAAGCCCUUUUGCAAACAUCCCUGCACUGCUAUUUGAAUCUCUAGGUUUCAGAGAUUGGAAGAGCAGUGCUGUGAGGGAGAAGCUCUAUCCCAUGGAAACUACUUUCCCCUCCUGGAGCAAGGCAUAAAUCCACCCAUCUCAGCUGGAUGAGCAGGGGAAGCAUGCCUUGCUGCAGCAAAUGAACAAUCGGGAUUUCAAUUUAAGCUCCCAGUUUGUUCUUUUGAAGCCCCACCCUUACUUGUCCCAUACCUGAUGUCAUGCAUCUGAUAUCUAGAGAGGUUCUACCUUUGGAGUUUGAUGUUCCAGUUAACUUGCAUGCCGAAUAGCUGUAGAUAUAUAUAUAUUCAUCUUCUAUGGAUUGCCAGAUCUUGUAGUGAGUGCAACAAUACAGGUGUUCCAAUGUAAAGAAAAGAAUGUAAAAACUGGAUUUUACUAGAUCUACAUCAUUAUUAUUUUUUUGACAGGGUGCAUUGGGUCCCCAAGGUCCAAGUGGAAGCCCAGGACCUGCUGGUGCAAGAGUAAGUAACCUGUUGAUUCUGUCCAACCUGAAUGCAUUCUCAAAUUAUGGCUAGACAGUUGAGAAAGAACUAACUUUCUCCUCCUCCUCCUCCUCCUCCUCCUCCUCCUCCUCCUCCUCCUCCUCCUCCUUCCUCUUCUGUUUAGGGUCCCCCUGGUCCAAAUGGCCCACCUGGAAAAGAUGGUACAAGUGGCUACCCAGGUCCCAUCGGCCCUCCAGGUCCUCGUGGAAGCAGAGGCGAAUCUGGCGCUCCGGUAAGGGAAUCAGCACUCUUUAAGAUGAUGAAAAGUGAGAAGCAUCAUCUUGAAAGCUAGUCUCCAUACUGUCUGGGAGCCUAGCACAAGACUUGACAAGAAGGGAGAUCAAGUUUGUACCCAAAGGGAUCUGAACAGCACUUCUCAAUAAAGAGUGGUAAAAAUAAAAGCUGCAGAGUUUAGCCUGACCAUGCUGAAUUUCAGGCAAAUGUAUUUUCCUUAUGAGAGCUGUACCUGAGCCACAGUUAUGGUACCCAAUCCUGAGUGUGGGAAGUAGGUGGCACUAAACAGACAGCUUCCUCCCCACAACUAGCUACAUGCACAGCUAGUUACAAUGAAAGUGAAGGUGUCUACCCAGCUGGCCUCACUAUUCAGAUUUAUUCAGAUUUGUUGCUCAUAAAGCUCAAGCCGGGUGACAGGAGGUUCUUGUGUAUUUCAUCAGUAUGAUGAUAAAAUAGAAGGAUUAAUAGAAUAAAAUAAAAUAAAAAAUAGAUAAUGAUUAUUAUAUCUGCUGUUUCUAUUGGGUGACAGUACGUUUCCGAGCACAAGUCAAAGUGUUGGUGCUGACCUUUAAAGCCCUAAACGGCCUCGGUCCAGUAUACCUGAAGGAGCAUCUCCACCCCCAUCGUUCUGCCCGGACACUGAGGUCCAGUGCUGAGGGCUUUCUGGCGGUUCCCUCACUGCGAGAAGCCAAGUUACAGGAAACCAGGCAGAGGGCCUUCUUGGUAGUGGCACCCGCCCUGUGGAACGCCUUCCCACUAGAUGUCAAAGAGAAAAACAACUACCAGACUUUUAGAAGACAUCUGAAGGCAGCCCUGUUUAGGGAAGCUUUUAAGGUUUAAUAGGUUAUUGUAUUUUAAUAUUCUGUUGGAAGCUGCCUAGAGUGGCUGGAGAAACCCAGCCAGAUAAAUUAUUAUUAUUAUUAUUAUUAUUAUUAUUAUUAUUAUUAUUAUAUAACAAGGCACAGUUGUGGACUGAAAUAUCACUGGGGAGAGGACUAGCCUGAAACCUUUCCUAUCUAAAUAGUCCAGUGUCGUGUGGUUAGUGGAAUAGGGGAACUAAGCUAGUCCCCUAAAUGUUCCCAGUAAAUAAGAGUAUUAAAGCAUUAAAGCCUAGUGCCUUCUUUCCAAAGCCUGGGAAGCUUCUGCCUGGUUUAGGGAGGGAGGUGCGACACUCAUCCCCCCCCCCCAUCACCUUCACAUGCUAGCCCUAACUAUUCAACUAUUUCAAAAAAUCACCAAGCACCACUGAAAUAGCCACAUACAAGACCAGAUCAAAGAAAAGCUCGACCAAAGGAUAAAUAUUGAGUCCAACCCUCGGUGGAGAUUAUGAGCCUGGUGUCUUGCAGCACAAGGCUAAAAGUGCCAGUAACACUGACUGGUCCUUUUCUUUGAGUGUACAGGUGAACUAAUGUACAUGUGCAUUUUUGAGUUAUGGGCGGGGCUUGUUUUAUUUUCUAGGGUCCUGCGGGUCAUGGUGGUCCUCCAGGGCCUCCUGGUCAACCUGGAGCUCCUGGUCCGUGCUGCGGAGGUGGUGGCCCAGAGAACCUUGAAAAAGGACCAUCCUACUACAGAGACCAGCCAGAUGAGGACAAAAUAGCCAUGAGCGAUAUUUUAACUUCGCUGAAGUCAAUCAACAACCAAAUCGAAAACAUCGUUAGCCCUGAUGGAUCACGGAAGAACCCAGCUCGGAAUUGCAGAGAUCUGAAGUUCUGCCAUCCUGAACUGAAGAGUGGUAUGUUCAUUUCUGUUCUGAUCCAGGUCAUAGAGAAGUCAGUGAGAAAUAUGCAGUCUCAAGAAAAGAACCGGGCAUCGCGAGGGACACAGAACUGCCCCAUAGAUCUCUUUUCCCUCUCUUUCUGGUAAAGACUAGUAAUAUAAAAUGUGGUGCUCCUUUGGUACACUAUGCAUUUCUUAAUCAAUGACAGCAAAUGAUGCUGCACAAUGUAAUGCUCAGUGUAAUCAUAUUAUAUAUUUCCAUGAAGAGGGGAGAAGGAGGGAUCGACUAGUGGCUGAUUCCUGCACUUAGCCACAACAGGAGGCAAUUAACUACAUUAGCUCCAAGUCUGGAAUAGUUUCAGGGCUGGAUUGCAGGCAAAUUGUGGAAAUAAUAGGGCUUGGGAUCCUAUAACUAUACUAUAUAACUAUAACCUAUAACUUUAAUGUUUGAUGUUUUAUUCUGUUUCUGUAUAUGCUGGAAGCUGCCCAGAGUGGCUGGGGCAACCCAGUCAGAUUGGCGGGGUAUUAUUAUUAUUAUUAUUAUUAUUAUUAUUAUUAUUACCAAAGUGCUUGAUGUGCCUGAUAAUGAAGAAAUGUGUCAGGGGAAUGUGUAGCUGUUAUUCAGUUAAAUUAGACUUUGAAGGAAGUGUAAAGAUUAACAGUACUUAAUAUGACUCAGCAAACGUUAAGAACAUACAAGUGUAGAGUAAUAUUAUCAUUUAGGUUUAUAUUCUUCCCAAAGUAACCCCACAAGGCAGCAGAAGCCUUUGGCAUCCAGUGUAAGGAAGAAUCUAAUCCCAGGUUAAAGAAUGCCCUUUUGCUUUGUCACUUUAGGGGAGUACUGGAUUGAUCCCAACCAAGGUUGCAAAUUGGACGCCAUUAAAGUAUACUGCAAUAUGGAAACUGGGGAGACGUGCAUCAGUGCUAAUCCUAUGAGUGUUCCAAAGAAGAACUGGUGGACAAGCCCAGGACCCGAAAAGAAACAUAUUUGGUUUGGAGAGUCUAUGAAUGGAGGCUUCCAGGUAAGAAGAAUGAUGCGUCUCCACCCCAUCAUUCAGCCCGGACACUGAGGUCCAGCUCCGAGGGCCUUCUGGUGGUUCCCUCACUGUGAGAAGUGAGGUUACAGGGAAUGAGGCAGAGGGCCUUCUCAGUAGUGGCACCAGCCCUGUGGAACACCCUCCCAUCAGAUAUCAAGGAGAUAAACAACUAUCUGACUUUUAGAAGGCAUCUGAAGGCAACCCUGUUUAGGGAAGUUUUUAAUGUUUGAUGCUUUAUCGUGUUUUUAAUAUUCUGUUGGGAGCCACCCAGAGUCGCUGGAGAAACCCAGCCAGAUGGACAGGGUAUAAAUUGUUGUUGUUGUUAUCAUUAAUAUUAUUAAUAUUAUUAAUAUUUGGUCAAGCAAACCUUGACUUGAGAGUGUAAUUAAAUUGCUUCUCAAGAAAGAAGCAACUCUGGAUCCAUUUCUAAUUGAAUGAAAAACAUAAUUGUCUUCUCUCCCAACUACCAUAGCAACUUCCAUGGCUCUUGCCAUUUUUAUCAGAUGUUUCUUGCAUUGCUAAUGCUGAUUUUUAAAAAUAUUUUAAAAUAUAAUGUUACGUGCAUGGAUAUCUAUAUUUCCAAAUUUAUACGCUUGAAUUUAAAAGGGGGAUGUACUGGGGGAAGGCAUUGAUUGGAAAGACCCCCCCAAAAAAAUAAUAAUAAUCAGGAAACAACCUUUGCCAGCUGGAGCUGGUAUCUUUUCUUCACUUUUAUUUCCUCUCCAUUGUUUCCAAUGGUGGUGAUGGGGUGGUGGUCUUUAAAAACUGGGGAAAGCUCUUCCAACCUCAUAGCAAGAGCCCAGCAUGGCUUUGGUUUUGGUGCACGGACUGCCUAUGCCGUCUACAACCGUCUACAACAAACAAGCCUUUUGUGUUUGCCCCACAGUUCAGCUACGGAGACCCAGAUCUUCCAGAAGAAGUUGCAGAUGUUCAGCUGGCCUUCCUCAGAAUUCUUUCUAGCCGAGCGUCUCAGAAUAUCACCUAUCACUGCAAAAACAGUAUAGCUUACAUGGACGAGGCCAGCGGGAAUGUAAAGAGAGCCCUGAAGAUGAUGAGUUCUACCGACAGCGAAAUCAAGGCGGAAGGAAACAGCAAGUUCACAUACACUGUCCUGGAAGAUGGCUGUACUGUAAGUAAACAUUGCAAAACAAAAUUGAGAUUCGGUUCAUUGUUCCAUUAUGAAAUUUCAGUUUUGCAAACCUCCUAUUUUCACUCCUAAUCUUGUGCAUUUUAAAGAGCCUUAAAUUUGUAGUUAUAUCUUUCGAUUGGAUUUUAUAGUGCAGAAGAACUUUAGCAUUUUCCCUAGCUGACUAUAGAGGGGCCGAUCACAAGAGUGAGAAGUGGAACAGGAAAGUAAAACUUUGGGGCAAUGCUUGCUAGCAGGGUGGUGGAAACUUUGAUUCAAGCUUCCACACAUAUAGUUAUGUACAGACUCUUCACUGGAUGACCAGUGACCAGUGAGCUACUCCCAGCUCAGAUUGGACUGAUGAAUAAGGCUAUCAAUGGGAAUAGCAAGGCUAUCAAUGGCUGCAAGUCAGGAUGGAUCCUUUAUCAAAGGCAGUAUGCUCUGAAUUCUACUUGCUGCUGAUUAAUACUACUGCUAAUAAUAAUAAUAAUAAUAAUAUGCAUUUAUCCCUCACAUAUGACUCAGAAGUCUGGGGAGGAGAAUCACGAUGGGUCAUUCAUACUUCCUCCUUCACCAUGGAAGAGCCUGAUAGAUAUUAAUCCAAAGUGUCGCUAAUCAAACCUUUUUAAAAUCACUUUCUGCUUUGCAUUUCACAGAAACACACUGAUGAAUGGGGUCGAACCGUCUUUGAGUACAGAACACGCAAGACAAUGCGGUUGCCGGUGAUAGAUAUCGCACCCUUCGACAUCGGCGCUCCCAAUCAAGAAUUUGGUGUGGACAUUGGCCCGGUUUGCUUCUUAUAAACCCGAGAAUCAUGCUCAUUCCGAACCCCAACAAACAAAUUCACACUCCCAUCUUUGCUCUUCUUGUCUUAACCUUGUCAGCUAUUAAGAGUCAAAUCAACUGUAUCCCAGUUAUUUAUUUGCAAAAAAAUUCUGGAGAGAGGGAGGAAAGAGAUAAAUUGACAUAAAAAAUGCCAUUUUCUUAUUUUGCUCUUUACACGACAUGCAACAAAAUCCCUUCUGCUGUUUCUUUCACCAAAAUUGGAAAAAAAAACCUUCCAACAGUAUCUCCAUGGUGCUACAUUACAACCUCAACACUCAGUACAGCAAAACUGUAAUUAUAAUUGAAUGCUUGCCCAUCAGUCAAGCACUGACGGAUUCCAGCAUCCAAGUUUGCCCUCCAAUAUAAGAUGCAGUUCAUAAAGCUAGAGAGAAUUCCCCGUUUCAACUACCUCAACAUGGACAGAAACUGGGAUGAGUUUGAUGAUUCACACCAAGAGAACCAACUCAAAAGAUGUUGGAACCAAUGAAUACAUCUGGUCAGGUGGUUUUGUUUCUGUACUGAUUAUUGAUGAACAGAGUACAGUCCAUCUGAAGAAGUGAAUGCCCCUAGUGUCAACAGACUAAUAUAAUUUUAUUGCUGGACUGCAUUGUGUGAUUUUUUUGAUUUAUUUUUUUUACCGGGUGCUCCUAUACUUUCCUGUCAUUGCUGGUCAAGACCACUAAAAUUAGGGAAGUGUAAAAAGAUUAAUGUGAUGGUGCUAGUUGUGUGAUUUUUUUCCACUUCUAAAUCUGUGAGCCAGGUUUAUUGGCUUGCGUUAAAAUAUCAAGGCUUGACAACAAUUGUAAAUGUCUCUCAUCAAAAGUCGUAUUGUCGGUAGGCCAUUGCUGAGGGCUUUUCUUCCUUCCCUCUGUAAAAGUCAAUAAAGAUGCAAAAUCGUGAGCUUCUUUUGUCACAUUAACACAUUUAUAGUGUUGGAGGUUAACCAUCUUUGUAAGCUUUUAUAUGGUUGUUGGUCUUUUCCUUACAGAGACACAUAAUAAAAUAUUGUAAUAAAACUCUAGCGUUGCAGUUU